GAGCAGUUGGAGCAUUCCCAGCCUUGCCUCGGGUGUAGGGAUUGCAAGGGAAAAAGCAAAACUACACGGCUAAGACCCUGUGUAGUUUUGUUUUUUGGGAUAUUUCGAGGCUCAACGGUUCUCACACUGUGUUUUCUGAAAUCAUAUCUGGAUAAGGACUUUGUUUCAGAAGACCAAACCCUUUUGGGCUUCGUCCCUCCAGUUCAAGGCACUCUUGUGGAUACAAGGUGCCUUCCACCAUGACAACACAGGCACCAACAUUUACACAGCCGCUUCAGAGCGUUGUGGCACUUGAGGGUAGUGCUGCAACGUUCGAAGCUCAAGUUAGUGGUAAUCCAGUUCCAGAGGUGAGCUGGUUUCGUGAUGGCCAGGUUCUUACUGCUGCCGCUCUGCCCGGCGCUCAGAUCUCGUUCAGCGAUGGCCGCGCUGUUCUGAUGAUCCCCGCCGUGACAGCCGCACACAGUGGAAGAUUUUCUGUCAGAGCCACCAAUGGUGCUGGACAAGCCACUAGCACUGCUGAACUGCUGGUUACAGCCGAAACUGCACCACCAAAUUUUAUUCAGAGACUACAAAGUUUGACUGUGAGACAAGGGAGCCAAGUGAGACUGGAUGUUCGAGUUACAGGAAUCCCUGCACCUGUGGUGAAGUUCUACAGAGAGGGAGCCGAGAUUCAGAGCUCCGCUGACUUUCAGAUUGUUCAAGAUGGAGACCUUUACAGUUUGUUGAUUGCCGAGGCCUUCCCAGAGGAUUCUGGAACCUAUUCUGUCAGUGCUUCUAACAGCAGCGGACGUGCAACUUCAACUGCUGAGUUGCUUGUUCAGGGUGAGGAAGAAGCCGUACCUGCAAAAAAGUCUAAAACUAUAAUUUCAGCCUCUCAGAUAUCACAAACUCGUCAGACUCGGGUGGAGAAGAGAGUGGAAGCUCGUUUUGAGGCCACUGCCACAAUGCAAAUGCAGGUUGAAAGUGGAGUUGUUACAGAACAUCUGGCACAUAAGACUCCACCUCGUGUGCCUCCUAAGCCAACCUCAAAAUCUCCACCUUCACAACUGACUAAAGUUUCAACUGCUCGCCAACAGUCUCCCUCUCCUGUGAGGCAUGUUAAGGGCCCGACACCCACUCCUGUCAGAGCUGUGUCUCCAUCUACAAGAUUGUCUGUUUCCCCAAUCAGACCUGUCAAGUCCCCUGUGAUGACCCGCAAACAGGUCACGCCGUCCUCUGAGGUCUUGCCCCCAUGGAAGCAGGCAGGGUAUGUUUCAGAGGCCAGCUACACCCAAAUGAUUGCUGGAACAACACAAGUCCAGACCUCCACCCAGGUCCAAAUGGAGCAGCGUUGGGAGGGAUCGGUUGCAGGUGUCAAAGAGGGUGAUGGGAAAAAAGCAGAGGCUGUGGCCACUGUGCUUGCUGCUGUUGAUCAUGCACGUAUACGAAAGCCCAUGCAUGUUGAAGGGCCUCAGAUGGAAGAAGAGACUGAUGUAAGACAUCAAGAAAUGCUUGCAACUAAGCAACAGGUCACAAGUAAAAAGGAGCUGUUGCUAAUUCCCCCUGAAAUGACAACUACUUCUACUGAGAAGACUGUGCAUGUCACCCAGAUUCAAAGAGCUACUGAGGUAAGCUCCAAGGUGGAGACUGACCUUGCACCAUCACCAGUUCCACAUUUCACAGUAUCAAAAGUUACUGUACCAAAACCAGACCAUAGCUAUGAGGUUUCAAGGGCAGGUUCUGCUAUUGCCACACUUCAAAAAGAGUUAUCCACAACAACUGCUUCUCAAAAGAUCAUCAAGCCUGUAAAGCCUCCAUCACAUAAGAUUGUGGAGACUCAUGUGACCCCAGAGCCGACCCCAUCUCCUUUUAGAGACACUACAGAGAGAUAUCAGACUCAUUUUGACACAGAGUUGCACAGAAAGAUAGGCAUUUCAUAUGCUGGUGAAGAGUGGGACACAAAGGUUCCUGAGACUGCAGCAAUCCCUUCAGCUGUCAAAGAGCCUGUUGUGCCCCCUACACUGAUAGCAGGUUUGAAGAAUGUGACUGUCACAGAGGGAGAGUCUGUCACUCUGGAAUGCCAGAUUUCAGGUCACCCCACUCCAGCAAUUAUGUGGUUCAGAGAAGAUUACAGAAUCGAGAACUCCAUUGACUUCCAGAUCACUUAUGAAAAAAGUUAUGCACGCUUGAUGAUUCGUGAGGCCUUUGCUGAAGAUAGUGGCCGCUUCACUUGCACUGCUACCAGUGAGGCUGGAACUAUCAGCACCUCCUGCUACCUGCUCGUUAAAGUAUCUGAAGAGAUUGAGAGCAGAGAGGAGAUUACUGUCCAGGAGAAACAGACUGUCGUUGAAGCCAAAGACGAGACCAUGUCUGAAAUAAGUUCAGUCUCCGUGGACACUGGAGCACCUGCUGCUCCUUUCUUUGUGAAGAAGCCAGUGGUUCAGAAGUUGGUUGAGGGAGGGAGUGUUGUCUUUGUGUGCCAGAUAGGUGGAAGCCCUAAGCCUCAUAUUUAUUGGAAGAAGAGUGGAGUUCCACUCACUACUGGAUACAGAUAUAGAGUUAGCCACAACAAGGACACUGGUGAAUGCAAGCUGGAAAUUUCUAUGACAUUUGCUGAUGAUGCUGGAGAAUACACAAUCUUUGCCAAAAACCAACACGGAGAGACAUCUGCUUCCACAAGUCUCCUUGAAGAAGAGGAGUUUGAAGCCUAUAUGAAGAAACAGGAUGUGACAUAUGUAACAGAGGUGACAGCAAUGGUGCAAGAGCCCAAAGUGGCAGAUGUGCCUCCUGUAGUUGUAAGUGAAUAUGAAAAAGAGCUCAUACAGAGGAGGAUGGCUCAGCAAACACAAAUGAUGCAGACCUUCAUCUCAGAGACGGAGUUUCAAAUAUCUGCAAUUGAAAGGAAAAUUAUCCAAGAAAUUGAAAUCCGCAUCCUUAAAAUUACUUACCAAGAGCUGGUGAUUGAGGACGGAGAGGAGAUGGUCAUAAAUGUUGCUGAGCAUGAGGCCGUUGCAUCUUCAUUUAGCACUCCUGUGAAAAGCUACAGAAUUCUUGAAGGAAUGGGUGUUACUUUCCAUUGCAAAAUGGGAGGAAAACCAUUACCAAAGAUUGCCUGGUACAAAGACGGCAAGCGUAUAAAGCAUGGAGGACGCUACCAGAUGGAGGUUUUACAAGAUGGUAGAGCCAGUCUGCGUCUGCCUGUGGUGCUGCCAGAAGAUGAGGGCAUCUAUACUGCAUUUGCCAGUAAUAUGAAGGGUAAUGCUGUCAGUUCUGGAAAACUCUAUGUGGAGUCCACUGCUGCUGCUCAGCCUUACUAUCCUCAGGCUGAAGCUGUGAGGAGAGUCCAGUCCACAUCUCCAAUGUCUGCUCGCUCAGCCAGCUACUCCCCUGGACGUUCUCCUGCUCGCUCUGUUAGCCGAUCUCCUGCACGUAGACUUGAUGACACGGACGAGAGUCAACUGGAAAGGCUUUAUAAGCCUGUUUUUGUACAAAAGCCCUCUUCCUUCAGGUGUUCUGAAGGACAGACAGCAAGGUUUGACUUAAAAGUAGUUGGAAGACCUAUGCCCGACACUUUCUGGUUCCACAGUGGACAACAAGUGGUAAAUGACUACACUCACAAGAUUGUGGUGAAAGAGGAUGGAACUCAGUCAAUGAUUGUCGUUCCUGCCAUGCCUCAGGACUCUGGAGAGUGGACAGUUGUUGCUCAGAACAGAGCUGGAAAGACAACUGUUUCUAUGACUCUCACUGUUGAAGCAAAAGAGAAUUUAGUUCGACCUCAGUUCAUUGAAAAACUGAAGAAUAUCAGUGUUAAAGAAGGAAGUCUGGUUGAGUUGGCAGUAAAAGCCAUUGGAAACCCCCUGCCUGACAUUGUCUGGCUAAAAAACAGUGACAUCAUCUCUCCUCAUAAAUAUCCUCACAUCAAAAUUGAGGGCGCCAAGGGACAGGCACAUUUUCAGAUUCCUCAAACUUCUGGCUCUGAUAGUGCAUGGUACACAGCCACAGCUAUAAACAAAGCUGGCAGAGAUACUACUCGCUGUAGAGUCAAUGUGGAGGUAGAAUACACUGAACCUGUACCAGAGAGAAGACUUAUCAUCCCCAAAGGGACAUAUAAGGCUAAGGAUGUUGCACCACCAGAGAUUGAACCACUGCAUCUUCGCUAUGGUCAGGAGCAGUGGGAAGAGGGUGACCUCUAUGACAAAGAAAAGCAACAGAAGCCACACUUUAAAAAGAAACUUACUUCAGUCCGGAUGAAGCGGUUUGGACCUGUGCACUUUGAAUGCAGACUUACCCCUAUUGGUGACCCUACAAUGGUUGUUGAAUGGCUCCAUGAUGGCAAACCACUCGAAGCUGCUAACAGACUUCGGAUGAUCAAUGAGUUUGGCUAUUGCAGUCUUGAUUAUGAAGUUGCUUAUUCCAGAGAUAGUGGUGUCAUUACUUGCAGAGCUACAAACAAGUUUGGUGCCGACCAAACCUCUGCCACACUAAUUGUGAAGGAUGAGAAGAGUCUGGUAGAGGACAGUCAAUUACCAGAAGGAAGAAAGGUACAAAGAAUGGAUGAAAUGGAGAGAAUUGCCCAUGAGGGUGGACCCUCUGGAGUAACUGGGGAUGACAUGUCUGAGAAGUCCAAGCCAGAGAUUGUCUUACUCCCUGAACCAAUAAGAGUAUUUGAAGGCGAGACAGCCAAAUAUCGAUGCAGAGUGACUGGUUACCCCACUCCCAAAGUUAAUUGGUACCUUAAUGGUCUGCUCAUUCGAAAGAGCAAACGAUUCAGACUACACUAUGAUGGCAUUCACUAUUUGGAAAUUACUGACUGUAAGUCCUAUGAUUCUGGAGAUGUCAGAGUAUUGGCUGAGAACCCAGAGGGUACAGCUGAGCAUACUGUCAAGCUGGAAAUUCAACAAAAGGAAGAUUUCAGGACAAUCUUGCGCCGUGCUCCUGAGCUGAAGGCUCCAGAGGCACCUGGCCCUGAACCGGGCAGAGUAUCCUUUGAUGUUGUAAAGGUAGAUAAACCCACAGAUGCUUCUCAAGCAAAAGAAGUUGUCCGACUGAGGAAAGCUGAGAGAGUGGUUCAUGAAAGGUCUACAGAAGAAACAGAAGAGCUGCGAAGCAAAUUUAAGCGCAGGACUGAAGAGGGCUAUUAUGAAGCCAUAUCUUCUGUUGAAUUGAAGUCUCGCAGGAAAGAUGAGUCUUAUGAAGGAAUGCUAAAAAAGAGAAAGGAAGAACUUCUGCACUGGACCAAAGAGGUCUCUGAGGCAGAAAAGAAGAAAGAGGAAGAGGAACGCAAACUUACCAUUCCUACAAUCAGACCCGAGAAAGUUGCACUCUCUCCUAGCAUGGAGGCUCCGAAGAUCUUGGAAAGAAUUCAGAGCCAGACAGUUGCUCUUGCUGAUGAAGUACGCUUUCGAUGUAGGGUAAUUGGUAAACCAGAUCCAGAGUGCCAGUGGUUUAAAAAUGGCAUUUUACUUGAGAAGUCAGAUCGGGUUUAUUGGUAUUGGCCUGAAGAUCAUGUCUGUGAAUUAGUAAUCAGAGAUGUCUUAGCUGAAGACUCUGCCAGUAUCAUGGUCAAAGCCAUUAACAUUGCCGGUGAGGCCUCAAGCCAUGCCUUCUUGUUGGUGCAAGCCAAGCAAGUUGUAUCUUUUACCCAAACACUGGAGGAUGCCUAUGCUAAAGAGAAAGACACAAUGGUAACCUUUGAAUGUGAGACAAAUGAGCCAUUUGUCAAGGUUAAAUGGAUGAAGAACAAUGCUGAAAUCUUUUCUGGAGACAAAUACAGGAUGCACUCAGACAGAAAAGUUCACUUUCUGUCUGUGCUGAUAAUCAACAUGCAAGAUGAUGCAGAGUACAGCUGUGCUGUAGUUGAUGAUGACCACAUAAGAACCACUGCCAGACUUUAUGUUGAAGGUGCACCACUGGAAAUUGUUAAAAAUCUUGAGAGCGUUGAAGUACCCGAGACAUAUUCUGGAGAGUUUGAGUGUGAACUUUCCCGGGAAGAUGCUGAAGGCACCUGGUAUUUUGAGAAUAAAGAAAUCACUCCAAGUCUAAAAUAUGUUGUAUCCUCUCGUCGUGGCAGACACACCCUGUCUGUAAAAGAUGUCAGGAAGGAAGACCAAGGAAAGUACACUUUUAAAGUGGGAGACCUGAAGACAAGUGCCACACUAAAGAUGAAAUUACGCCCCGUAACUCUGAUGCAAGGACUCUCUGAUCUGACAAUUUGUGAGGGUGAUAUUGCCCAGUUGGAGGUGCGAUUCUCUCAGGAAAAUGUGGAAGGAACAUGGAUGAAAAAUGGCCUACCAAUCUCUGCCUCAGACAGAGUUCACAUUGUCAUUGAUAAACUUGUCCACAAACUUCUAGUUGAAAAUGUCAAUAAGGAUGAUGCUGGAAUCUACUCAUUUGUUGUUCCUAUUCAAGACAUUUCUACGUCUGGAAAACUGACUGUGCAAUCAAUUGAAAUAAUUUCUCAUCUAAAGGACGUUCAUUCUAUCGAGGGUACAAAGGCAGUGCUAGAAGCUAAAAUCUCUGCCUCUGAUGUUGCUGCUGUUAAAUGGUACCAAAAUGACAAGCUUCUUGUGGCUAGUGAGAGAAUCCAGAUGGUUGCUAAAGGGACCAAACAGAGACUGGUCCUGAACAGGUCCUUUGGUUCUGAUGAAGGACAGUAUAAGAUGGCUGUGGGCAGAGUUGAAACCACUUGUAACCUGACAGUUGAGAAGGUCAGCAUCAUCAAGCACAUGGAGGACUGUGUGUGCACAGAAACUCAGAAUGUCACAUUUGAAGUUGAAUUAUCACACACUGGUAUAGACGCUUAUUGGACCUUCAAGAAUCAGCCUCUCAAGGCUGGCCCCAAAUACAAAAUUGAGUCCAAAGGAAAGCACUACAGUCUGACCAUCAUCAAUGCCAUGAAGGAUGAAGAGGGCUUGUAUGCAUUUGCAGCAGGAGAAAAGAUUUCCAGUGCAAAACUAACUGUGUCAGGUGGUGCUAUAAACAGACCACUCCAUGAUGUGACUGUAGCAGAAUCCCAAACUGCUGUUAUGGAGUGUGAGGUUGCUAAUCCUACAUCUGAAGGCAAGUGGCUUAAGGAUGGCCACUCUGUUGACUUCAGUGAUAUUGUCAGGAGUGAGGAUAUAGAUGCUGUCCGUCGACUUAUUUUUGUUAUCACAAGACCUCAGGAUAUUGGAGAGUACACAUACCAAGUGGCAAAUUCCAAGACAUCUGCCAACCUAAGAGUUGAAGCUGUGAAGAUCAAGAAGACACUCAAGAACCAAACAGUCACAGAAACUCAAGAGGCAGUGUUUAGUCUUGAACUCACUCAUUUAGAUGUGAAAGGAUCCCAGUGGAUCAAGAAUGGAGUAGAAAUUGAACCUAGUGACAAAUAUGAGAUUACAGUAGAUGGAUUAGUUCACACUUUAAAGAUCAAGAACUGCAACUCUCAAGAUGAAUCAGUUUAUGGAUUCAAACUGGGAAAACUGUCUGCUAAUGCCAGACUGAAUGUCGAAACCAUCAAGAUUGUGAAAAAGCCAAAAGAUGUGACUUCCCUGGUAAAUGGAACCGCCUCUUUUGAGCUGAGCUUAUCUCAUGAUGACAUACCAGUUAAAUGGAUGUUCAAAAACCAAGAGCUGAAACCUAGUGCUAAUGUUCAGAUAAUGUCUGAAAGGAAAGCACAUAAGUUGGUUAUUCAGAAUGUUGAAGAAAGCAAUGAUGGAGAAUACACAGCCGUUGUUGGACAUUUACAAUGCAGUGCAUAUUUGCAUGUUGAAUCUUUGAGAGUCACAAAACCCCUAAAGAACCUUGAGGUUCCAGAGACCCAUGUGGCCACAUUUGAGUGUGAAGUUUCACACUUCAAUGUUCCGUCCACCUGGCUGAAAAAUGGAGUUGAGAUCGAGAUGAGUGAGAAGUUCAGAAUUGUGGUGCAGGGCAAACUUCAUCAGCUGAAGAUCAUGAAUACCAGCAGAGAUGAUUCUGCAGAAUACACCUUUGUGUGUGGAAAUGACAAAGUCUCAGCCACCUUGACAGUCAGCCCUGUGCUGAUUACAUCUAUGCUCAAAGACCUGAAUGCACAAGAAAAGGACACCAUCACAUUUGAGGUGACCGUCAACUAUGAAGGCAUCACUUACAAAUGGCUGAAGAAUGGAGUAGAAAUAAGAUCCAGUGAUAGAUGUCAAACUCGCACUAAACAGCUCUCUCACUCCCUCACCAUUCGGAAUGUUCACUUUGGGGAUGUUGGAGACUACAAAUUUGUGGCUGGAUCUGCUGAAACAGCAGCAAAAUUGUUUGUUGAAGCUCGAGUCAUUGAGUUCACCAAGCACAUCAAGGACAUUAAAGUCACUGAGAAGAAAAAGGCUGUUUUUGAAUGCGAACUCUCUGAGCCUAAUGUCCAAGUAACAUGGAUGAAAGAUGGUCAGGAGCUUGAAUUAUCUGAGAGGUACAAGGUCUCCACAGAGAGACACGUGCAUCGUCUCAUGAUCCAAACUGUGCGCAUGUCUGAUGCUGGUGAAUACUCUGUGGUUGCUGGAUCCAGUGUAUCAAAGGCCAACCUCACAGUUGAGGGCAAGGAUGUGCGCAUCAGUGAGCCUGCAGAGAAAGAAAUUACUGUUCUUGAGAAACAGAGAAGUACAUUUGAAUUCGAAGUCAAUGAGGAUGACAUUGAAGGUCGUUGGCUAAGAAAUGGAGUGGAGAUCCAGUUUUCUGUUGAUCAGCGCUUUAACUAUGCCAUUAUUAGAAAAAUCCAUCGCUUGACAAUCACAGAAACGUACAGAAGUGAUGCAGGAGAAUACACAUUCAUUGCUGGAAAGAACCGGAGUAUUGUGACCCUGCAUGUGAACAUCCCUGAGCCUCCUCAGAUCAUCAGGCACAUGCAGCCCCUGUCUGUUGAAGCUGGCAAACCUGCACGCUUCUCUGUGGAGGUGACUGGAAUUCCUCAGCCUCAAGUGUCUUGGUAUAAGAACUCCCAGGCCCUGUCCUCUGGAUUCAAGUGCAAGUUCCUGAGGGAGGGAAAUGAGCAUACAUUGCUGCUCAUCGAAGUCUUCCCAGAAGAUGCAGCUCAGUAUAACUGUGAAGCUAAGAAUGACUAUGGAGUUGCCACAAGCUCAGCUUCACUAAAUGUUGAAGUUCCAGAAGUUGUUUCCCCUGACACUGGAGCACCACUGUCACCUCCCGUGGUCUUAACACCAAUACAAAAUACUUCUGCCAAUGAAGGACAAUCUGCUAGAUUCCAGUGCAGAGUCUCAGGAGAAGAUCUGACAAUAACAUGGUAUUGCAAAGACAAGGAAAUCAAGCAGUCAGACAUAUUUAGAGUGUCUCAGUUUGAUGAAAACUGUCAGCUGGAGAUCACCAGAGUUUAUCCUGAGGAUGAGGGCGAGUACACAUGUGUGGCCCGUAACUCGGCUGGAAUGGUCUCAUGUUCUGCUCUACUGAAAGUUGACGUUACAAGAGUACGAGAGGAGAUUGAAGCAAAAAUUGAGGAAGAGGUCAAAGAAUUUUCUAGUUUGACUGUGAAGACCGAAGAAGAGGAAGAAACCUACAGCACAUCACUGCAUUUGCCUGAAAAAUCAAAAACACUUGAACUUAAGCCAGAGCAAAAACGUUUUUCUAGUUCUUUGGAAAGAAAAAGAGAGAAACCAGUAUUUGAGUCAAAGCUUACACCUGCUGAAGUUACUAUUGGAGAGUCGGUUAGGUUUACUGUCACAGUAUCUGGUUUUCCAAAGCCAAAGGUUCAGUGGUUUCACAAUGGAAAGGCUAUCACUUCAUCAUCAAUUUAUACGUUUGUAGAGGAGAGAGAUGAAUACUCUUUAAUAAUAACAAAAGUCAAGAAAGAUUAUGAAGGAGAGUAUUCUUGUACUGCAAGUAAUAGAUUUGGCCAGACUACCUGCAAGACAAUAUUAAAGGUAGAACUGAGUCAGUUAUCAGCAGCAGAAAAGUGGGUGGAAAAAAUGUUCAAAAUACCAGGACAACCUCCAUGCUUUACUACACAAAUCCAACCUGUUCAGUGUGUGGAAGGUAGCGAGGUAAAAUUUCUGUAUAAAGUUACUGGUACACCAUUUCCUGAUGUUCAGUGGUUUAAGGGCAAUUCUCAAAUUAAGUCAAGCCAGACCUGUUCUGUUGUGUGCAAUCCAGAUGGCUCUGGCUUCCUUAUUAUGAGUAAUAUUCAACAGAGAGACAGUGGACUCUACACAUGCAAGGCUGUCAAUCCUUUUGGGGAGGCAAGCUGCAGUGCUGAGUUGAUUGUAUUCCACAAACAAGUCUCUGUGUUUCAUAAACAACAAUUAGUUCAAGAACAAAAAAGUUACAAGGUGUCGAUGAAAGAGGAAGCCACCGAAUCUCGUUUGUAUAGUGUUAGCCUGCCUGGACAGGCAGGCGCUAGUUUGCAGGGAGACCAUCAGGUAAUUUACACCAUUGGUACUGAAGACAGGCAAAUGGUUGAGAGUGAGCAGGUUGAUACACUGCACGACUUGGAUGUUUCCAUUGCAACCGUGCACAAAGAGCAGGUGACUCAUCAAGCUGCUUUGCUGCAGUCUCAUGAAGUGCAGGAGAGAGUAAUAUCAGCUCAAGUUCGCCCAGAACCAGUGGUAGCAACUCCUUUGAGACAGCUCCAAAUGGCCACUAUGACCUCCGCAGUUCAAGAAAGCCAAGGCUUCACAGAACAGCACUUUGAACGAAUCAAAAGUCCUGAGGUUACAGAGAUACAAAUUGCCAAAGAGCACCCAUCGCAAGUAAUGUCUGCCUUAACUGAGAGUGUAACUCCAUUAACGAUUGUCAAAGCAGAGCCAUUAUCCACUUUAGAAACAGAAAAGAUUAAGGCAUCUCCUGAGCCCAAGUAUCCAAUAUCAAGUCACCAAGUUGAGACAAAGCUCCCAAUUGUUAAAGAACAUUCAGAGGUUAUACCCCAUACUCAGCAAGAAAAGGGUUAUCAAGUUAAAGAGGGAGUUAAAAUUCUUUACAGUGCAGUUUCAUCAGAGAAACAACAGUUUACAGAGGGUCACUCUAAAGAACUAUCAACAGAAGAACCAACUUUUCAGACAUCGGUGAAAAAAGAACAACACAAACCGGUUGUACUUUCAGUUAAUGAGACAACUCAGACCUUAUCUAAGGAAGAGAGCUUAUCAGUGCAGAAACCAGGUGUUGAGACUGCAUCUCAAGUGAAAGACAGUGUCUUUAAAUCAGCUCUUGUUGCUGAGGAAAAGCAUCAGCUCCAAGCUGAUCAGUCAAGUUUGAUUCCAGGUUUAGACAGUGCAAUUUCAGUGCAACCCCUAAGAGAAGAAGAACAAGUUCAACAUUUGCAAGUUAUCACAGAUCAAGGUAUUCUUCCAGCUGAAGGAAGGUUUAGCAGUGAGAACCCAAGCCCAGAGAAAGCAGAUGCUCAAAAAAGUCCUCUACUUAAGCAUACAGUGUCAGUGGAUUUACAGCAGACAGUGACAUGUGAGGAGUCCUCAGAGUUUUCAGGACAAGUAACAGAGCUUUCUAUUCAGCCUGGUAAGGCAGCGCCUGCCCCUUUGCAUCUUCAGGCAGUUCAUUCAGAAAAUUUGUUGACGAAAGAAGGGAUAAUCUCAAUGGAAAAGCCAGAUGAACAGACUGCAGUACAGAAGCAAGAAAAAGCUCGGCAUCAUGCUGCUAGCACUGAGGAGAAAAUAGAGCAUACUGCAGAUUAUUGCAAAGAUCUCGCUGUGUCUGUUACAGGUGUGCAGUCUGAAAUCAGAAAAGAGCCCAAACCUGAAAGUAUUCUUCAAGUCAUUUCAACACCAGUGCCCUUGCCGAAGGAAAGUCCUUUUGUAAGCGAUGUUAAACAGCAGCGUGCCCUAGUUCAGAAAGAAGACCACUGGAAUAUUGUACAUGUGCCAUCUGUGUCUGAGAGUCAGGAUAUAGAAGAGGGACACUCAGAGACCAUAGAGUCAAUUGAGAAAUUUGUAUCUAAUAUCAAAGUUGAACCAAAAAUACCAUCUGAAUUAAUUUAUGUAGAAGAAAAGGCUAUCUCAACAGAGAGUAGCAUUGCCCUUGAGGCCACCGAACAAGACUUUGCACUUCAAAUUCAGGAAGGUCAGUCUGUUAGGCAGUCAGUGUUAAUGGAGGAAAAACGUGUUAUUAAAGGUGAGCUUUCUCAGGAUAUUACAAAGUCUGAAACAACCACAGCAGUUGUCAGUGAGCAGAAAAUGGGUACGCUUUUAGUGUCAGAGUCAAGAGAGAGCCAGAGUUUACCCAAGGAGCUCACUUUUGUCGUUUCUCCCCCUAAAUCACAUUCACUAGACAUUAAGCACCAGUUAAAAAGUACACUUGCAACUGCAGUCGCUCUUGACCAGCCAUUGAUCCUGGCCGAUUUUGUGGAGAGUUUGGGAGUUGUAGAAAUUCAUGAGGUAAAAGUAAGGAAAGAACCCAAAUAUCUCAUGUUCACUUAUCUUAUUACAAGUGCAAGUGCUCCACUUGAAAUUACAAUUGCAUUUGAAGGCGAGUAUCCUCAGACUGCUGAUCUCAGAAGUGAACUUCAAGCUGCUUUUUACUCUAUUGUCUAUCGAGAGCAGAACGUUCUGACCUCAGAGCAGCCAGGCACAUUACAAAUUGAUAGACCCCAAAGACUACAGGUCACAAAGGCUUCUACAAAAGAAAUGCUUUCACCUGUGGUGGAAAUGGUUAGGCUCUCAGAAAAUGUGGAGCCUUUCACAUCUCCAACGUCUCAGUCAGCAACUGUGAAAACUGAAGCCAAAACAUCUUUUCAAUCUGUGACUGCUAAAGAGCAAGCUUUUGUGCAAGAGUCAAUUCAUAUAGCAAGUGAAUCAAAAAUUGAGAUUCAACAGUCCAUUCAAGUUGAGCAACAGGAAACCAGAUCUGUGACAGUAAAAAGUGCUACAAGUAUGACAAGUGAGCUUGUUUUAGGACCUCUUCCAAUUGAACGGUCCACUGAAAUUGCCUUUCAGAAAGAGGAAAAGGAGGAAUACAUAACUGAAGCAUUAAUGGAAUUAGAGAAAGAAGAUAAAGAGGGAUACCCAGUUUUUGAAAACUCUUUGGAGGAUAUUAAAACAGAGGAGCAUUCAGAAGCUAAGUUUUCAUUGAUUAUCCGAUACGUAAAGAAAGUAAAUUGGCUCUUUAAUGGAAAAUGUAUUAAAUCUGGCAAAGAGUUCAAGUGUUCUAAAGAACAUGACACUUACACACUAGUAAUCACCAAGGUAAUGAAGGAUCAUGAAGGAGAAUAUACCUGUGAGGCUGUAGGUGAAGCUGGCAAGACCUCUACAUCGUCCCACCUCACUGUGAUCCCAAGAGUGCCACCCGUUUUUAGGCAGAGAAUUCAGAAUCUGGAGGUGAAUGUUGGCAGUUCUGCAAAGUUCGAAUGUGAGAUUGAGGAGGCUCCUGGUGUGACCUUCAAGUGGUUCAAAUCGGGUACUGAGCUCAGGCACAGUGAAAAAUGCAGAAUUAUAAGCCGACACCACACAUCAUCGCUGGAGAUCUUUAGCCCAGCAGUCGCUGACAGUGGAGAAUAUACCUGCAAAGCUUCUAACCGCCAUGGAAGUGAUAGCUGCUCUGCUAAACUAACUGUGACAGAGCUUUUCCCACCAGAAUUUGUAUCAAAGCCUGAUUCGAUGACUUUAUUUGUUGGCAAGCAGGCAAAAUUUCAAUGUGUUAUUUCUGGUUCUGAGCCAAUGAAUGUUGUCUGGCAUAAAGACAAUAUUGCCAUUUCACUUGAUGACCACUACAAAGAGUCUUCUGACAAGAACCGGUAUUUUCUUGAAAUUUUGAAUCUACAGCACAGUGAUCAAGGCACAUACCUUUGCAAAGCUUCCAAUAGUGUUGGUACAGCAACAUGCUGCACUGAACUGAGGGUUGUAGAUAAACCCAGCUUUGUGAAGAGCUUUGAGUCUACCACUGUUGCUGUGGGAAACCCACUACGUCUUGAGUGUCAGGUAGAUGAGGACACUGGUGUUUCCAUCAUUUGGAUGAGAGAUGGCAAGAAACUCCAUACUACAAUGGAUUGUAAACUAGCAUUUGAGGAGAAAAUAGCCUGUCUUGAUAUUCAGAAGUCCAAACUCAAAGAUACAGGCACAUAUACCUGCACUGCUGCCAAUGAAGCAGGAAGCAGCAGUUGCUCUUCUAGUGUGACAGUACAAGAACCUCCAGUCUUUGUUAAAAGACUAGAGCCUAAGAUCUUAUGGAAGCAAGGAAUGUCAUCGCGUCUGUCAUGCACUGUCAAGGGAUCACCAGAACUCCACGUGACCUGGUUUUUAAAUGACAAGCCACUAAACUCUUCAGAAAAACACAAGAUCACCUUCAAAACCAAUCAAGCCACUCUUGAAAUUAUUGACUUGUCUGAGUCUGACAGUGGAAAUUACACUUGUGAAGUGAUGAAUGAGGCUGGCUGUGAAAGCUGCAGCUCUCAAGUGACAGUAAAAGAACCACCUGCCUUUAAAAAGGAGCUGCGGUUGGUGGAAGUAGUCAAAGGGUGCACAGCCCAUCUUGAAUGUGAAAUGACAGGCACUGCUCCUUUUGAAAUAACCUGGUUUAAAGAUAAAAACCCAGUAUCAUCUGACACAAAGUACAAUAUUGUCUCAAAGGAGACAGCAGCCUAUUUGGAAAUCAAAACAUUUGAAAGUGCAGAUGUUGGAGAUUACCAGUGCUGCAUUUCCAAUGAUGUUGGUAAAAUAACUACAAAAGCGGUGGCCAAACUGAAAGACCCACCAUCCUUUGUAAAGAAAGUUGAGAACACUACUGCGGUUUUAGGCAGUGCUGUAAAACUGCAAGGGACUAUUAAGGGUUCUGCUCCUAUCACAGUUCAGUGGUUUAAAGAUACAGAGAUAGUCAGAGAUGAUGAUCCUAAUAUCACCACAACCUUUGAAAACAUCAUUGCUGUUUUAGCUAUUUCCAAUGUGGCCAUUAACCAUGGUGGGAAAUAUACUUGUCAAGCUGAAAAUGAGGCUGGAAAACAAAAAUGUGAGGCCACUGUAACAGUUCAAGAACCAGCUAGAUUUGUUGAGAAACCCCCAUGCAUCAGUGUGACUGCAGGUGACUCUGCAACUCUUGAGUGCAAGGUUUCAGGAAGUCCAGAUCUCAAAGUUAAAUGGUUUAAAGAUGGCAAAGAGAUGGCAGGGGGUCGAAAGUACAAAAUCACUUUCAAAGAGAAUGUGGCCGUCUUGAAAAUCCUCUCGGCAGAGAGAGGAGAUAGCAGUGAAUACAAAGUUGAAGUAUCCAAUCGAGUUGGAAAAGAGCAGUGUUCUUGCUCAAUCAAUGUUCUUGAUAAAAUAAUACCUCCAACUUUCACAAAAAUGCUUAAAAAGGUAGACGGUAAUGUUGGAGCUAGUAUUCAAAUGGAGUGCAAAGUGUCAGGAUCCCAGCCCAUAACAAUAUCUUGGUUCAAAGAGGGAAAGGACAUUACAACUGGAACAAAAUAUCAAACUGAAAUGCAGGAAAGCACUGCCUUACUCAAAAUAACAAAUUUAGAGACAUCAGAUGCUGGGGUUUUCACAUGCCAUGCAACUAAUGCUGCAGGACACAGUGAAACAAGUGGAACUAUUUCUGUUAAAGAACCCCCAGUCUUCUCUUUGAAACCUCAAAGCCAAGAUGUUAUACCUGGAACUACAGUUGUUCUAACAGCUGCAUUCACUGGAACAGCACCUUUCAUGAUUAAGUGGUUCAGAGAAGACAAAGAAAUGUUAACUGGAGGAACUUGUUUCAUCAAAAAAGAAACCAACUCAAGUUCACUGGAGCUGCACGCUCUGAAGCCAUCUCAGUCUGCAAAAUACACUUGCCAAGUUUCUAAUGAUGCUGGAAAGGUCUCAUGCACAGCUGCCUUGUUUGUGAAAGAACCUCCAAAAUUUGUGAUGAAACUUGAUUUGACUAAACUUGUAUUGAAUGGAAGUCUUGCAACUUUGGAAUGUAAAGUGGCUGGCAGCCCAGAGAUCAGUAUUAGAUGGUAUAAGAAUGAGACUGAAAUUGGCUCAGAUGAUAAAUACCAAAUGGCCUUCACCGACUCAGUUGCUACACUAAGGAUUUCCAGUUGCUGCAUUGAAGACAGUGGAGAUUAUAUAUGCCAAGCAUCAAGUGAUGCUGGCAGUGAUAGAUGCAGUUGCUUGGUUACAGUCAAAGAACCUCCCGAAUUUGUGAAACCUUUUGAAUCCAAAGAAAUUGUUAAAGGCACAGAUGUUGUGCUAGAAGGAACUGUGUCAGGCUCAGCUCCUUUUGAGAUUUCCUGUUUCAAAGACUCAAAGCAGAUCCGAAAUGAUAGAAGGCACAUCAUAAGCCUGACAAAAGAUGUUGCAGCUCUUCAGAUUCUGAAAUUUGAACCAGGAGAUGCUGGAAAAUAUCAAUGCACUGUAGGGAAUGAAGUAGGGCAGACCUCCUGUGACUUUCUUGUUACCAUGAAAGAGCCACCAUCAUUUGUGCAGAAGAUGGAUAAUACAAAUGUCCUUCUUGCCAAGGAUGUGUCUUUGCAGUGUGUAUUGAAGGGGUCAAUGCCAAUGACCAUCUCUUGGAUGAAAGAUGACCAUGAGAUCAAAGAAUCUGAGCAUGUUCAGAUAUCUUUUGAGAAUCAGACUGCAGUGAUAUAUAUUUCUAGUGUGCAGUUAAAACAUGGUGGAAAGUAUACCUGCCAUGCUCAGAAUGAAGCUGGUAGUCAGAAAUGUACAGCAGUACUGACAGUAAAAGAGCCUGCAAACAUCACAGAGCAAGCCAAGUCUGUCAGUGUAACAGUACGUGAUCCUGCCACUCUAGAGUGCAGGUAUUCUGGUACUAAAGUUCUUAAAGCAAAAUGGCUCAAAGAUGGCAAUGAGCUGACAUCAGGCAGAAAAUACAAAAUACAGAGUUCUGAUACAAGCUCCAUAUUAAAAAUUCUUUCGGCUGAGAAGAGUGAUGCUGGAGAAUAUACCUUUGAGGUUUCGAAUGAUGCUGGAAGGAGCAGUUGUGAGGCCGUUGUAACUGUGUUAGAACCUCCAUCAAUCAUUGAGAAGCCAGAAUCACAAGAUGUUAUACCUGGAUCCAAAGUUCAGUUUAACGUGCUUUUGUCUGGAACACCACCGCUGACCAUUAAUUGGUUUAAAGAUAAGAAAGAAGUUUCAUCAGGAAUUGACUGUUCAGUUCAGAAAAAUGACACGUCCAGCUCUAUAGAGCUCUUUUUUGCUAAGCCUUCGGACUCAGGACAGUAUGUCUGUGAAGUUAGUAAUGACGUUGGAUCAGAUUCUUGCCAAGCAACUCUCUUCGUGAAAGAACCUCCUAAGUUUACCCGCAAGCCUGAAAAAAUAACAGUGGUGAAACCAAGCCAACUGGUAGUUUUUGAAUGCCAGAUUACAGGCACUCCGGAGAUAGACACGUACUGGUUCAAAGAUGGGAAUGAUAUAAGCCCAAGUGACAAGUAUAAAAUGACCUUUGUCGAUUCUCUUGCACGGCUUGAAAUAAUUAGCAGUGAUAUCAAAGACAGUGGUGUGUACUACUGUGAAGCUCGCAAUGAGGCAGGCAGUGAGAGUUGUAGUAUGGAUCUAAGAGUCAAAGAGCCCCCAGUUCUUGUCAAGCCAUUGAGUCCUCUUGAGGUUGUGAAUGGCUCAAAUGCAUAUUUUGAAUGUCUGGUAAAAGGCACAGCUCCUUUUGAAGUGACCUGGCAAAAAGAUUCAAAGGACAUCAAAUCGAGCCUUAAGCAUGUGAUUUUGCAGAAAAAUGACUCCAUAAUUACUCUGGAUGUACAGAAGUGUGAUGCUUUAGAUGUUGGAGAAUAUCAGUGCGUUGUUGCAAAUGAAGUUGGAAGUUGUUCGAGUCAGAGUACACUCAGCAUAAAAGAGCCCCCAUCAUUUGUGGAGAGAAUUGAGAAUGUUGUCACAGUUCUUGGAAAAAUGGUUGAGUUUAAAUGUGUUGUAAGAGGAUCUCCACCCCUGUCCAUACAAUGGCAGAAAGAUGAGAGCUGGAUCUUGGAGGAUCCUUCAAUUCAGAGGACUUUUGAGAACAAUGUUGCUACUUUGACAAUCCCUGUGUGUGAGUCCAUCCACAGUGGAAAAUACACGUGUCAGGCUAUGAAUGAAGCAGGGCAAGAGAAGUGUUUUUCUACCCUGGUAGUGCAAGAGCCGCCUCAGAUAAUUGAAAAGCCUGAGGUGAUUAAUGUCACUGCCGGAGAUCCAGUAAGUUUUGAGUGCAAAGUGUCAGGCACUCCUGAGCUGAAAGUAAAAUGGAGUAAAGAUGGCAAGGAAGUGAUCCCUUCAAGACAGCACAGCCUCAGCUAUAUCAAUAAUGUCAGCCAACUUAAACUUCAGUCGGUCCAACUGGAAGAUAAAGGGACUUAUGUGUUUGAGGUCUCCAAUCACAUCAGUGCCUGCCAGUGUAAAGUGACACUAAAUGUGCUAGAGCAAAUAAUCCCCCCAUCCUUCAUUAAACCUUUGAUGGAGAUGGAAGAAAUAAUUGGUAAAAAUGUGCAAAUUGGAUGUAAAAUAUCAGGUUCGCUCCCCAUAACUGUGGAGUGGGAAAAAGAUGGAACUAAACUUUCAGGGAGAACCAAACACAAAAUUCUUCAGGAUGAGAACAGCAUGUCUUUGGAUAUCGAGUGUUUAGAAAAAGCUGACACUGGAACUUAUACUUGCAAACUUGCAAACAAAGCAGGAAGUUGUGAAUGCAGUGGUACACUGAGGGUGAAAGAGCCACCAAGCUUUGUGCUGGUUCCAGAAUCACAGGCUGUCAUACCAAAUACCACUGUUCGCUUUAAGGGUUCUUUUAAGGGAACUCCUCCAUUCACAGUGAAAUGGUUCAAAGAUGAUACUGAGUUGAUUUGUGGACCUUCCUGUUUUACUGGCCUGGAGGGCCUCUCAUGCUUCCUAGAUCUUUUUGCCGUUGGAAUAUCACACAGUGGAACUUACUCUUGUCAGAUAAGCAAUGAUGCUGGUACUGCAAAAUGCACCACAACCUUGUUGGUAAAAGAACCUCCAGAGUUUGUACAGAAACUGCCAGCUGCAAAAGUCGUAAAAAUGGGGGAGCCGCUGCAGCUUGAAUGCAAAGUUACUGGGACAGCUCCUCUGAGAAUAAGCUGGUACAAAAACGAUGCCAUACUCAGUGAUGGUGGCAACUUGAGAAUGACUUUCGAUAACUCUGUGGCAGUCCUCGAAAUUUCCACAUCAAGCUUUGAUGAUAAUGGUGUCUAUACAUGUGAAGCACAGAAUGAUGCUGGGACUAAGAGUUGUAGUACAGCUCUCACAAUCAAAGAACCACCAAGUUUCUACAAACUGCCAACACCAGUUGAGGGGCUGAAAGGCAAAGAUGCCAGUCUUAACUGUGAGCUGAAAGGCUCUGCACCAUUUGAGAUAACAUGGUUUAAAGAUAAAAAACAGUUAAAGGAGAGCAGGAAGUAUAAAUUUGUUUCUGAGGGAUGUUCAGCAACUCUCCACAUUCUCGGACUGGAAGCAUCAGAUGCUGGAGAAUAUGAGUGCAAAGCAACAAAUAAUGUUGGAAGUGAUUUGUGCCAAGGCUCUGUAAAGCUACGAGAACCACCUGCAUUUGUGAAGAAAUUAUCCAAUACGACAGCCAUCUCUGGUGAGGAGGUAGUUUUGCUGACAACAGUCAAAGGCUCUCAGCCUAUGACUGUAUCUUGGGUUCAGGAUAAAGACCACAUACUCAGAGAUGGUGAAAACAGAAAAAUUACAUUUGAGAAUAAUGAGGUCACCUUGAAGGUCUUUAAAGCUGAUUCUACUACUGCUGGAAAGUAUACAUGUCAGCUAAAAAAUGAUGCUGGAGUAGCUGAAUGCACAGCGAACCUAACUGUCUUAGAACCUGCAGCAAUUGUGGAUAAGACAGAUUCAAUCAGUGUAACUGCUGGUGAAGCCGCAGCCUUAGAAUGCACUGUAUCUGGAACUCCAGAACUUAAACCAAAAUGGUUUAAGGAUGGUGUGGAGCUGUCUUCAGGGAAAAAAUACAAAAUUACCUUUUCAAAGAUGAUUUCCAGUCUUAAGUUAUUGUCAACAGAGAGGAGUGAUACUGGAGAAUACACUUUCAGUAUCAAGAAUGAAGUUGGCAGUGACAGCUGUGCAAUGCAGCUAACUGUUUUGGACAAAAUUGUCCCGCCUUUGUUCUCACGAAAAUUGAAAGAUACGCAGAGUAUUGUUGGAAAAUCUAUGGAAUUGGACUGUAAAGCUUCGGGGUCUGCACCUCUCACAAUCUCUUGGUUUCACAAUGAAGUGGAGAUCAUGAGUGGACCAAAUUAUGAGAUUACUUUCACUGAAAAUACCUGCACCCUGAAAGUGCCUACUCUGAAGCUUUCAGACUCGGGUACAUACAAAUGUAAAGCAGUGAACAGUGCAGGAGCAGCAGAGACAUCUGCUUCCUUAGUUGUUAAAGAACCACCCUCUUUUGUGACAACACCUCAACCAGUGGAAGCCCUUCCAGGCACAACUGUUACUUUUACAGCAACUGUUCAAGGAAGUACCCCAAUGAAACUGAAAUGGUUUAGAGGCAGUAAGGAAAUAGUGUCUGGAAGAAGCUGUGAGAUUGCGUUAAGAGGAGAUACUGCAAUUCUGGAGCUCCACAACAUUGACAAAUCUCAUGCUGGCGAGUACACUUGCCAGAUCAUUAAUGAUGCAGGGAAAGAAAACUGCCCUGUGAAUCUUUUUGUUAAAGAGGCUGCACACUUUGUCAAGAAGCUAAAGAACCUCUCAGUUGAAAUGGGCAAGUCACUGAUACUUGAAUGCACAUAUGCGGGGAGCCCAAAGAUUCUUGUGAAAUGGCAUAAAGAUGGCCAGGAGAUUUACUCUUCAUACAAGUACAACAUUACGACCACUGAGAGCUCCUGCAUACUAGAAUGUCUAAACAGCGAUAAAGAGGCUGCUGGGAAAUACACUUGUGAGGUUUCCAAUGAUGCUGGACACGACAUUUGUGAAGCAGCAGUGUCCAUAUUAGAACCACCUUUCUUUAUUGAGAGUUUGGAGCCUAUGGAGGUCACUGCUGGGGAUGCAGUUUGCCUGAAGUGCCAGAUUGGUGGCACUCCUGAAAUAAAAAUAUCAUGGUUCAAGGCAGACGGCAAAGUUCGUUCUUCUCCGACCUGCAAGAUGGAGUUCUUCAAAGGCAUCGCCUGCCUGAAACUAGCUAAAGUCGCUAAAUCUGACAUUGGUGAAUACACAUGUAAGGCAGAAAACAGCAUAGGAUCUGCCACUUCCAGCUGUCACUUAACUGUACAAGAUGUGAAAACACCCCCGUCUUUCCCCAAAAAGAUCACUAGCAUCAUGCAAAUUGAAGGACAGCCUGUCCAGUUUGAGUGUCGUGUUGCAGGAUCCUCUCCUAUGGAGGUCUCUUGGUUAAAAGAUGGUGAAGCUCUUAGGAGCGACUCAGAAUACACAAUGUCUUUUGAUGAUAACUCUGCUGUCCUAAACAUAGCCAAGGGUGAAAUGAGACAUUCUGGAGAAUACACUUGCGUUGCAACCAAUAGUGUUGGAAGUGCUUCUUGUAGAGCCAAACUUACACUUCAAGAGCCAAGAUAUCCACCUGUGUUUGAUAAAAAGCUCGUACCUGUGGACGUGUCAGUGGGCGAUACUGUCGAACUGGAAUGCCAUAUGACAGGAUCAAUGCCAAUAAAAGUCACUUGGUCCAAGGAUCACAAAGACAUCCGUACAGGGGGCAAUUAUAAGAUAUCAUGUGUGGAGAACACCCCCCAUUUGACUAUUUUGAAGGCUGAUAAGGCAGACUCUGGCCGUUAUUCAUGCCAUGCUAGUAAUGAUGUUGGAAAGGACUCUUGUUCCACUGAGGUUUCUGUGAAAGAACGCAAAAUUCCACCUAGUUUUACCAAAAAGCCUUCAACAACUAUUGAGGACAUUGAGGGCAAAGUGGUGAAGAUCGAGGGCCGUGUAGCUGGAUCACAGCCCCUGACUGUCAACUGGUAUAAAGAUGGGAGAGAAAUCUUCACUUCUGACUUUUAUGAUGUAACCUUCAAGAGCAGCCUGGCUGUCCUGUGCAUCAAAAAAUCUCAGCUGUCAGAUAGUGGCACGUAUGUGUGCAAAGCCACCAAUGAAGCUGGCACUGCCUCUUUUGAAGUGUCAGUUCACAUUACAGCACAAAAGGUUCCACCAAGCUUUGACUUGCCUCUUAAACCUGUGACUGUGAAUGAGGGUGAGACACUUACCCUCAGCUGCCAUGUACGUGGGUCUCCUCCUUUAAAGAUUCAGUGGAUGAAGGACAGGCGGGAGCUUUCUUCAUCUGCAAACACAAAGAUCACAUUUGUUGACGGCACUGCCACAUUGGAGAUGACCCGUGUGUCUAAAACAGAUAGCGGGGAUUAUCUUUGCAAAGCUACCAAUGAGGCUGGUAGUGAGUUCUGCAAGUCUAAAGUCACUAUCAAAGAUAAACCAGGUGCUCCUGCCCCAGCACAGGCGGCACCAUCACCACCACAAGAAGUUAAGAAAUUUGACAACUUGUUCUUCAUUGAGGUGCCAAAGAGUGUCCACAUCGUCGAGAAAGGUACAGCUACCUUCAUUGCUAAAGUUGGUGGUGAUCCCAUUCCCAAUGUGAAAUGGAUGAAGGGAAAAUGGAGGCAGAUGACUCACGGUGGCCGCAUCAGUAUUGAACAAAAGGGCCAAGAAGCCAAGAUGGAGAUCAAAGAGGUGACCAAAUCUGACUCUGGCCAGUAUAGAUGUGUCGCCUCCAACAAACAUGGAGAAAUUGAGUGCAGCACUGACUUGAAUGUUGAUGAGAAGAAAGAGACGACUGUAGAAAUGGUCAAACUGAAGAAGACACCAUCCAAGCAGAAAAGCCCUAAAGAGGAAAAGGAUAUUGACAUUGUUGAGUUGCUUAGAAAUGUUGAUCCCAAGGAGUAUGAGAAAUAUGCUCGCAUGUAUGGCAUCACAGAUUUCCGGGGUCUCCUACAAGCUAUCGAGUUUUUGAAGAAGGAAAAAGAACUAGAAAGUGGAAGACCGGAAGGGGAAAUUGUUGGAAGAGAGUCUGAAGAGGAUUUGGCUAAACUUGUUGCUGAUUUGCAAAAGAGGAUGGAACAAACUGAGCCUGUCACUGUGGCACGUGACAUCACAGACCAGACAACUACUGUUAAGAAGGAAGCUGUGUUUGAAUGUGAGAUCAAGAUUAACUACCCCGAAAUCACUCUGUCCUGGUAUAAAGGAACACAAAAACUUGACAGUGGCGACAAGUAUGACAUCAAAAUUGUGGGUGAUCGUCACAUUUUAAAAAUCAAGGACUGCCAGACAAGAGAUGAGGGAAAUUACCGUAUUGUGUGUGGCCCACAUAUCUCCAGUGCCAAACUGACAGUGUUGGAAGCUGAGGUGGAAAAGCCUAUGCAGGAUGUGGCUGGUAAGGAAGGCCAGACAUGUACAUUGACUUGCCAGUUGUCUGUACCUAAUGUAAAAACCCAGUGGUUUAGAAAUGGGAAGCUUUUAGAGCCUCACAGCAGAUAUACAUGUGCUGUGGCCAAUUACACUCAGAAGCUCUCAAUCAAAGAUGUUAGGCCAGAAGAUCAAGGAGAGUAUACCUGCAAAUAUAAAAAUCUUGAAACGACUGCCAAUCUUUGGAUCGAAGCUGAGCAAAUACAUUUCACCAAACGCAUCCAGAACAUUGUGGUGAGAGAACAUCAGUCCGCCACUUUUGAGUGUGAGGUGUCUUUCGACAAUGCAGUUGUAACAUGGUAUAAGGACACUUGGGAGCUUAAAGAGAGCCCCAAAUAUACAUUCCGAAGUGAAGGGCGACGCCACUUCAUGAUCAUCCGCAAUGUUUCCUCUGCCGAUGAAGGCGUGUACUCGGUCAUUGUCAGAUUGGAGCCCAGGGGUGAGGCUAAAAGUACAGCUGAGCUUUACCUGUCAGGCAAAGAAAUUGAAAUAGAAAGGGUUCCUUAUGACAUCCCAGAUACAUCAAUACAAGUGCCUGAGGCAGCUACAUUAACCAUUGAAGCGGAGUCUUCAAUGGAGUACUAUCAUUAUGAGGAAAAAAUGGAAACGCAAGAGUAUGUGAGCUGGGCAGAGGAGAGUGUUGUAGAGGAAAUAUCAUGCACAGCUCCAAGGGUCCCGAUCGAAGAGUCCGUCACUAGAAAAACCAUGGGAAUGAGAGAGGAGGCUCGAACCACAGAAUUCGAGGAACCUGAACCAUCUAAACCAGUGGAGCUAAUACCUGAAGUACCUGAGAAAGCCAAAAUUCCUGUGGAAGAAAUAGUUACUGCAGUUACAGUGCCAGAGCCAAUUGAACGCCCCUCAGCAAAAGUGCCACAGCCUCCUGUGGCUCCAGCACCUAAACCUGAAGAGCCUAAAGCUGUACCAGUAGCUGAGCCCAAACCAGAACCAAAGCCUAAACCUGAAAUUAAGCCAGAGCCUAAGGCUACGCCGGUGAAGAAACCUGAGUCACCUCCAUCCAAAGUUCUUGAAGAGGAAACAAAGCCAAAAACACCCAUCCAAGAACCACCAAAGAAAGUGCCAGCUAAACCUGUGGAAGCCAUUACAGUUCCAACUGAAGAACCUCCAAAGAAAGUUCUUGUAGAAGAAAAGAAACCAAAACCACCAGUCCAAGAACCACCAAAGACAUUGCCUACUAAACCUGAUGAAGCCAUUGCUGUUCCAAUUGCAGUACCUCCAAAGAAAGUUCUUGUGGAGGAAAAGAAACCAAAACCACCAAUUCAAGAACCCGCAAAGAAAUUGCCAGCUAAGCCUGAUGAAACCAUUGCAGUUCCCAUUGAAGAACCUCCAAAGAAAGUACUUGUGGACGAAAAGAAACCAAAACCACCCAUUCAAGAACCACUAAAGAAAUUGGCAACUAAGCCUGAUGAACCCAUUGCAGUUCCCAUUGAAGAACCUCCAAAAAAAGAUGUGGACGAAAAGAAACCAAAACCACCCGUUCAAGAACCACCAAAGAAAUUACCAGCUAAGCCUGCUGAACCCAUUGCAGUUCCCAUUGAAGAACCUUCAAAAAAAGUUCUUGUGGAGGAAAAGAGACCACAACCAAAAAUUCAAGAACCAACAAAGAAAUUAUCAACUAAGCCUGAUGAAACCCAUGCAGUUCCAACUGAAGAACCUCCCAAGAAAGUUCUUAUGGAAGAAAAGAAACCAAAACCAGCAAUACAAGAACCACCAAAGAAAGUGUCUGUGAAACCUGAGCAGGCCUUCACAAUAGAAGAACCUCCCAAAAAAGAACCUUCCAAGAAGCCAGGAGCCCCUCUGUUAUUGGCUACACAGAGAGAAGAUUUGGUUGAGGAAAAACGGCCUAAAAAAGAGACUGUUGCUAUGCCUAAAAAGCAGGAAAUUGUUUCCCAAAUGGAAGAAAUGGAACCUCAAAAGAAAGAUGUUCCACUAUUUCCUAAAAAGGAUGAGAAAAGUUUACCUGAAAAGAAAGAUGUACAUCUUACAAAGGAUGAGGAAAUUGUUCCUCCAAAGAAAAAGGCAACAAUUCCUGAUAAAAAGGAUGAGGCAGGUGUACCUAAAAAGAAAGAUGUUUCUCCUAGAAAGGAUGAGAAAAUUAUUCCUCUAAAAACGGACAUCACACUUCCUUCUAAAAAGGAUGAGCCAAUUGAAUAUAUAAAGAAAGAUGUUGUUAUUCCUGCUAAACAGAAAGAUAAAAUUGUUCCUCAAAAGAAAGAGGUCACUCCUCUUUCUAAAAAGGAUGAGGCAACUGCACCUAAAAAGACAGAAAUGCUUCCUCCUGCUAAACAGGAUGAGGAAAUUUUUCCUCAAAAGAAAGAAGUUGCUCUUCCUUCUAAAAAGGAUGAAGCAGUUGAAUCUAAAAAGAAAGAUGUUUAUUUUUCUGCUAAACAGGAUGAGGAAAUAAUACCUAAAAAGACAGAGGUUCUUCUUCCUCCUAAAAAGGAGGAGGCAAUUGAACAUAAAAAGAAAGACGUUUCUUAUCCUCGUAGAAAGGAUGAAGAGCAUGAACCUAUAAAGAAAGAGGGUCCUCUUCCUUCAAAUAAGGAGGAAAUUGUAAAUCAAAAGAAAGAUGUUCCUUUUCCCACUAAACAGAGCGAUGAACUGUUGCUUAGAAAGAAAGAUGUUCCACCUUCUCCUAAAAAGGAUGACAUAGUACCUCAAAAGAUUCCUAAACAAGAUAUAUCUCAGACUAAGCCUCAUAUGAAAGAGAUGAUUCCCACACAAAUUCCAGAGAAGACAGAAGAAAAAGAAACUUUCUCCGUACAAGUAGUUACACGUCUACAGAAGGAAGUGGUACUUGCUGCAGAAAUUCUUUCAGAAAAAGAAGAAACGGAAGAAAUUUUCCUUAAAGAAGAAAUUAAACAUCUUCAAAAGGAAGCUUCUCUUAAACCAAAGCUGGAAGAAAAAGAAGAUAUAUUGCCUAAAAAGAAGGAAGUAAUUGCCAUGACUAAAAAAGAGGAGGUCAUAAUGCCCAAAAAGAAAGAAAUUCCUCUUCUUGCUAAAAAGGAUGAAGUACCCCAAAAGAAAGAGGUGACCCCUACAAAAGUGGCAGAACCAGAGAGGAAACCAUCUCCUGAUAAGAUACCAGAGACACCUGUUUCUGUGAAAGAAGUUGCACCCCCAAAAGUUGAAAAGAAACCAUCUCCAGAACCUGAAAGAAAGAAAGAACCUUUGCCAGAGCCUAAGGCAAAGACGGUUUCACCAGAAGUUAAAGAGGUCGAUAAGAAAGCUGAAGAUAAACUCAUCUCAAAACCCAAGGAAGAGAAGACAAUUCCAACAAAAGUACCUACACCUAAAGAACCAGAGAAACCAAAACCUGCUUCAAAAGAAGAACCAGUACCAAUUGUCCUACCAGCGGAAGAUGGUGAGAAGGAACCAGUUUCUGCACCUGGAGCAGUGAAGAAAGGCAAAGUUCUUAAAAUUAAGGAAGAAGAAGGAAGAUUUGAAAUUCCCACAUUGAAAAAAGCUAAAAGAUUAUCUAAAGAUAAAGACGAAGAUCCAGAAAUGGUAAAACUGAAAAAAGUUCUCAAACCAGAAGAAGAGGAAUAUAAGGAAAGUCCAAAAGUGUAUGCUGAGGCUCGCAGAGAAGUUGUGAUAACUGAAAGUUAUGAGGCAGAAAUGCAUUUCGAGACUUAUGAAGCUACCAAGAGGGAUGUGAAAAUUCAGCCUGAGAUUGACAAAAAGAGAUCUGCCGAACCUGACCGAGCACCACCUGAGAUAAAACCAGAAAGUGAAGUAGAAGACAAAGCAAAGAAAACAGCAGUUGCGAGGGUUCCAAAAAAAGUCACACCAGAGGAGCCUGGCUUAGCACUAAAAAAGGUUAAAAAGUUACCAUUAGACACAGGAGAACCUGAAUCUGUCAAAUUAAAGCCGUUUGAAAAACCUGUGAAAACGCAUCCUGAAACCGAGAAAGACACCAAAAAAGACGAAAAAGGAAGGGAACCUGCAACUUUUGACAAAAGUAGGGAACCGAUUACUUUUCAGAAAGGAGAGCUGCCUUUAAAGGAUGAGAAGACAAAGGAACCAGAUGUGCCUGUGAAAAAAGAAAAGCCUUCUAUUCCUGACAAAAAGGAGCCAGAUGAAGUCGCUGUUAAAGCUGUAACCAGACCUGCAAAAGAUGAAGUCCCUACAGAGCCUAAAGAGAAAUUAGUUAAGGGUAAAGGAAAGAUUCCAUCUAAAGACCAGGACCCUGAGAAAGUUCAACUAAAACCUUUUACGAAGAAGCCUUCAGCUGGAUCACCUAAAGAAAAGGAGGCCGCAGAGCCAAAAGACAGAAAACCAAUUGAGUUGUCACCGCUAAGUAGGGCACCAAAAGAUGAUAUUAAAAAAGAGCCAAGUAUUCCAACCAAAAAAAUUGACAGUCAAGAAACUCCAGACAAAGCUAAAGAGGUUGAGAAGAUUUCAACUCCAGUCCCUGUAGAAGACAAAACGACACCUCCUAAAAAGGUUACCCCGGUAAAGAAGAUUACACCCAAGGAAGAUGAGAAGAAGCCUAUUGUUAUCAAAAAAGGUGUUUUACCCAAGGAGGCUGAGGAGAAAGAAGAAAUAAAACUAAAACCAGUUGAACGUACAAAGAGUGGAAUAGAGCCUGAAAAGAUUCCUUCACCCAAGGUUGAGAAAACAAAGCCAGCUGAAUCAGUUCCUGUACAGAGGAAACCUAUUGAUGAUUUAACAAAAACACCAAAGACAAUUUCACCAAAAGACUCAACUGAAGCAGUUAUCUUGAAAAAAGUACCGCAUAAGAUUUCACCCAAGCAGGAAAAAUCUGAGGAAACUCCUCAGAUUUCUGGAGACGACAAGAUACCAGUCCUGAAGGAGCUAUCUCCGGGAGCUGUAGAGUUAAGAAAAGUCUCAACUCAGUUUGAGGAAGAAGUAUUUGAAGAAGAGUUUGAAUAUGAAGCUGAAUAUGAAGAUGAAGAAGAAGAAGCAUGGGGAUGGGAGCUUGCUUCUCGAGACAGUUAUGGUUCAGAGGGCUCUGAAGAACAAUAUUUGGAGGAAGGGGCACUUGAGACUCCUGGAAUGCCAGGGGGUAGACGAGAGGGAAAGCCCAAAGAGGAAGCUGGAAGAGGCAGAGGCUUGAAACCAAAACAAACUCCUUCUCCUGGUGAAGGUGGAAAGGGUAGAGGGCUGAAGCCUGGCGCUGGUGGUGACAAACCUCCAGGAGAUUCACCAUUUGGUUUCCAGCUCAAAGCUGUCCCCUUGAAGUUUGUGAAGGAGCUCAAAGAUAUUGUGUUGCAGGAGGCUGAGUCGAUUGGCUCCUCUGCUGUAUUUGAGUGCCAGAUCUCUCCGUCUACUGCUAUCACCACCUGGAUGAAAGAUGGAAGCAAUCUAAGGGAGAGUCCAAAGCACAAAUUCACAUCUGAUGGCAAAGAUCGCAAGCUGCAAAUCAUUGAUGUACAGCUUUCAGACACUGGAGAGUACACGUGUGUUGCAAAGCUUGGCAACAAGGAGAAGACCUCAACUGCUAAGCUUAUUGUUGAAGAAUUACCAGUGAAAUUUACUAAGACUCUGGAGGAGGAAAUGUCUGUGAUUAAGGGACAGCCGAUGUACUUAACCUGUGAGUUGAGCAAGGACAGAGAUGUGGUCUGGAAGAAGAACGGAAAAGAGCUCAAGCAAAUUGCUGGCAAAGUUCAAGUCAAUGUUAUUGGACUGCAGCGAUCAGCAACGAUCCAGGACACCAAUGAUGAUGAUGCUGGUGUUUAUACCUGCGAGUGCGAAGACAUCAAAACACAAGCCAAUGUCAAAAUUAUAGAAAUAAUCAGAGAUUGGUUGACAAAACCUUUGAGGGACCAGCAUGUAAAACCAAAAGCUACCGCCACAUUCAAAUGUGAACUCUACAAGGACACUCCCAACUGGAAGUGGUUCAAGGGAGAUGAAGAAAUUCCCACUGACCCUACGAACAAGACUGAUGUCAAAAAAGAUGGCAAAGAGAUCACACUUACAGUCAAGAAUGCUCAACCUGAUGAUAUUGGAGAGUAUGCCAUAGAAGUUGAGGGCCGCAGAUAUACAGCAAAACUCACUCUCGGAGAGCGUGAAGCUGAGAUUCUGAAGCCUCUUGCUAGUGUGGAGGUGGUUGAGAAAGGAGAAGCCAACUUUGAUACUGAAAUUUCAGAAGAUGAUAUUCCUGGAGAAUGGAAACUUAGAGGGCAGGUUCUGACAAGAUCACCGACAUGUGACAUCAGAGCUGAGGGAAAUAAAAGAUUCCUUACUUUGAAAAAUGUUCAACUUGACCAGGCUGGAGAGGUUUCUUACCAAGCUUUGAAUGCCGUGACCAGUGCAAUGCUAACAGUCAAAGAAAUUGAAAUGGACUUCACAGUCCCAUUGAGGGAUGUUACUGUGCAUGAAAAGAAACAGGCUAAGUUUGAGUGCACGAUCACGAAAGAUGUGCCAAAAGUAUUGUGGUUGAGAGGAUCUGAUAUUGUAACAUCAGACCAAAAAUAUGAUAUCAUUGAUGAUGGAAAGAAACACAUGUUGGUCAUAAACCACUGUGAAUUUGAGGAUGAGGGAGAAUAUACUAUUGAGGUGUUGGGUAAAACAUCAACAGCCAAACUGACAGUUGAGGGUAUGCGGCUGAAAUUCGUCUCACCAAUAUCGGAUCAAACUGUAAAGGAAGGUAAAACGGCUCGGUUUGAGCUUGAACUAUCUCAUGAUAGUGUACCGGUGACAUGGUACAAAAAUGAAACAAAACUGCAUCCGAGCAGAACUGUACUUACGCAUGUUGAUGGAAAGAAACAUAUAUUAGAAAUCAAGGAUGUCACUCUAGAUGAUACUUGCCAAAUAAAAGCAGAAGCUAAAGGAAUGUCGACAACAGCAAACUUGACGGUGCUAGAGGGAGAUGCCUGCUUCACAGUUAAACUACAAGAUUACACUGCAGUUGAGAAAGAUGAAGUCAUUCUUGACUGCGAGUUAAGCAAAGACGUACCUGUGAAGUGGUUCCACAAUGAGACUGAAAUUAAAGCCUCCAAGAUGGUUGCCAUAAAAGUUGAAGGAAAACGAAGAAUCCUAAACAUCAAGAAGGUUGAGGACAAAGACAAAGGUUUAUAUGUUUGCGACUGUGGAACAGACAAGACUUCAUCCACACUGAACAUUGAAGCCCGUGAUAUCAAAGUGGUGCGACCAAUGUAUGGUGUUGAGCUCUUUGAUGGUGAGACGGCCCGAUUUGAAGUGGAAAUUUCUGAAGAUGAUGUCCAUGGCCAAUGGAAACUGCAAGGAGAAGUUCUCUCUCCAUCACCUGAUGUUGAAAUCAUCGAAGAUGGUGCCAAACACACCUUAACUUUGUACAACUGCAAAGUGUCCCAGUCUGGAGAGGUUUCCUUCCAGGGUGCCAAUGCAAAAUGUUCUGCAAAUCUAAAAGUGAAAGAGCUUCCAAUUUCAUUUGUAACACCUCUUGCUGAUGUGCAUGUAUAUGAGAAGGAUGAAGCACGGUUUGAGUGUGAAAUCUCAAGACAAGCGAAGAGCUUCCGCUGGUUGAAAGGAUCUCAAGAGAUUAAGACUGAUGAUAAAUUUGAGGUACUUCAGGAGGGCAAGAGACACAUUCUGGUAGUUAAAGCUGCUGCCUAUGAAGAUGAAGCGAAGUACAUGUUUGAAGCUGAGGACAACAGAACAUCUGCCAAACUUGUUAUCCAGGGAAUUCGUCUGGAAUUUGUCAGACCCAUUAAAGAUGUCACUGUUAAAGAGCGUGAAACUGCAGAGUUCAGCAUUGAACUCUCACACGAGAAGGUUCAAGUCACCUGGUACAAGAACGAUGUUCGUCUGCAUCCAAGCAAAGUGGUCCACAUGUCUGAGGAUGGCAAGAUUCAUACUCUGUCCUUCAAAGAGGUGUCUAUUGACGACACAUCUCUCAUUAAAGUUGAGGCUCUCGGAAAAACCUGUGAGGCAAUGCUCACUGUACUUGAGGGAGAACCUUACUUUACCACCAAGUUGCAGGACUACACCGCAGUCGAGAAGGAUGAGGUUGUCCUGAUGUGUGAAGUGAGCAAAUCAUCUGCUCAGGUGAAAUGGUUCAAAGAUGGCAAUGAAAUCACUCCCUCCAAGAACGUCCUCAUCAAGGCUGAUGGAAAGAAACGCAUCCUGACAGUAAAGAAGGCAGAAAAGGGAAACAUUGGCGAAUAUGUGUGUGACUGUGGCUCUGACAAAACCGCAGCCAAACUUAACAUCGAAGAACGUGAUAUUAAGAUUGUCCGUCCACUGUACAGUGUGGAGGUCACAGAGACAGAGACUGCUCGCUUUGAGACUGAAAUCUCUGAGGAAGAUGUUCACGGUCACUGGAAACUCAAAGGAGACGCCCUGCACCAAUCACCUGACUGUGAAAUUAAGGAGGAAGGCACCAAACACAUGCUUAUCCUUUACAAUGUUCGCAUGGACAUGGCUGGUGCUGUGGACUUCAGUGCUGCUAAUGCUAAAUCCAAAGCUCAGCUCAGAGUUAAAGCACGAGUGAUAGGCCUCUUGAGGCCUCUCAAGGAUGUAACGGUGACAGCGGGAGAAACUGCAACCUUUGACUGCGAACUGUCUUAUGAGGGCAUACCUGUGGAAUGGUUCCUAGGGGGUACAAAGCUGGAACCAAGUGACAGAGUGGUGACCCGGGCUGAAGGCAGAUCUCACACGCUAACCCUUAGGGAUGUAAAGCUGACAGAGGCCGGGGAAGUAAAACUCACCGCUAAGGACUUCCUGACACAGGCUCAGCUCAUUGUAAAUGAACCACCAGUUGAAUUCACCAAACCUUUGGAGGACCAGACUGUAGAGGAAGAAGCCACUGCUGAAUUGGAGUGUGAAGUCUCCAAAGAGAAAGCAGAGGUCAGGUGGUUUAGAGAUGGACAAGAAAUUCGCAAAACCAAGAAGUAUGACAUGGUCGCUGAUGGCUGUAAAAGAAAACUCGUUAUUCAUGACUGCACACUUGACGACUCUAAGACGUACACCUGUGAUGCUAAGCAUUUCAAGACUUCAGCCUUCUUAAAUGUUGAGCCUCCAUAUGUUGAGUUCACAAAGCCACUCCAUGAUGUUGAGGUCAAAGAGAAGGAAUCUGCCAGAUUUGAAUGUGAAGUGUCUCGUGAGAGUGCAAAGGUUCGCUGGUUCAGAGAUGGCAAUGAAAUCAGAAAAGGCAAGAAAUACGAGAUGAUUUCUGAAGGAGUAAAACGCAUUCUCAUCAUAAGCAAGUCUGUCUUUGAUGAUGAAGCAGAAUAUGAAUGUGAUGCCAGGACCUCCAAAAGCUCUGGCAUGUUGACUGUCGUUGAGGAGGAGGCUAGAUUCACAAAGAACUUGGCUAACAUUGAAGGCACUGAAACCGACAGUGUUAAACUGAUUUGUGAGGUUUCCAAACCCAGUGCAGAGGUUACAUGGUACAAAGGUGACCAAGAAUUGCCUGAAGUUGGUAGAUAUGAGCAUAUUACAGAUGGCAAAAAGAGAAUCCUCAUUAUUAAGGGUCUCCGUAUGGAUGAUGCUGGAGAGUACCACUGUAAACUGCCCACCUCACAAACCACAGGAAACCUGAGGAUUAAUGAACUUGCCGCUGAGUUCAUUGCCAGGCCUCAAAACCAAGAGGUGGUUGAAGGUGAAAAGGCACAAUUUGUGUGCUCUGUCUCCAAAGACACAUAUGAAGUAAAAUGGCUUAAAGGGAAUACAGAACUUCAAUCGGAUGACAAGUAUGAAAUUAUUUCUGAGGGCAAAAAGAGAGUUCUUAUUGUCAAAAACUGUGAACUCAAAGAUGAGGGAGGCUUUGUAGUCCUCAUUGGAACCACAAGAGCUUCAGCUGAUUUGACUGUUCUUGAAAAGCUGAGGAUUAUCACUCCUCUCAAAGACACAAAGGCAAAUGAAGGGCAAGAGACUGUCCUCAAUUGUGAAGUUAACACUGAAGGGGCCAAGGCCAAAUGGCUAAAGAAUAAUGAGACAUUAUUCGAAAGCAGCAAGUUCAUCAUGGUUCAGAAGGACAAUGUAUUCUCUCUGAGAAUCAAAGAUACCCAAAAGUCAGAUGAGGCAAACUACACAAUUACACUGACCAACCAGCGUGCUGAACAAGCCAAGAGCUCUGCCAACAUCACUGUGCAUGAGGAAGAUCUUAGAAUUGUUGUUCCACCUGAGGAUGUUGACACGCAGGAGAAAAAGGCCAUCAGUUUCACAUGCAAGGUGAAUAGACAAAACGUAACUGUACAGUGGAUGAAAGCAGGCCAGGAAAUCACUCUUAGCAAGAGAAUUCUGUAUCGCGUGGACAAGGAAAAGCACACUUUGACAAUCAAAGACUGCAGCCUUGCAGAUGAAGGUGAAUACACUGUAAUUGCUGGUCCUGACAAGGCCACAGCCGAACUGAUCAUCAGUGAAGCUCCCACUGACUUCACCGCUCAACUCAGUGACCAAACCAUCACUGAAUUUGAGGAUGCUGAAUUCAGUUGUGAACUUACUAAAGAGAAGGCUGAUAUCAAAUGGUACAGAGAUGGCAGGGAGAUCCGAGAAGGGCCCAGGUACCAAUUUGAGAGAGAUGGCAAAACAUGCAGACUGCGUAUAAAGGAGUGCAGACCAGAUGAUGAGUGUGAAUAUGCAUGUGGUGUAGAUGACAAGAGAACCAGAGCUCGUCUCUUUGUCGAGGAGACCCCGGUGGAGAUUGUUAGACCACCCACAGAUGUGUUUGAGCCACCAGGCUCAGAUGUUGUAUACGAAGUUGAGCUCAACAAAGACAGAGUUGAGGUCAAAUGGCUGAGGAACAACAUGACCAUUGUUCAAGGUGAUAAGUACCAGAUGAUGAGCGAGGGUAAGAUUCACAGGCUUCAAGUGUGUGAAAUUAGGCCACGUGAUCAAGGCGAGUACAGAGUCAUUGCCAAGGACAAAGAUGCUAGAGCAAAACUUGAGCUUGCUGCUGUACCAACAAUUAAAACAUUGGAUCAAGAUCUGGUGACAGAUGCUGGAAAGCCUUUUGUUAUGGGGGUUCCAUACAAUGCUUACCCCCUUGCAGAGGCUGAGUGGUUCUACAAUGACAUAAGUCUUCCAAAAGACAAUAUUCACACCUCUAUUGAUAGGACAGAAUACAGGCUUAAGGACCCUAAGAAAUCAGAAGAGGGACGCUAUAAGAUCAUCGUCCAGAACAAACAUGGAAAAGGAGAGGCUUUCAUAAACCUCAAAGUUAUCGAUGUACCUGGGCCUGUGAAGAACCUUCAGGUUGUUGACACUGCUGAUGGUGAGAUCAGCAUUGCUUGGGAGGAGCCAGAAAGUGAUGGCGGCAGCAAGAUCUUGGCUUAUGUGGUAGAGAGACGUGAUGUUAAACGCAAGACGUGGACUCUGGCCACUGACUGUGCCGACAGCACAGAAUACACUGUAACUGGCUUGCAGAGAGACUCCAAGUACCUGUUCCGUGUCUGUGCACGCAACCGAGUUGGAAGUGGACCUAAUGUUGAGACAGACAAAGCUGUUCAAGCAAAGAAUAAAUUUGAUGUUCCUGAUGCACCACAGAAUGUUAUUGUUGGAAAUGUCAACAAGUUUGGUGCUACAGUUUCUUGGGAACCACCACUGUUCGAUGGUGGAUCUGAAAUCACAUCAUACAUUAUUGAACUUCGUGACAGAACCUCUGUGGUCUGGGCUCCAGUUAUGGUGACCAAGCCACAUGAACGUUCAGCCAUCAUUAAUGAUGUUAUUGAAAACAAAGAGUACAUCUUCCGUGUUAAGGCUGAGAACAAGGCUGGAAUUGGGAAACCAAGUGCUGCUACUAACCCAGUGAAGAUCAUGGACCCCAUUGAGAGGCCGAGCCCUCCCCUAAAUCUGACCCAUUCUGAGCAGACUAAGGACUCCUGUUUGUUGACAUGGGAGACUCCCUUAAAAAAUGGAGGCACAGCUAUCACUGGCUACAUCAUUGAAAGAUGUGAAGAAGGUACAGACAAGUGGCUCAGGUGUAAUGCCAGGCUUUGUCCAGACCUGCUCUACAGGAUGUCAGGCCUGAAGUUUGGGAAAAAAUACAGCUAUAGAGUAAUUGCUGAGAAUGCAGCAGGGCAGUCUGACCCCUCAAACAUAGUUGGACCUGUGCUGGCAGAUGAUCCACACUAUGCACCUACUCUUGACUUGAGUGCUUUUAAGGAUGGUCUGGAGGUUUUUGUCCCCAACCCUCUCUCAAUCCGCGUCCCUAUCACUGGGUACCCAGUUCCAACUGCAAAGUGGACGUUUGGCGAAAAUGCACUGACAGCUGGUGAUCGUGUAUCUAUGGUCACAAAGUCAACCUUCACAGAGCUUGUUAUAACCCCAAGUGUGCGUGCUGACAAAGGAACAUACUCUUUGACCCUGGAAAAUGAUGUGGCCAGUGUCUCAGGAGAGAUUGAAGUUAAUGUCAUUGCAUCUCCAAGUGCACCCAAAGACUUAAAGGUUGCAGAAGUAACCAGAAAGCAUGUCCACUUGAUGUGGGAGGCACCUGAACAUGACGGAGGCAGUCCUAUUACUGGCUACCAGGUUGAGAAGCGUGAAGUGUCCAGGAAGACAUGGGUGAAAGUGAUGUCUGGUUUGCAAGACCAGGAAUAUACAGUCACAGAUGUGGUUGAGGGCAAGGAAUACUUGUUUAGAGUAAUUGCCUGCAACAAAUGUGGACCAGGUGAACCUGCCUACAUUGAGGAUCCAGUGAAUGUGUCUUCACCUGCAACUGUACCAGACCCACCAGAAAAUCUUAAAUGGAGAGACAAGUCUGCUAGCAAAAUCUUCUUGUCAUGGGAGCCACCCAAGUGGGAUGGUGGAACUCCUAUCAAAGGUUAUAUUGUUGACAAAUGUCAACGAGGCACUGACAAGUGGGAGCCAUGUGGAGACCCUAUGCCUGAGCUUAAGUUCGAAGUCACUGGUCUCAUUGAAGGACAGUGGUAUGCUUAUCGUGUGCGGGCUUUGAACAAACUGGGUGCUAGUAAGCCUUGCAAGUCAACAGAUGAGAUCUUGGCUGUUGAUCCUAAAGAGCCUCCUGAGAUUCAGCUGGAUGCAAAACUGCUAGCUGGUCUGACUGCUAAAGCUGGCACAAAGAUUGAACUUCCAGCUGACAUCACUGGUAAACCAGAGCCUAAAGUCAAAUGGACCAAGGCUGACCUAGUCCUUAAGCCAGAUGACAGAAUCACCAUUGAUACAAAGCCUGGCCAUUCAACUUUGUCCAUCGCUAAGACCAAGAGGGAUGACACAGCCACGUAUAUCAUUGAGGCAGUCAACAGCAGUGGCCGUGCAACUGCAACUGUGGAUGUCAACAUUUUAGAUAAGCCUGGUCCUCCAGCUGCCUUUGACAUCUCUGAAAUUACCAAUGAGUCCUGCGUGUUGGCUUGGAAUCCUCCAAGAGAUGAUGGUGGGUCAAAGGUGACCAACUAUAUUGUUGAGAGGAAAGCUGUAGACAGUGAAAUCUGGUACAAGCUGUCCUCCACUGUGAAGCAGACCACCUACAAGGCCACCAAGCUUGUGGCUUUCAAGGAGUACAUCUUUAGGGUGUAUGCUGAAAAUCAGUUUGGCAUUGGUGCCCCAGCUGAACAUGCCCCAAUAAUUGCCAGAUACCCUUUCGAUACCCCUGGUCCUCCAUACAAAUUGGAACCAUCGGAUAUUGCAAAGGAUGCCGUAACUCUGUCCUGGUAUGAGCCUGAUGAGGAUGGUGGAAGUCCUAUUACUGGAUAUUGGGUAGAAAGAUAUGAGCCUGACCAUGACAAAUGGAUCAGAUGCAACAAGUUGCCUAUCAGGGAUACAAACUUUCGAGUGAAAGGACUACCCACAAGAAAGAAGUACAAGUUCCGUGUUUUGGCAGAGAAUCUUGCUGGACCUGGAAAACCAAGCAAAGAGACAGACCAAAUUUUGAUUAAAGAUCCAAUUGAUCCCCCAUGGGCUCCUGGGAAGCCCACUGUUAAGGAUGUAGCCAAAACCUCUGCUUUCCUGCAAUGGACAAAGCCUGAACAUGAUGGUGGUGCAAAGAUCGAGUCUUACAUUGUUGAGCUCCUCAAGAGUGGAACUGAUGAGUGGGUCCGUGUAGCUGAUAAUAUCCCCUCUCUUGAGCACUUCCUGAAGGGAUUGAUGGAAAAGCAAGAGUACUCAUUCCGUGUCAGAGCUGUCAACGUAGCAGGCGAGAGUGAACCCAGUGAACCAAGUGAUCCAGUGCUCUGCAAGGAGAGACUCAAUCCUCCAUCACCACCAAGAUGGCUUCUAGUAGUUUCUAGUAGCAGGAACAGCGCUGAACUGAAAUGGACUGCACCUGAGAGAGAUGGUGGCUCUCCUAUCACAAACUACAUUGUUGAGAAGAGAGAUGUCAGGCGCAAAGGCUGGCAGGCUGUGGACACCACAGUGAAGGAGCUGAAGUACACUGUCACCCCACUAAAUGAAGGAUCUCUAUAUGUGUUCCGUGUUGCUGCUGAAAAUGCUGUAGGGCCGAGUGAAUUUUGUGAACUUGAAGACUCUGUUCUUGCCAAGGAUACUUUCGGUACCCCUGGACCUCCAUAUAAUCUGACUAUCACUGAAGUUUCCAAGACUCAUGUUGAUCUGAAAUGGGAAGCACCUCAGAAUGAUGGUGGAAGACCUGUUUUGAGAUAUGUCAUUGAGAAGAAGGAGAAACUUGGUACCCGUUGGGUGAAAUCUGGAAAGACUUCGGGUCCUGACUGCCAUUACAGAGUGACUGAUGUAAUUGAGGGCACUGAAGUGCAGUUCCAGGUCUCUGCUGAAAACGAGGCUGGAGUUGGUCACCCAAGUGAACCUACUGACAUUGUAGUCAUUGAGGAUCCAACAGGCCCACCAUCACCACCACAGGAAUUGCAUAUCACAGAGGCAGCAAGAGAUCAUAUCUGUAUUGCCUGGAAGGCACCAGAAAAGAAUGGAGGAAGUCCCAUUAUUGGUUACCAUAUUGAACUAUGCGAGGCUGGAACAGAGAAGUGGAUGAGAGUCAACUCUCGUCCUGUCAAAGAGUUAAAAUACAGAGCAGGAGAUGAAGAGGGAAUUGUUCCUGAAAAGGAGUAUACCUUCAGAGUUCGUGCUGUUAACUCUGUGGGUGCCAGUGAGCCCUCUGACAUUUCUGAGAAUGUAUUUGCCAUAGACUCUGACUGUAGCCCAACACUAGACUUCCAGACCAAGGAUCUUGUUGUUGUAGAAGGUGAAAAGAUGCACCUCCCAAUUCCAUUUAGGGCUGUGCCAUCACCUAAGAUUACAUGGCACAAAGAUGGAAAUGAAAUGAAGGCUGAUGACAGAACCUUCUUCAGAGCUGAGUACACAUCCUGCCAUCUGGAAGUUCCAAGCUGCUUACACGCUGAUGCUGGCCAAUACAAAGUUACCUUGGAAAACAGAAAUGGUGCCACUAGUGGAACGAUCAAUGUUAAAGUUAUUGGUCUUCCUGGACCAUGUAAAGAUAUUGUUGCUAGUGAAAUUACCAAGAGCUCCUGCAAGGUGUCCUGGGAACCUCCAGACUAUGAUGGUGGUAGCCCUAUUCUCCACUACGUGCUGCAACGCAGAGAAGCAGGCAGGAGAACCUAUGUCAAAGUUAUGUCUGGCGAAAACAAAUUGAGUUGGCCUGUAAAGGAUCUCAUUCAGAAUGGAGAGUACUACUUCCGUGUCAGAGCUGUCAACAAGAUUGGUGGUGGUGAAUUUAUUGAGCUUCGCAACCCUGUAAUUGCAGAAGAUCAGAAACAACGUCCUGAUCCACCAGUUGAUGUGGAAACCCAUAACCCAACAUCUGAGAGUGUUACCCUUACUUGGAAGCCUCCCAUGUAUGAUGGUGGAAGCAAAAUUAUGGGUUACAUUCUUGAGAAGAUGAUGAAAGGGGAAGAGAACUUCCAGAGAUGCAAUGACUUCCUUGUGCCGGUGUUGUCUUAUACUGUUAAGGGGUUGACACAUGAAAAACAAUAUCAGUUCCGGGUUCGUGCAGAGAAUGCAGCUGGUGUCAGUGAUCCUUCUCGCAGCACACCUUUGAUCAAAGCCACAGAUGCAACUGAUCGUCCUAAGGUAUUCCUUAGCGGUAGUCUACAAUCAGGCUUGGCUGUGAAACGAGGUGAAGAAAUCAGAUUGGAUGCCAACAUCUCUGGAUUUCCCUACCCCCAAAUUACAUGGAUGAGGAACAAUGCAACAAUUUGGCCAGAACCACUAAAGAAGAGGCCAGAAAGGCCCAUUAAGAAGAAGAAGGAAAAGGAGGAAAAGAAGGAGGAGGGAGCAGAAAAGAAAGAGGCAGAUGCAGAAAAGAAGGAGGAAGACAAAGAGGCAAAGGAGGAGGACAAAGAAAAGAAAGAGGAAAAGAAGGAGGAAGAAAAGGAAAAAGAAAAGGAGGUGGAGGAACCCGAAGAGCCUGAAGAAGAAUACCAUCCAAGCUUAAAUGAACGUCUUACCAUUGAAUCAAAGAGAAAGGGUGAAUCCUAUAUUAUUAUAAAAGAUACUAUCAGAGGCGAUCAUGGUGUUUUCACAAUAAAAGUGGAAAAUGAUCAUGGAACUGCCUCUGCCUCCUGUGAAGUUAAUAUCCUUGAUACUCCUGGACCUCCAGUAAAUUUCAAAUUUGAAGAGAUAAGGAAGAACUCCAUCCUCUGUAAGUGGGAUCCUCCUCUGGAUGAUGGUGGUAGUGAAAUCCUUAACUACAUAUUGGAGAGAAAAGAUAACUCCAAGGCUGAGCUUGGAUGGAUCACUGUAACAUCCAUCCUUAGAGGAUGUAAAUUUCUUGUGCCAAAACUUAUUGAGGGCAAAGAGUACCUCUUCCGUGUCACUGCAGAAAACAAAUAUGGUCCUGGAAAACCAUGCAUCACCAAACCAGUCAUUGCAAGGAAUCCAUUCGAUCCUCCAGAUGCACCGGAGAAACCUGAAAUUAAGGAUGUCACUGCCAGCAGCAUGUGUGUUACCUGGUUAGAACCCAAUGACAAUGGCAGCGCCAUUGAGGGAUACUGGGUAGAGAAACGAGAAAUCAACAGCACACACUGGGCAAGAGUCAACCGCACUAUGGUUCCUGACUUGGAAAUAAAUGUUGAAGGCCUUCUUGAAGGUCUGACAUAUAUUUUCAGAGUAUGUGCAGAAAAUAUAGCUGGACCUGGAAAGUUCAGCCCCCCGUCAGAACCAAAAACAGCACAGGCACCAAUCAUGCCUCCUGGUCCACCAAUUCCAAGAAUUGUUGACACCUCAGACUAUUCAAUUGACAUUGAAUGGGAUCCUCCUGCGGACAAUGGUGGCGCAGAGGUCUUUGGUUAUCAUGUUGACAAACUUGUUGCUGGUACCAAGGACUGGUCACGGGCUACAGAGAGACCUCACAAAACCCGCACAUUUACUGUAUAUGGUGUUAGAGAAGGGGCUAAAUACAUAGUCCGUGUUGUGGCAAUCAAUUGUGCUGGUGAAGGAGAACCUGGUUUGACUGAUGCAGUAAUUGUGAGAAACCCUGCAGAGGUUCCAGUCAUCGAGCUUGAUAUCUCUGUGAGAAAUGGUGUUGUCGUUAGAGCUGGAGAAAUGCUGAGAAUUCCAGCACAUGUGACUGGUAGACCCCCUCCAUCUUUGAAAUGGACAAAGGAUGAUGGUGACUUAGAAAAAGAUCGUAUGGAGGUUGAAGAAGCUGGACAGGACAGCACCGUUGUCAUUAAAACCACAAAGAGAAGUGACCAUGGCAAAUACCAAAUCCAAGCAGCAAAUCCAAGUGGUAUUAAAUCUGCAUGGACCAGGGUUGAAGUCAUGGAUGUUCCUGGACCAGUUCUUGACCUGAAACCUGUUGUGGUUACCAGGAAACUUAUGAUGUUAAAUUGGUCAGAUCCUGACGAUGAUGGUGGUAGUGAUGUGACAGGGUUUAUCAUUGAAAGGAGGGAACCAAAGAUGCACACAUGGAGACAGCCCAUUGAGACGCCUUCAUCCAAAUGUGAGAUUGUAGGUAUUAUUGAAGGACAGGAAUACAUUUUCCGUGUUGUGGCUAAGAACAAGUAUGGAUGUGGACCUCCAGUCGAUCUUGGACCCAUCCGUGCUGUGGAUCCACAAGGUCCACCAACUUCUCCUGAAAAGUUCCACUAUACAGAGAGAACCAAGUCCUCUGUUACAAUUGAAUGGAGGCCUCCCCGUAAUGAUGGUGGUAGUCCAAUCAUUGGCUACAUCAUUGAGAAAAAGCGACAAGAUCAACCGGCCUUCCAGCGGGUCAACCCAGAGCUGUGCACUGUUCAAAUUAUGACAGUUGACAAUCUAGAUGAGCUUCAUAUGUAUGAGUUCCGUGCAAAGGCUGUCAAUGCAUUUGGUGAAAGUGAGCCUUCAAUAACCAUGACUGUUGUCAUUCAGGAUGAUGAAGUGGCUCCAAGUUUGCGUAUGCUGAAACACUUCAAGGGUGAUUUGAUUCGAGUAAGGAAAAAUGAGCCUAUUGAGAUGCCUGCAGAAGUCACUGGUUUGCCAAUGCCAAAGAUUGAAUGGCUGAAGGAUGAUGUUGUUAUUGAAAAGCCUACUGAGAAACUUCUAUUUGAAACCAAAGAGAUUGACAGAGUGACGUCACAUACAAAACUGUCCAUUCCUGGUGUUACAAGACUAGACAAGGGCACAUACACUGUUACUGCCUCCAAUCGUUUGGGAACGCUGAGUCAUUCGGUCACAGUGGAAGUGUUGGAUCGCCCAACGCCACCAAGAAAUGUUGCUGUUUCAAGCAUCAAAGCUGAGUCUUGCAACCUUAGUUGGGAUGCCCCAUUGGAUAUAGGUGGCAGUGAGCUUACCAACUACAUUGUUGAGAUGAAAGACCUUAAUGUUGAAGAUCCUGAAAAGGCUGAGUGGGUGCAAGUUACUAAGUCUAUUAUUGAAAAGAGAUAUGGGGUGUGGAACCUGGUAACUGGUGGCAACUAUAAGUUCAGAGUUAAAGCUGAGAACAAGUAUGGAAUAAGUGAGGCAUGUGAAACAGAGGAGGUUGAGAUUAAAGAUCCUUCUGCUCUGCCUGGCCCGCCUGAGAAGGUCACAAUUGCAGAGCGCUCCAAGACACAUAUGCUAUUGACAUGGGAACCACCUAAGGACAGUGGUGGUUCUAUGAUUACUGGCUACUGGCUUGAGAAGCGUGAAAAAGGCACUUCGUAUUGGUCUCGUGUGAAUAAGAUCCUGGUUUCAAAACGUGGCAUGAAAGGCUGGGAAUACCAGGUUACACGUCUCUUUGAGGGAGUAGAGUAUGAAUUCCGUGCAAUGGCUUGCAAUUCUGCUGGUAUUGGGCCACCUAGUGCCAUCUCUGAGUCUGCUGUUGCUGACGAUCCCCUGACUCCACCUAGCAUGCCUGCAGCUCCUGAGAUUGCUGACAAAACCAAGCAUAGUGUCACCCUUGCAUGGACCCCACCAGCUAAAGAUGGUGGCCGCCCCAUCAAGGGUUACAUUAUUGAGAUUCAAGAUGAAGGUACUUCUGAGUGGGCCAGGGUCAAUGAUGCUGAAAAUCUACAUCCUUCUACUGUGUUCACCAUUCCAAACCUCCCAGAACUUAAGAAAUACAGAUUCAGAAUCAUUGCAGUCAAUGAAAUUGGAGAGUCUGAGCCUAGUCCCAGAACCAGCGAAGUUCGCAUAGAAGAUAUUAAAACUGCACCAAAGAUCUUCAUGGAUAUCAGUGCUGAUGAACUGCUGUGUGUUCGGGCUGGAACUCCAUUUAAGAUUCCAGCUACCAUCACAGGACGUCCCGCUCCUAAAGUUACAUGGGAAUUUGAUGGAAAAGCAAAGACAGAAAAGAAGGAUCGUCUCCAUAUUUUACCAGUAGAUUCACAGGUUGAAUCUACAGAUACCACUUCAGUUGUUACAGUUCCUGUGAGUUUGAGAAGUCAUUCUGGCAGGUAUACAAUUACAGCAAAGAACAAAUCAGGACAGAAACAUGUCAACGUCAGAGUAAAUGUGCUAGAUGUUCCUGGAGCACCUAAAGAGCUUAAAGUUACUGAUGUCACCAGAACCACAAUGAGACUCAUUUGGAAGUUGCCGGAUAACGAUGGUGGUGAGAGAAUCAAGAGUUACUUUAUUGAGAAGAAGGCUGUUAAUGGAAAGGCUUGGACGGUUGCCAAUGCUACUUGUGCCAGCAUGGCCUUUGUCGUGUCCAACCUCCUUGAGGGACAGGACUACUUUUUCCGUGUUCGUGCGGAGAAUCGCCUUGGAUUUGGACCAUUUACAGAGACUACAGAACCUGUUCGGGCUAGGGAUCCUAUUUAUCCUCCCGAUCCUCCAACCAAAGUUAAAAUUAACCUUGUUACCAAAAAUACUGUUACCCUUACAUGGGUGCCUCCCAAGAAUGAUGGUGGUGCACCAGUAAAGCAUUACAUUAUUGAACGUCUGAGCUGGGACACAAGUGGUCCACAGAAAGAGACUUGGAAACAGUGCAACAAGAGAGAUGUUGAAGAGACUACCUUCAUCAUUGAAGACCUUAAAGAGGGUGGCGAGUAUGAGUUCCGUGUUAAAGCUGUAAAUGAAGCUGGUGCAAGCAGACCUUCUGUUACCGCUGGACCAAUUGUCAUUAAGGACCAGACAUGUGCUCCAAGUAUUGAUCUCAGAGAGGCUUUGGAAGGCGCAGAAGGAUUUGAUGUCAACAUUGUUGCCAGGAUUCAAGGCUGUCCAUUCCCAUCUCUUGUCUGGCACAAAGCUCCACAAGACAAGCCUGAUGACAAAGUUCCUGUACAGUAUGACAAACAUGUCAAUAAACUUGUCUCUGAUGAAAAAUGCAGCCUGUUUAUCCAGCAGUCAAAGAGAGAUGACAGCGCAAUGUACACACUCACAGCAACCAACAGCUUGGGCACAGCCACCAAGAGCAUUAAGCUCAGCAUUUUGGGACGUCCUGGUGUACCUGUAGGACCAAUUAAGAUUGGGGAAGUUUUUGCUGAAAGGAUUGGCCUCUCCUGGAAUCCACCAGCAGAUGAUGGUGGUUCCAAGAUCACAAACUAUGUUGUUGAAAAGCGUGAGGAAAACAGAAAAACAUGGGUCCAUGUCUCUAGUGAUCCAAAGGAAUGCCAGUACAUAGUACAAAGGCUAACAGAGGGCCAUGAAUAUGAGUUCCGUGUUAUGGCUCAGAAUAAAUAUGGAGUUGGACCACCUUUGUACAGUGAACCCGAGAAAGCACGAAAUCUCUUCACUGUGCCUGGCCAAUGUGAGAAGCCAACUGUAACAGAUGUUUCAGCUGAAUCAAUGACAGUUAACUGGGAUGAGCCUGAAUAUGAUGGUGGCUCUCCUGUAACUGGCUACUGGCUAGAGCGCAAGGAAACUACAGGCAAGCGCUGGACAAGAGUGAAUCGUGAGCCUAUCCGAAUUAGGACUCUAGGUGUUUCACAUAUUGUGACAGGACUCUUGGAGGGAGCGAUCUACCAGUUCCGUGUUAUUGCAAUUAAUGCAGCUGGAUGUGGCCUACCUAGUUUGCCUUCAGAUAUUGUUGCAUGUAGAGACCCCAUAGCACCUCCAGGUCCUCCAACGCCAAAAGUAACAGACUGUACCAAGUCAACUGUUGAUCUUGAAUGGAUUCCUCCUCUUAAUGAUGGUGGAUCUAUGAUCACCGGUUAUUUUGUAGAGUACAAACAAGAGGGGCAAGAGGAAUGGGAGAAGGUUAAAGACAAGGAAAUCAGAGGCACCAAAUUUGUUGUUCCUGGACUUAAAGAGCUUGGACUUUAUAGAUUUAGAGUGAGAGCUGUAAAUGCUGCCGGUGUUGGAGAACCUGGUGAAGUUGCUGAUGUGAUUGAAGUCAAGGACAGGACAAUCCCCCCAGAGGUAGACCUGGAUGCAACUGUCAAGGAAAAGAUAGUUGUUCAUGCUGGUGGGGUAAUCCGCAUCCUAGCUUAUGUUUCUGGAAAGCCUGCACCAGAGAUUAUUUGGAAUAGAGAUGAUGCCGAAUUGCCAAAGGAGGCUGCUGUUGAGACAACUUCUAUAAGUUCAGCUUUAGUUAUCAAAAGUUGCCUGAGACAACACCAAGGCAUUUAUACAUUAACUGCUAAGAAUGCAGGUGGAGAAAGGAAAAAAGCAGUCAUUGUUGAAGUAUUGGAUGUUCCUGGUCCUGUUGGUCUACCCUUCUCUGGUGAGAAUCUUACCAAUGACUCUUGUAAAUUGACAUGGUACUCCCCUGAAGAUGAUGGUGGCUCAGCUAUCACCAACUAUAUAAUUGAGAAGAGAGAAGCUGACCGCAGAGGCUGGACUUCAGUGACAUAUACUGUCACAAGACAUAAUGCUGUUGUCCAGGGUCUCAUUGAUGGAAAGGGUUACUUCUUCAGAAUUGCAGCUGAAAAUAUAAUUGGAAUGGGUCCAUUCACUGAGACUGCAGCUCCAGUCGUCAUCAAGGAUCCACUCUCUGUACCCGAGCGCCCUGAGGAUGUUGAGGUGACAGCCAUCACAAAUGAUUCAAUCAGUGUCGCAUGGAGAUCUCCAAAAUAUGAUGGAGGGUCAGACAUUACAAGCUAUGUUCUUGAGGUUCGUCUAAUCGGGCAGGACAACUUCAGCCGCAUUGCCAAAGAGGACAAACUCAUGGAUCGUAAAUUCACCCAUGCUGGUCUUAAAGAGGGUUCUUCUUAUGAAUUCCGUGUUAGUGCUGUUAAUCAAAUUGGUCAAGGCAAACCGUCAUUCAGCACAAAACCAGUUACAUGCAAAAAAGAGUUUGAACCACCAAACCUUGAUUUGGAGUUCCGUGACAAGCUUGUUGUUCGUGUUGGGGAAACUUGCAUCAUUCAAAGCCGAUACACAGGCAAACCGGAACCAACUAUUAAGUGGUUCAAAAAUGAUGAAGAGCUUCAGGCAAAUGAAGAAAUUGCUCUUACCACUGCAAAGAACAGAUUGAGCCUGACUAUCGAAAAGGCAAAACGUGAUCACAGUGGAAAAUACAUGGUGGUUUUGGAAAACUCUAUUGGGACACGCAAGGGAAUAUGUACUGUCAAUGUUGUCGACCGUCCACAACCUCCAGAAGGCCCUGUUAUCUUUGAUGAAAUCUACAGGAAUUAUAUGGUCAUUUCUUGGAAUCCUCCACUAGAUGAUGGUGGAGCUGCUAUUUCUAACUACAUUGUUGAAAAGAGAGACACCAACAGGGAUCUGUGGAUGCCUGUUACAGAAUCUUGCACAAGGACAUCAUGCAAAGUUCCAAAACUGAUUGAGGGAAGAGAAUACAUUAUUAGAAUCUGUGCUCAGAAUAUUCAUGGUAUUAGUGAUCCAUUGCUCUCUGCUGAGACAAAGGCAAAGGAUGUUUUCAAGGUUCCAGAUGCUCCACAGGCACCUGUAGUAAAAGAAAUCUAUAAAGAUACAGCUCUGAUUUCAUGGCUUCAACCAGCUGAUGGUGGCAAACCAAUCACAAACUACAUUGUAGAAAAGAAGGAAACCAAGGCCAACAUGUGGGCUAGAGCUGGAAAAGAUCGCAUUUUCCCCAACACAGAAUACUGGGUUCCUGAUCUUCUCAAGGGUUGCGAAUAUGAAUUCCGUGUCAUGGCAGAGAAUGUGAUUGGCAUUGGGGACCCCAGUCCAUCUUCAAAGCCAAUCUAUGCUAAAGAUCCUAUAGUGAUUCCAAGCCCACCUGUACUUCCAGUUGCAAUUGAUAAGACAAAAGAGUCUGUUACUCUUUCUUGGCAGCCUCCAAAAGACUGUGGCAGAGGCAAAAUCUUUGGUUAUCUGCUAGAGUAUCAGAAAGCUGGUGAUGAGGAAUGGCUUCAAGUUAAUCAGACACCUGACUCCUGCCCGAGCACUACAUUUAAGGUUAUCAACCUUGAGGAUGGUGCACUUUAUAGAUUUAGAGUGAAGGCAGUGAAUGCUGCUGGUGAAUCAGAGCCUGCAUAUGUUCCAGAGCCUGUUCGAGCACAAGACAGAUUUGAGCCCCCAGAACUUCAACUGGAUUUGGGCAUGCCUCGUGAGUUGAAAGCAAUGGCUGGAACCCAUAUUAAUAUCAUGGCUGGAAUCAAAGGGAUGCCUUUCCCUAAAGUCACCUGGAAGAAAAAUGAGGCGGAUGUUCCCACAAGAGCAGAGAUUGAGACAUCUGGAACUACAACUAAACUAGAGAUGCGCUAUUGCAACCGUACUGAUUGUGGAGAUUACACACUUACUGUUGAAAAUCCAGCUGGGUCAAAGAUAGCCACAUGCACUGUUCUUGUACUUGACAAGCCUGGACCAGUUCAGCACCUCAGAGUAUCUGAUGUCAGAAGUGAUUCUGCCCAACUGUCUUGGAAAGAUCCAGAAGACAAUGGUGGUGCACGCAUCACCAAUUUUGUUGUUGAGAAAAAGGAUGCAGCAUCUCCUCAAUGGGUGCCAAUCUGCUCAUCAUCUAAAAAACGUAGCAUGAUGGCUAAACAUUUGAUUGAAGGAACGUCGUACAUGUUCCGCGUGGCAGCUGAAAAUCAGUUUGGAAGGAGUGAAUAUGUCGAGACAACAAAAGCUAUCAAAGCAAUGAAUCCACUGUUCCCACCUGGUCCACCAAAAGACCUUCAUCAUGUAGAUGCUGACAAGACUGAGGUGUGGCUUCAGUGGAACUGGCCUGAUCGCACAGGAGGAAGUGACAUCACAGGGUUCUUGGUUGAGUAUCAGGAAGAAGGUGAAAAGGAUUGGAUAGUUUUUAAGACUGUCAGCAUUCCUGAGUGCCAUGUGACAGGACUGGAAGAGGGAAAGACCUACAGGUUCCGUGUUAAGACGGAAAAUGCAAUUGGUCUAAGUAGACCAGACACCACUGUGCCAGUUCUUUGUCAGGAAAAACUAGUACCGCCCAUUGUUGAGGUGGAUGUUAAGUUGAUUGAGGGAAUCAUUGUGAAAGCUGGAAGCACAAUUAGAUUGCCUGCUUUAAUGAGAGGCCUUCCUGUUCCCACUGCUAAAUGGGUCAUUGAUGGAGAGGAAAUCAAGAGUGAAGGCAAUACCAAAAUUGACACUGACAACUUCUCCACUGUUUUGAGCAUUGCAGACUGCACAAGAAAUCACACUGGAAUAUAUAUACUCACAGUAUCUAACUCUGCAGGAAGUAAAACUGUUUCUCUGAACGUCACUGUGCUUGACGUACCAGCUGCACCUAUAGGCCCUGUUAAUAUUCUUGAGGUAACUCCUGACUCCAUGGUUAUUGACUGGCGCCCUCCCAAAGAUGAUGGUGGAAGUCCUGUCAUGAAUUAUAUUGUUGAGAAGAGGGAAUCAAAUAAGGAAACUUGGGGAGGAGUAAGUUCUGGCAGCACUUCUACAAGGCUGAAGAUUUCUCGUCUGCAGCAGGGAGUUGAAUAUGUUGUGAGAAUUCGUGCUGAAAAUAAAAUGGGAAUUGGUGCAGCUCUUGAAAGUGCACCAACUGUAGCUCGGCACCAGUUUGAGGCCCCUGGCCAUCCUGGAAAACCUGUAGCUUCUGAUUUGUCUGAAGAUGCGCUUACACUUGGAUGGACAAUGCCUCUGUUUGAUGGUGGCAGUCCAAUCAGUGGUUACAUUAUUGAGCGAAGACAUAAAGGUGGCAAAUGGAUUAGAGUGAAUAAAACUCCUUGCAAAGAACUUAGAUAUAGAGUGCUUGGUCUUUUUGAAGGUAAUGAAUAUGAGUUCAGAGUAUUUGCUGAAAAUAUUGCUGGCUUUAGUGGACCUUCACCUGUCUCAGAUCCUGCCAAACCUUGCAGACCAAUAACUGUUCCAGGACCUCCAGUUAACCCUAAGGUAAAAGACUACAGCUGCACAUAUGCUGACUUAGUCUGGAUCAAACCCACAAAAGAUGGAGGCAGUCCAGUCUUGGGAUAUAUUGUUGAAUGCCAGAAAGGAGGUGCUGAGUGGGAGAAAGUCAAUAAGGAUGAUCUGAUUAAACAGUGUGCUUAUAGGGUGAAAGGACUGACUGAAGACACUGAGUACAGGUUCCGUGUUAAAGCUGUGAACAUGAUUGGAGAAGGUGAGACCAGAGAAAUCCCAGAGUCCGUUAUUGCUAAGGAUAUCAUCAUUCCUCCGGAAAUUGAGAUGGAUGCCACAUGCCAUGAACGUGUGACUGUUCGUGUUGGUCAUAACAUUAAUGUUGUAGGAUAUGUAAAAGCAAGACCUGAUCCAGAAAUCACUUGGAGCAAAGGUGAAAGCAUUUUGGAAAGGGACAAGCGCACCAUGCUUACAAACAACUUCCCAGUCGUGCAAAUGCGUAUCAAGGAAGCAACCAGAGCAGACCAUGGAAAGUAUGUACUAAAGGCUGUUAAUGAAGCUGGAGAGGCCUCAGCAACUAUUACAGUAAAUGUUCUGGAUAGACCUGGUCACUGCCAGAAUCUAAAGAUGACAUAUGUAACUAAGAAUUCUUGCAUGGUGUCCUGGGAUGCUCCUGAGGAUAAUGGAGGUAGUGAGAUAACAAAUUACAUUGUGGAAUGCCGAGAGCCAAGUAUACGAACCUGGGCAAUGAUCUCAUCUGACUGCACAAAUCGCAUGGUAAAAGCCAAGCUCAUGGAAAACCAUGAAUAUUUAUUCCGUGUGUCUGCUGAGAACAAGUGCGGUCCAGGACCAGCUACAGAAACCAAAACUCCUAUCCUUGCAAUUGACCCACUUCAGAAGCCAGGCGAGCCAGAGAAUUUCCAUGUCGGUGAUAUUGGUAAAAACUUUGUUUUCCUUAAAUGGAGAAAACCAGAUUAUGAUGGUGGCAGUCCUAACCUUGGCUACUAUCUGGAGAGAAAAGCAAAAGACGCUGAAGCAUGGGAGAAGUUACAUGAAGGAGUUCUGAAAGAGACAUUCUUCAUGGUAGACAAAUGUGUUGAGAACCACAUCUAUCAAUUUAGAGUCCAGUCAACCAAUGAUGGAGGAGAAAGUGCAUGGGUUAGCACUUCUGAUAUUGUCGUCAAAGAAGAAAUUCAGAAACCAGUUCUUGACAUGAAAUUUGUUGGCACUAUUGUGGUCAAAGCAGGUGAAUCAGUUAGACUUGAAGCUGGACUUAGAGGAAAACCACAGCCCACGGUUACUUGGGUGAAGGACAAGGCUACGGGUGAUAAUCCAAGGAUCAGCAUUGACACCGGACAUGAUUACUCCAAAUUCCUUCUGACUAAAACCAAGCGUAGUGACACUGGAAAAUAUGUAGUUACUGCUACAAACCCAGCUGGUUCAUUCACAGCAUAUGCCAACGUUACAGUGCUAGAUAUACCAGGACCUGUCAGAGAUAUGAAAAUUUCUGGCAUUUCCACAGACAAGUGCAGAGUUGCAUGGGAUCCUCCAGAGGAUGAUGGUGGUUGUGAAGUGGACAGCUAUAUAAUAGAAAAAUGUGAGACCAGAAGAAUGGUUUGGUCCACUUACUCUGCAUCUCUCGUCACAAACUACUGUAAUGUAACACGCCUUGUUGAAGGAAAUGAGUACAUAUUCAGGGUCAGAGCAGAAAACAAGAUGGGAACUGGGCCACCAAUGGAGAGCAGGCCUAUUAUUGCUAAGACACAAUACAACAGGCCUGGUCCACCUGAUGCACCUGAGGUAACCAAAAUUGGUAAGGAUGAGAUGACAGUGGUAUGGGCUCCACCUGAAAAUGAUGGUGGAAAGUCUAUUACUGGUUACAUUCUGGAAAGAAAAGAAAAACGUGCCGUUCGCUGGGUCCCAGUCACAAAGAGCCCUAUUUCUGAGAGACGUAUGAAGGUUACUAAUCUGAUCCCUAACCACGAUUAUCAGUUCCGUGUCAAAGCUGAAAAUGAAGUUGGAUUGGGAGAACCAAGCAAAGCAUCUAGACCCAUCACUGCAAAAGAUCCAAUUGAGCCUCCUGGCCCUCCUGGUAGCCUUAAAGUAGUUGACAGCACAAAGACAUCGAUUACACUUAGCUGGGCAAAGCCUGUGUAUGAUGGUGGAGCUCCAGUUAUUGGAUAUUUGGUUGAAAUGAGGGAUAAGGUGGAAAUGGAAGGUGAACAAGUACGUGAUCCAGAGGAAGGCUGGAAGAAAUGCAAUACUUCUGGACAGCUUGUCUUAACUGAAUACACAAUCAGUAACUUGGAUGAGAGACAGGAAUAUGAAUUCCGUGUGUCUGCUCAAAACCAAGUUGGUAUGGGCCGUCCUGCAAAUGUCAAGGAUGCUGUAUCUCCAAAGGAGGUCCAUGAACAUCCAGAGAUUGAUCUUGAUGCCAGUCUAAGAAAGGGUCUUAGUGUCAGAGCAGGAUGUCCUAUCAGACUUUUUGCUACAAUAAGAGGAAGGCCAGCACCUAAAGUUACUUGGAAGCGCAUUGGUGUUGACAAUGUCAUAAGGAGGGGUCACGUGGAUCAGAUUGAUACAAUGACCUUCCUCGUCAUUCCCGAAUCCUCACGAGAAGACUCUGGCAAAUACUCUUUGACUCUUUCAAAUCCCUCUGGAGAGAAGGCUGUGUUUGUCCGUGUCAAAGUCUUAGAUACUCCUGGACCUGUUGGUGGACUGGACGCAACUGAUAUCACAAAGACAUCCUGCCAGCUUGCAUGGUUGCCUCCAGAAAAUGAUGGUGGUAGUCCAAUCCUAAACUAUAUUGUUGAGAAGCGUGAAGUUGACAGGAAAACAUGGACAAAUUGCACAAACGAUUUGAAGAAGACAAGUUUCAAAAUCACAAAUCUGACUCCAGGAAUAGAGUACUACUUCCGAGUCAUGGCAGUUAACAAGUAUGGUAUUGGGUUACCUCAAGACUCACCGAAAUCAUACUUGGCUACAGAUCCUAAGAGUGAGCCUGAUCCUCCAAAGAAGAUGGAUGUAUUAGAAAUUACUAAAAACAGCGCAACCCUUGGGUGGUUGAAACCACUCAGAGAUGGUGGAUCAAAAAUUAAUGGCUACAUUGUUGAAUACCAGCAGGAUGGCCAACCUGAAGACAAGUGGACAUCAUACUCUGUUGUGAAAGACUUAACAAUUGUUGUUGCUGGACUGAAAGAAAACACUAAAUACAGGUUCAGGGUUGCAGCAAGAAAUGCAAUAGGAUGCAGUUUGGCAAGAGAAGCUGAAGGCAUAUUUGAGGUCAAGGAACAGCUAAUGGCUCCAAAGAUUAUCGUGUCUGAUGUGGUUACUGCAAGAGCAGGAUCAAAACUUAUUGUUGAUGCUCUUGUGUCUGGAAAACCUGCACCAGUAACAAAAUGGAAAAGAGGAAGUGAUGACAUAGUUACUUCUGAUCGUGUCGUCAUACAAAAGACACCAACCACAAGUUUACUCAUGGUCAAAGAUGUCACAAGGAAGGAUAGUGGUUAUUACAGUUUGUCUGCUGAAAACAGCACAGCUAAGGUCAACCAGAUCAUCAGAAUAAUCAUUAUGGACAUUCCUGGUCCCCCACAGGGUCCUCUACAAAUUCUUGAGGUGGAUGUAGAUGCCUGCACACUUGCAUGGGAUACACCUGCUGAAGAUGGUGGCAGCAACAUUACAAACUACAUUGUUGAGAAGUGUGAUGUGACCAGAGGUGAUUGGGUCACAGCUGUAUCUUGCACCAAGACCAGCUGCAGAGUUGGGAAGCUCACAUGUGGCAAGGAGUAUGGGUUCCGUGUCCGUGCUGAAAACCGUUUUGGCAUUUCAGAACCAAUUUACUCAGAGAAAAUGAUUGCAAGACAUCCAUUUGAUCCACCCAGUGAACCAUUGAACUGUUGUGUUAACAAAGUCAGCAAGGAGUUUGUUGUGUUGUCAUGGGAGAAACCUGUAAAUGAUGGUGGCAGUGCCCUCACUGGAUACUUCAUAGAACGUAAAGAAAGAAAUAGCCUCCUGUGGGUCAGGACAAAUGAAGUUCUUGUUCGGUCAACUGAAUACACAUGCUCUGGUCUCAUUGAGGGUCUGGAGUACACAUUCAGAGUGUCUGCUGUCAACAAGGCAGGACAAGGAAAACCAAGCAAGCAGACAGAUUUUAUCACUGCAAGAAGUCCAGUUGAUCCACCUGGAAAACCGGAAAUUAUUGAUGUGACCAAAAGUUCUGUCUCCCUUGUCUGGAGCCGUCCAAAACAUGAUGGUGGAAGCAAACUCAUUGGUUAUUAUGUUGAAUUUCUCAAGCUUAAAGAAGACAAAUGGGUGCGUGUCAACUCAAACAGCCAAAAUGUACCAAAGGAAGAAUACAUUGUUCCUGGACUUGAGGAGGGAGCCCAGUACAAGUUCAGAAUAAUUGCAAAGACAGCAAUUAAUGUUAGUGUGCCAUCAGAGGAAUCUGAUGUUAUCCCAAUUAUUGCAGAGCAUGUUCCACCCAGAGUGGAGAUUAGUCUUGAAAUGAAAAACUUAAUUGUUGUCAAAGCUGGAGCAAAUGUCUGCCUGGAGGCUGAGGUUUAUGGCAAACCAAUGCCAAAGGUUGUUUGGAAAAAAGAUGGUGCUCCACUGAAAUUGGCUGAAGGUAUGAAAAUGACUCAAAAGGUGCAUCACCUCUCCCUGGAACUUUUCUCUGUUACAAGAAAGGAGUCUGGAGAGUACACAAUUACUGCUGAGAACCCAAGUGGAUCAAAGUCUGCCAACAUAAAAUUAAAGGUUCUGGACAAACCUGGACCCCCAGCAUCAGUGAGGAUAAGCCAUGUGUUUGCUGACAGAGUGAAACUUAGGUGGGAGCCACCUCUUGCGGAUGGUGGUUCUGAAAUCACAAAUUACAUCGUUGACAAACGUGAAACAAGCAGAGCAAACUGGGCACAAGUUACUGCUAAUAUUAAUGGUCAGAUAACUGACUGUUCUGUGGAGAAAUUGAUUGAAGGCCAUGAAUAUGAGUUUCGCAUCAGUGCUGAGAACAAGUAUGGUGUUGGAGACCCAAUUGUGACUAGCUCUGUGAUGGCCAAGAAUCCAUUUGAUGUCCCAGGACCAUGUGAACCUCCAGUUAUCACCAAUGUCACCAGAGAUCACAUGACUGUUACUUGGAAAGCUCCUGCUAAUGAUGGCAAAGCCACUAUUCUUGGAUACAUGGUUGAGAAGCGUGAAACUCAAGACCUCAAUUGGGUUAAAGUGAAUAGAAGACCAGUUAUUGACAGAACAAUUAAAGCCGGAGGCCUCACUGAGGGAACAGAGUAUGAAUUCAGAGUCAUUGCACUAAAUAAAGCUGGUCUUGGUAAACCAAGUGAUCCAUCAUCUGGUGUUCUUGCUUUAGACCCAGUGUAUCCUCCUGGACCACCUGCUUUUCCAAAGGUUGUUGACUCUACACACAGUUCAAUCAGUUUGUCCUGGACCAAGCCCGCAUAUGACGGUGGAUGUGAAAUUCUGGGCUACCUUGUUGAAUUCAAGCGAGCAGAUGCAGAAGAAUGGAUGAAGUGCAAUGUGCCAAAGAAUCUCCAGGCAACAAAAUUUAAUGUUACUGGUCUAAUAGAUAAUACUGAGUACCAGUUCCGUGUUAGUGCCGUAAACAAGAUAGGAUUUGGUGAGCCAAGUGAAGUUCCUGAAAAACAUUUGGCAAAGGAUAUCUUACUUGCCCCUGAGGCUGAACUUGAUGCUGAUCUCAGAAAAGCACUUGUUUUACGUGCUGGAGUAACAAUGAGAAUUUACGUGCCUCUAAGAGGGCGUCCUGCUCCAAAGGCAACAUGGACUAAGGUCAAUGCAAAUUUGAAAGAGAGGCAAGGUCUUAUGAUUAAGACAACUGAAUGGGAUACCUUCCUUUAUUGUGAGGAUAUCAACAGAUAUGAUGCUGGCAAAUAUGUUCUAACUUUAGAAAACAGUAGUGGUACCAAGUCAUACACCAUUGUUGUCAAAGUACUAGACACACCUGGACCUCCAGUCAAUCUGAUUGUUAAGGAGACCUCAAAGGACCAUGUAUCCAUUACUUGGGAUGCUCCAUUAAUUGAUGGUGGAAGUCCAGUGAAGAGCUAUGUGGUUGAAAAACGUCUGGCUGAGAGAAAGGCAUGGACUUGUGUUGCUCCUGAGUGUCCCAAGACAUCUUUUAGGAUUACUAAUCUUGAAGCUGGUCAAGCUUACUGCUUCAGAGUCCUUGCUGAAAAUAUAUAUGGAAUUGGGGAAGGUUGUGAGACAGCUGGGCCAGUCAAAGCCUCAGAACAACCUGGACCAGUUGCAGAAUUUAAAUCAAUGGAGAUCACCAAGAAUUCCUGCACUCUUGGCUGGAAGAAACCAAUUAGUGAUGGUGGAAGCCAUGUUGUUGCAUAUGCUUUAGAGAUCUGUGAAGGGGAGGACAAAUGGAAGUUGCUAAUGAAGUCUAAGGUCACACAGUACACAAUUGGUGAUCUAGUAGAAGGAAAGGAGUACAGCUUCAGGGUCAAGGCCAUUAAUGAAUCAGCUGAAGGACCCCCGACUGAGCUCACUAUCUUGGCUAAAGAUCAAAUAGUCCCUCCAAACUGUGACCUUAAAGGCUUGCCAGAUUCUAGCUAUGUGGCAAAAGAGGGGACCACUGUUCGUCUUAAUAUCCCUAUUACUGGAAUCCCAGCUCCAGCAGUCAUAUGGAAAAAGGGUGAUGUUACUUUAUCAGACAGUGGAAGAAUCUCAGUUGAAUCAACCACAACAAACACAGUCUUGCUGAUUCGGGAUUGCCAUAGAGGAGAUGCUGGCAAGUUUACUAUCAUUUUAAGAAAUAGUGCUGGAACUAAAGAAGCAGCCAUUGACAUUAAAGUGGUUGGAAAGCCUGGAAUCUGCUCUGGGCCAAUCAAAUUUGAUGAAAUCACAGCCGAAGCAAUUACUGUAGAAUGGGGUCCACCCAAAGAUGAUGGUGGAUCAGAAGUUACCAACUACUUUUUGGAGAAAAGACAUUCUACUGCUAACAAGUGGGUCACAGUUGCCUCUGCAAUUCAGAAGAACUCUAUGAGAGUUACCAGACUUCAUGAUGGAACAGAAUACAUCUUCAGAGUUUGUGCUGAAAAUAAAUAUGGAAUUGGAGAGUUUCUCAGAUCUGAUCCAGUGCUUGCUAAACAUCCAUUCAAUGCACCGGGGGCUCCAGCACCACCUGUAGUUGUGAGCAUACGUCACGAGUGUGCUAUGUUAACAUGGUCUGAUCCAAAUGAUACUGGAGGCUCACCCAUCACAGGAUAUUACGUGGAAUUCAAAGAUAGAAAUAGCUUGAUGUGGAAAAGAGCCAGCAAAACCCAGUUGAGAGUGAAGGAAUGCAGAGUGACUGGCUUGGUUGAAGGCCUUGAAUAUGAAUUUAGGGUCAUAGCUAUAAAUGUGGCUGGACUUGGAAAACCAAGCCGAACAACUGAAUCACUUGUUGCUCUUGAUCCAAUUGAUCCACCUGGCAAACCUGAUGUGAUCAAUGUCACAAGGAACAGUGUGACACUUAUGUGGACUGCACCAAAGUAUGACGGUGGCCACAAACUUACUGGCUACAUGGUAGAGAAAUUAGAGCACCCUGGAAAGACAUGGAUGAAGGCCAACCAUGUGAAUGUCCAAAGCUGUGCCUACACUGUUACAGAUCUACAGGAGGGAUGCACUUGUGAAUUCAGAAUCAGGGCUAAAAAUGCAGCUGGAGCUAUCAGUGCUCCCUCAGAGACAACUGAGCCUCUUGUUUGCAAAGAUGAAUAUGAACCACCAACAAUCACAAUUGACCCAGAAAUGAAGGAUGGAGUGACUGUGAAAGCUGGUGGAACAAUUGUCAUCACAGCAUCUAGUAUUCUAGGAAAACCUCCUCCCACUGCUGUGUGGUCUAAGGCUGGAAGAGAAUUCAAGUCCUCAGAUAUUGUCCAAAUUAGUAGCACUCCGACAUCUUCAACUUUGUCGAUCAAAUAUGCCAGCCGAAAGAAUACUGGAGAGUACACAAUUACAGCAAGCAAUCCAUUUGGUAUCAAAGACGAAAAAGUUAAAGUGAAAGUUCUGGAUGUUCCAGGACCUCCAGGUCCUAUUGAAGCCAGCAGUGUCUCAGCUGAAAAAUGCACAUUGACAUGGUUGCCACCUGAAGAAGAUGGUGGUUGCAGUAUAAAAUCAUAUAUCUUAGAAAAGAGAGAAACCAGCCGCCUUCUCUGGACAAAGCUUGCUGAAAAUGUUAUGGAUUGCCGCUAUGUUGCCAGCAAGCUGAUAAAGGGAAAUGAAUACAUAUUCCGUGUUUCAGCUGUCAAUCAGUAUGGCACUGGCGAUGUGACACAGUCUGGACCAGUCAAAAUGGUUGAUAGCUUUGGACCCCCAGGGCCGCCAUCAAAACCAGAAAUUGAUAAUGUCAGCAAAAAUGCUGUAACAAUUUCCUGGAAAAGACCAACUGUAGAUGGAGGAAGUGACAUUAGAGGCUAUAUUGUUGAGAGAAAAGAGAGAAGAGGAAUGAGAUGGGUCAGAGCUUCAAAGAAGACUGUUUCUGAUCUACGUUUUAAGGUCUCAGGCUUGUCAGAGGAAAUUGAAUAUGAAUUCAGAGUGACUGCAGAGAAUAAAGCUGGUUUUGGUGAACCCAGUGAGCCAUCACAACCUGUAAUGACAAAGGAUAUUGCAUAUCCACCAGGGCCUCCAUCAAACCCACGGAUUACUGACACCACUAAAACAACAGCAACAUUUAACUGGGGUAGACCCUUUUAUGAUGGUGGACUUGAUGUGACAGGAUACAUUGUUGAGCAUAAAAAGGAAGGUGAUGAUGACUGGGUUCAAGACACAACUAUUCCCUUGAGAAUAACAGAAUUUGUGGUAUCAAAUCUACAGUCAGGAGGAAAAUAUCACUUCAGAGUCAGUGCGCUUAAUUCUGAAGGGCUUGGUGAACCAUCUGAAGUAGAGCAAGUUGUUGAACUGGUGGAUCGAGAGGAGGUUCCUGACUUUGAGCUUGAUGCAGAGCUGAGAAAAACACUUGUUGUGAAGUCGGGUGCUUCAAUCCGUAUAUUUGUGCCAAUUAAGGGCCGGCCAGCUCCUGAAGUAGUAUGGUAUAAGGAAAAUGUACCUCUUAAAGGGCGUGCUCACAUUGAUACUACGGAAUCAUACACUUUAGUAGUCAUCCCGGAAUGUACACGAUAUGAUGCAGGUAAAUAUGUCUUAACAUUAGAAAAUGUUGCUGGAAAGAAGACAGGAUUUGUCAAUGUCCGUGUUGUGGACACCCCAGGACCUCCAGUAAAUUUAAAACCAAGAGAAAUCACAAAGCAUAGCAUUACUCUCCAGUGGGAAAUUCCUCUUAUUGAUGGUGGCUCAAAGAUAAAAAAUUAUAUUAUUGAGAAGCGUGAGGCAACGCGAAAAGCCUACUCAGUUAUCACAACAAACUGGCAGAAAUGCUCAUACAAGAUUCCAGACUUAGAAGAGGCUGCUGAAUAUUACUUUAGAGUUUCAGCUGAAAAUGAAAUGGGCAUCGGUGAACCAGCAGAGACACCUGAUCCAAUAAGAGCUUCCCAGGCUCCUUCUGCACCAGAUGAUCUUAUUGUCACUGAUGUUUCCAAGGACACUGCAACUCUUGCAUGGACAAAACCUAAACAUGAUGGUGGUAGUCGAAUCACUGGGUAUGUAAUUGAGGCUCAACUGAAAGACUCUGAUCAAUGGGCCCAUGUGACAACAAUAAAAGCUUUGGACUACAUUGCAACAGAAUUGGUGGAAAAUGCAGAAUAUGUGUUCCGCAUAUUUGCUGUAAAUAGCUCAGGCAGAAGUGAACCUCGAGAAAGUCGACCAGUUGUAAUAAAGGAGCAAACCACAGCUCCAGAAUUUGACCUCAGAAGUAUAUAUCAAAAGACAGUGGUAGCUAAAGCAGGUGAUAAUCUUAAAGUUGAGAUCCCUGUUCUUGGUCGUCCUAGACCACUUGUUGUAUGGAAGAAAGAAGAUCAGGAACUGAAGCAAACUCAGAGGAUAAACAUUGAAAAUACUGCAAGUUCUACAAUUCUUAACAUUAAUGAAAUUAAGAGAAAAGAUGGUGGACAGUAUUCUAUGACAGGAAAGAAUAUCUUAGGAACUGUGACUGAAAACAUUACUGUUCAAGUACAUGAUAUCCCAGGACCUCCAACUGGACCAAUUAAGCUGGAUGAAGUUUCUUGUGACUAUGUUCUCAUAUCAUGGGAAGCUCCUGAAAAUGAUGGAGGAGUACCUAUUAAUAACUACAUUGUUGAGAUGCGUGAGACCACGGGUACUUCCUGGAUGGAACUGGCAGCUACUGUUAUCCGUACAACAUUCAAAGCUGCUCGUCUUACAACUGGUAUCGAAUAUCAAUUCCGAGUUAAAGCUCAAAACAGAUAUGGUGUUGGUCCCUACAUAACAUCAGGACCAGUGGUGGCUGCUUAUCCAUUUGAUGUUCCAGGACAGCCUGGAAUUCCACAGAUAGUUGCCUUUACCAAGGAUGCAAUGACAAUCAGCUGGAAUGAACCCUCUUCAGAUGGAGGAAGCCCAAUUUUAGGAUACCACAUUGAGAGGAAAGAGAAGAACAGCAUACUCUGGCAGAGGAUAAGCAAAGCUGUGGUUGUUGGCAAUAUGUUUAAAUCAUCAGGUCUAAUGGAUGGUAUAGCAUAUGAAUUCCGUGUUAUUGCAGAAAAUUUGGCUGGUCUCAGCAAAGCAAGCAAGCCAUCUGAGAUGACAUAUGCACUUGAUCCUGUAGACCCUCCAAGUCAACCAGUAGCACUUAACAUAACUAGACAUGAAGUUACACUUCAGUGGACAAAACCAGAAGGUGAUGGUGGUUUCUCUAUAACCGGAUAUACAGUUGAAAAAAGAGAACUACCUAAUGGUCGUUGGCUCAAGGCCAACUUCAGCAACAUUCUUGAAACAAAUUUUACUGUGAGUGGUCUCACAGAAGAUGUUUCUUAUGAAUUCCGUGUGUUAGCAAGAAACUCAGCUGGAGCUGUCAGCAAACCAUCUAAACCUUCAGAAGUUAUUGUGUGCAGAGAUGACAUUGAAGAACCAAAGAUUGAUGCAGAUGCAAGUUUCAGUAGUGUUGUGGUUGUGAAAGCAGGAGAUAUCUUUAAGCUAGAUGCACAUGUUACAGGCCGACCAAUACCUUCCAUAGUUUGGACAAAAGAUGGCAAGGAACUCGAGGACACUGCAAAAAUGGAGAUCAAAACAUUAGAUUUCUACAGUUGUUUGAUCAACAAAGAUUCUUUGCGUAGAGAUGGUGGUGCAUACACUCUAACUGCUAGCAAUCCUGGAGGAUUUGCUAAAUUUGUCUUCAAUGUUAAAGUUCUUGACAGACCUGGUCCUCCUGAGGGCCCAUUGCAUGUCACAGACAUGACAGUAGAGAAAUGCGUUCUGUCAUGGCUACCACCACUUCAUGAUGGAGGAGGAAAGAUUGAAUAUUACAUCAUUCAAAGACGUGAAACAAGUAGACUUACAUGGACAAAUGUAGCUACAGAUUUACAAGUAAACCGCUAUAAAGUUACCAAAUUGCUGAAGGGAAAUGAAUAUAUCUUCAGAGUCAUGGCUGUGAACAAGUAUGGAGUGGGAGAACCUCUUGAAUCUGAACCUGCUGUUGCUACUAAUCCGUAUGUGCCAUCUGAUCCUCCACAGGCACCAGAAGUAACUGCUAUCACAAAGGAUUCAAUGGUGGUAUGUUGGGGACAUCCUGAGUACAAUGGUGGAAGUAGCAUUAAUACCUACAUCAUUGAGAGGAGAGAUAAAACUGGUCUUCGUUGGGUAAAAUGCAACAAAAGGACUGUUACUGAUCUGCGCUUCAAAGUGUCAGGAUUAACACCUGGACAUGAGUAUGAAUACAGAAUCCUAGCUGAAAAUGCUGCUGGCUUAAGUGCUCCAAGCCCUUCAAGUCCAUUCUACAAAGCCUGUGACACGAUAUUCCAACCUGGACCACCUGGAAACCCCAGGGUUUUGGAUACAACUAAAUCAUCUAUUACUAUUGCUUGGAAUAAACCAGUUUAUGAUGGUGGCUCAGAUAUUACAGGCUAUAUUGUUGAGACAUGCCUCCCAGAGGAAGAUGAAUGGACAAUUGUUACCCCAAUGGCGGGACUGACAGCAACAUCAUUCACCAUAACCAACCUUACUGAAAACCAGGAAUAUAAGAUAAACAUUUCAGCACUUAACUGUGAAGGUGUUGGAGAGCCAGCUUCUGUGCCUGGUUCGCCUAAAGCAGAGGACAGACUCCUUCCACCUGAAAUUGAGCUUGACUCAGACCUUCGCAAAGUUGUGAACAUCAGAGCAUGCAGUACCUUAAGAUUAUUUGUACCAGUUAAAGGAAGACCUGCGCCAGAAAUCAGAUGGUCAAGGGAGAAAGGAGAACCCCUUGAUAGAGCAUCCAUUGAAAUUACACCUUCUUUUACCACACUGCUCAUUGAAAAUGUAGAUAGAUUUGAUGGUGGAAAAUAUAUGUUAACAGUGGAAAACAGUUCAGGAACAAAAACAGCAUUUAUCAAUGUCCGAGUUCUUGACACUCCUGGUGCACCACAAAACCUUACCAUCAAAGAAAUCACAAAAGAUUCUGUUUCACUCAUCUGGGACCCUCCAGUCAUUGAUGGUGGAUCAAGAAUCAGGCAUUACAUUGUGGAAAAACGUGAAUCUACAAGAAAAGCAUAUUCCAUUGUCAAUGCCUCUUGUCCUAAAACAAGUUGGAGAAUUGGAGAUUUACAAGAAGGAAAUUUGUAUUUCUUCAGAAUUUUGGCAGAAAAUGAGUAUGGUGUAGGUCUUCCAGUAGAGACAAUGGAAGCUAUAAAAAUCUCUGAGAGACCUCUUCCUCCAGGAAAAGUUACUCUAAAAGAAGUAACUAGCAACAGUGUUACACUUUCUUGGGAGAAGCCAGACCAUGAUGGAGGAAGCAGAAUUACCGGUUAUAUUGUUGAAAUGCAAGGAAAAAACAGUGACAAAUGGACCCAGGUAAUGACUGUUAAAGUAACAGAAGCAGUUGUUGUUGGCCUUACACAAGGUGAAGAAUACUCCUUCCGCAUUUCUGCAACCAAUGAAAAAGGAAUAAGUGAUCCGCGUCCACUUAGCGUCCCUGUCAUUGCUAAGGAUGUUGUUAUUGCCCCUGCCUUCAAACUGUUAUUUAGCACAUUCAGUGUUCUGGCAGGUGAUGAUCUGAAAAUUGACGUGCCUUAUGUUGCUCAGCCCAAGGCAGCAGUUGUUUGGCAAAAAGAUGGCAUUUCUUUGAAGGAGACAACAAGAGUAAAUACUGAAGUAGCAGAGAGACAUCUUUACCUUUUAUUAAAGGAGGCAACAAGGGAUGAUGUGGGUAAAUAUACUAUUAAAAUUACAAACUCAGCUGGUGAAGCAACAGCAGACAUCAAUGUUAUUGUACUUGAUAAACCUGGACCACCAACUGGCCCAAUCAAAAUAGAGGAGGUAACUGCAGACAGUGUUACAUUGUCAUGGCAGCCUCCAGAGUAUGAAGGAGGAUGCAGCAUUAAUAACUACAUUGUUGAAAAGCGAGACACAUCCACCACAAAUUGGCAGAUUGUUUCUGCAACAGUGGCAAGAACAACAACUAAAGCGGCAAGACUCAAGACUGGCUGUGAGUAUCAAUUUAGGAUUGCUGCGGAAAACAGAUAUGGAAAGAGUUCAGUUAUUGUGUCUGAGCAUGUUGUGGCGCAGUAUCCCUUUGAAAUUCCACAUCCACCCGGAAUUCCAGCUGUUCAGUCUGCUACUAAAGAAAGCAUGGUUGUUGUAUGGAACAAACCCAGCAGUGAUGGUGGAAGCAAGAUUUUGGGAUAUCACAUUGAAAGUAAAGAAAAAAACAGCUUGCUGUGGGUGAAACAAAACAAAACAAUCAUUCCAGACACACGAUUCAAGAUAGGUGGUCUUGAAGAAGGCAUUGAAUAUGAAUUUAGAGUGUAUGCUGAGAAUAUAGUUGGUCUAAGCAAAGCAAGCAAAGUGUCUGAAAUUCAAGUGGCUAGAGAUCCAUGUGAUCCUCCAGGCAAACCUGAAGCAGUUAUCGUGAAAAGAAGCUCUGUAACACUCAGGUGGACACCCCCACAGUUUGAUGGUGGAAUCAAAAUUACUGGAUAUGUUGUUGAAAAGAAAGAACUGCCUAAUGGUCGAUGGAUGAAAGCCUCUUUUGCUAACAUUAUUGAGACUGAAUUUGUUGUCAGUGGGUUGGUAGAGGAGCAACAAUAUGAGUUCCGUGUCAUUGCAAGAAAUGCUGCAGGUGUCUCUAGUGUUCCAUCAGACAGCACUGGUGCAAUAACAGCAAAGGAUGAAGUUGAUCCACCCCAAAUUGACUUGGAUGCCAAAUACUCUCAAAAUGUUGUUGUUAAUGCUGGUGAAUCAUUCAGAAUUGAUGCAGGGAUACUUGGCAAACCUAUUCCUUCAGUGCACUGGAUAAAAUCUGGCGAAGAACUUACAAAUACUGCAAGGCUUGAAAUCAAGAAUACUGACUUCACGACAACUUUAAGUGUCAAGGAGGCUAUCCGUGUUGAUGGAGGCCAGUAUACAUUAUUACUGAAAAAUGUUGGUGGAGAGAAAUCAGUAAUCAUCAAUGUCAAGGUUCUGGACAGGCCUGGGCCUCCAGAUGGUCCAAUUUCAAUCUAUGGAGUUACAAGUGAAAAGUGUUGCAUUUCCUGGAAAACUCCAUUGCAUGAUGGAGGUGCAGAGGUGUCUCAUUACAUUGUGGAAAGAAGAGAAACCAGUCGAUUGGUUUGGACUGUUGUAGAAUUAAAGGUACAAACCCUUAAUCUCAAAAUUACAAAACUUCUUCCUGGAAAUGAGUAUAUUUUUAGAGUAAUACCUGUGAACAAAUAUGGAAUUGGUGAGCCUUUGGAAUCUGAUCCAGUGAUUGCAGCAAAUCCGUUUGUCACACCUGAAGCACCAAGUAAUGUUGAAGUGUCAAACAUAACAAAGGAUUCCAUGGUUAUCACAUGGGAAAGACCCACUAAUGAUGGUGGCAGUGCAAUUACGGGAUAUAUUGUUGAAAAAAGAGACAAAGAAGGUGUUAGGUGGACAAGGUGCAACAAACGUGUAGUGAGUGAACUACGAUUUAGAGUAACAGGACUUCUUGAAAUGAGAAGUUAUGAAUUCCGUGUGUCUGCUGAAAACGCAGCUGGAGUUGGUAAGCCAAGUCCACCCACAGUGUACUUCAAAGCAGCGGAUCCAGUCUUUAAGCCUGGCCCACCCAACAACCCUAAAGUAGCUUAUGUGUCAAGAGCAUCUGUUGUACUGCAUUGGAGCAAGCCAAUUUACGAUGGUGGCUGUGAGAUUCAAAGUUAUAUUGUUGAGGCAUGUGAAGUCACUUCAGAUGAAUGGGUGAUGUGUACACCACCAUCAGGAAUAACUGAAACAAGAUUUGAAGCUAAAAAACUGCUUGAAAAGCAUGAGUACAAAUUCCGAAUUUGUGCUGUUAAUAAGAUUGGCGUCGGAGAAACUGCUGAUAUCCCAGGAUCUGUUAUCAUUGAGGAUAAACUUGAGGCACCAGAUAUUGAUCUUGAUGCUGACCUGAGAAAGAUGAUCACUGUCAGAGCUGGAGGUUCUCUUAGAUUGUUUGUUCCUAUCCGGGGACGACCAACUCCUGAAGUCAAAUGGGGAAAAACUGAAGGUGAAAUCAAUGAGGCAGCACAGAUUGAUAUUACAAGCAGUUUUACCUCACUUGUAAUUGAAAAUGUUAACAGGUUUGACAGUGGAAAAUACACUUUGACCCUGGAAAAUGCUAGUGGAACAAAAUCUGCAUUUAUUAGCGUCAGAGUAUUAGAUACUCCUGAUAUGCCUGCGAACUUCCGUGUGAAGGAAAUAACAAAGAACUCGGUUACUCUUACCUGGGAGCCUCCUUUGCUGGAUGGUGGUGCUAAAAUAAAAAGCUACAUUGUUGAAAAACGAGAGAGUACACGAAAGGUAUAUUCUGCUGUUACUACUUGCAACAAGAUGACAUGGAAAAUUGAACCACUUGAAGAGGGAAGUAUCUACUUCUUCAGAGUUCUUGCUGAAAAUGAGCAUGGCAUUGGAUUGCCCGCAGAGACUCCAGAACCACUGAAAAUUUCAGAGGUGCCACAACCCCCUGGCAAAGUUUCUGUAGUGGAUGUAACACGGAAGAGUGUUUCUCUAAAAUGGGAAAAGCCAGAGCAUGAUGGAGGCAGCAGAAUCACUUAUUAUGAAGUUGAAAUGCAAGCAAAGGAUCAAGAUAAAUGGUCUCUUUGUGCUCAAGUAAAAGCCCUUGAUACUGUUGUAACUAAUUUAGCACAGGGUGGGGAGUACAUCUUCAGAGUCAUUGCUGUCAAUGACAAAGGAAAGAGUGAUCCCAGACUUCUGGCAAGUCCUGUUGUUGCAAAGGACCUCGCUAUUGAGCCCACAGUAAGAACAAAACUAAGUACAUACAGUGUACAGGUUGGAUAUGAUUUGAAAAUUGAAGCACGAAUUUCUGGUCAUCCAAAACCAACUAUUACAUGGAACAAAGAUGGUUCAGCUUUGAAACAGACCACAAGAGUAAAUGUUGCUGACACUGCACAUCAUACCACUCUUACCAUAAAAGAUGCAACAAGAGAAGAUGGUGGUAUGUAUAACAUUGUUGUGGCUAAUGUACUUGGACAACAAGAAGCUACUGUUGAAAUAAUCAUCCUGGAAAAACCUGGCCCACCAACAGGCCCAGUAAGAAUUGAUGAAGUAAGUGCAGAGAGUAUUACAUUGUCUUGGGAUCCACCAACAUACACUGGAGGCUGCCAGAUUUCAAAUUAUAUUGUUCAAAAGAGAGACACAACCACCACAAACUGGGUAGUUGUUUCUGCCACAGUAGCAAGAACUACACUCAAAGUUGGUAAUUUAAAAACUGGAGCUGAAUACCAGUUUAGAAUCUUUGCUGAAAAUAGAUAUGGUAAAAGCUAUGGCAUUGACUCUGAUCCAGUUCUUGCCCAGUAUCCUUUCAAAGAGCCCGGGCCUCCAGGAACUCCAUUUGUGUCUGCUUUCAAUAAAGAGUCUAUGGUUGUUGAAUGGCACAAACCAGUCUCAGAUGGUGGAAGUGCUAUUCUCGGAUAUCAUCUUGAGAGAAAAGAGAAAAAUAGCAUUCUUUGGACAAAGAUUAACAAAAUACUCAUUCAAGACACACGAUAUAAAACAUCUCCAUUGGAAGAGGGCAUUGAAUAUGAGUUUAGGGUAUAUGCUGAAAACAUAGUUGGAAUUGGAAAAUGCAGCAAAACCUCUGAGGGUUGCAUUGCACGUGAUCCCUGUGACCCACCAGGUACCCCUGUGCCAGUCAUUGUGACAAGACACUCAGUGAAACUUAGAUGGACACCACCAGAAUAUGAUGGAGGCAGCCUUGUAACUGGAUAUGUUGUAGAGAAACGAGACCUGCCAGAGGGCCGUUGGAUGAAAGCCAGUUUUGCAAACAUUCUUGAAACUGAAUUUACAGUCACAGGUCUUAUAGAAGACUGCAAAUAUGAUUUCAGAGUAAUAGCAAGAAAUGGAGCUGGAUCGGUCAGUAGACCCUCUGAGAGCACAGGCUCAGUUACAGCUAAGGAUGAAGUUGAACCACCAACCUAUGAGGUUGCUUCAGAGUAUAGUCAGAUUUUGACAGUGAAUGCUGGAGACACAUUUUCCCUUGAAGCAUCUGUGCUGGGAAAGCCAAUUCCAGCAAUGCAGUGGUUUAAGGGUGACGUGGAGGUUGAAAACUCAGCAAGAGCUGAGAUCAAGAACACUGACUUUAAAGCAGUUCUUGUUGUCAAAGAUGCCAUUCGAAUUGAUGGAGGACAAUACACAUUGCACCUUUCCAAUGUGGCUGGAUCAAAAUCUGUUUCCUUCAAUGUGAGAGUGCUUGAUAGACCUGGACCUCCAGAAGGUCCAUUGACUGUUUCUGGUGUGACAAAUGAAAAAUGUUCAUUGUCAUGGCUGCCUCCCAGACAUGAUGGUGGCAGUAGCAUUUCUUAUUAUGUUAUACAAAAGAGAGAAACAAGUCGUCUUGCUUGGACUGUAGUUUCAGGUGAUUGUGGAGCAACCAUGUUCAAAGUUACAAAGCUUCUAAAAGGAAAUGAAUAUAUAUUCCGUGUCAUGGCUGUCAACAAAUAUGGAGUUGGUGAACCACUUGAAUCUAGAGCAGUGAUUAUGAGAAAUCCUUUUGUUGCACCUGGCCCACCUCAAGAUCUAGAAAUAACAAAUAUUUCAAGAGACUCUAUGACUGUAUGCUGGACUCGUCCUGAGAGUGAUGGCGGAAAUGAGAUUGUUGGUUACAUUGUAGAGAAAAGAGACAGAGCUGGAAUUCGAUGGACAAAAUGUAACAAACGCAGAGUCACAGACCUACGUUUCAGAGUCACAGGUUUGACAGAGGAUCAUGAAUAUGAAUUCAGGUUAUCAGCAGAAAAUGCUGCUGGAGUUGGACAACCAAGUCAACCAACAGUUUAUUACAAAGCCUGCGAUCCAACAUUCAAGCCUGGCCAGCCAACUAAUGCACACCUUGUUGACACUACAAAGAAUUCAGUCACAGUUGCAUGGAGUAGGCCAAUAUAUGAUGGUGGCUUAGAUAUUCAAGGCUACGUUGUUGAGAUAUCUAAAGCUGAUGAAGAAGAAUGGAUCACAUGUACUCCACCAACUGGAUUAAAUGAUACUAAAUUUUCGAUAACUAAACUCACUGAACACCAAGAAUACAAAGUCCGCAUAUGUGCCUUAAAUAAACUAGGUGUUGGUGAGCCAGUGCCCAUCCAAGGCAGUGUCAAACCAGUGGAUAAAAUGGAUGCACCUGAAAUUGAACUUGACUCUGAGUUAAGGAAAGGCAUUGUUGUGCAUGCUGGAGGAUCUAUGAGAAUCAACAUACCAUUCAAAGGACGGCCUAUUCCUGAGAUAAACUGGACCAAGGAUGACGGAGAUUUACCAGAUAAAGCCCAAAUAGACAAGGGACCAGAUUUCACCCAUCUGACAAUUAAUAUAUGCGACCGAAAUGAUGCUGGAAAAUAUACAUUGACUUUGCAAAAUAGUGCUGGCACCAAAUCAGCAUUUGUCUCAGUAAAAGUACUUGACACACCAGGUGCUCCACAGAACCUUUUUGUAAAGGAUAUAACAAGAAACUAUGUUACACUUGUUUGGGAACCUCCACUUAUUGAUGGUGGUUCAAAAAUCAAAAAUUACAUUAUUGACAAGAGGGAAUCAACUAGACAAGGAUUUACAAACAUUACUACUAAGUGCUCGAAGACCAGCUUCCGUGUUGGUGAUCUGACAGAGGGUGGUAUUUAUUACUUCAGAGUCAUGGCAGAAAAUGAAUUUGGAAUUGGCCUGCCUGUAGAAACAGAAGAAUCUGUUAAGACAGCAGACCCCCCUUUAUCAGUUGGCAAGGUCACUUUGACUGAUGUCACAAAAACCACAGCAUCACUAUCCUGGGAUAAACCAGAUCAUGAUGGUGGCAGCAGAAUAUUGGGUUAUUACAUUGAAAUGCAGCCAAAAGGAUCAGAGGAAUGGAUUGUUGCCACAGUCUGCAAAACAUGUGAGGGUACAGUGGCUGGACUUAGUUCAGGACAAGAAUAUCUCUUAAGAGUUUUAGCUUACAAUGAGAAGGGAAAAAGUGAUCCCAGGCCAUUAGCUUCUCCUGUCAUUGCCAAAGAUGUUACUAUUGAACCAAGCUUCAAACUAACUUUCAACACAUACAGUGUUCAAUCUGGCGAAGAUCUCAAAGUGGAAAUACCAUUUAAAGGGCGUCCAACUCCAAAGAUUGGAUGGAUGAAAGAUGGACAAGCACUUAAAGAGACAACCAGAUUAAAUGUCUCAAGCACUGCAACGUCAACGGUUCUUAAAAUUAAAGAAGCAAAUAGAGAGGACUCUGGCAAGUACACAAUCACAGCUACAAACAAUAUAGGUACAGUCACAGAAGAGGUUGCCAUAAUCAUUCUUGAUAAACCAGGUCCACCAACUGGACCAGUCAAAAUCGAUGAAGUAAGUGCCACCUAUGUUGUCAUUUCCUGGGAGCCACCAGUUUACACAGGAGGUUGUCAGAUAAACAACUAUGUAGUGGAAAAACGUGAUACAACCACGACUAACUGGCAGACCGUUUCUGCAACAAUUGCUCGAACCACAAUCAAAAUCUCAAAGCUGAAGACUGGUUCUGAAUAUCAGUUUAGAGUGUUUGCUGAGAACAGAUAUGGAAAGAGCGGAUCAAUAGAUUCAACGCCAGUUGUGGUCAGUUAUCCUUUCACUGAGCCUGCAGCUCCUGGUGCACCAUUUGUUUCAUCAGUCACAAAAGACCACAUGACAAUUGAAUGGAAACCCCCCAGCAAUAAUGGAGGCAGCCCUAUUAUUGGAUAUCACCUGGAGCGUAAAGAAAAGAACAGCAUCUUAUGGACCAAACUUAACAAACUUCUUAUCACUGACACUCGAUUGAGAACAAAUGGUCUGGAGGAGGGAAUUGAAUAUGAAUAUAGGGUUUUUGCUGAAAAUAUUGCAGGAAUCAGUCCAUCAAGCAAAGUGUCAGAAAGUGUUGUUGCACGUGACCCAUGUGAUCCACCUGGAACUCCUGAAGCUAUUGUUAUCACAAGAAACCUCAUAACUCUUCAAUGGACUAAACCACAGUAUGAUGGUGGCAGUGUAAUUACAGGAUACAUAAUUGAAAGGAAGAAGUUGCCUGAUGGUCGUUGGAUGAAGGCCAGUUUUACAAAUAUUAUAGACACACAAUUUACAAUAACUGGAUUACAUGAAGAACAAAGAUAUGAAUUCAGGGUAAUAGCCAGAAAUGCAGCUGGUAUUUUAAGUGUUCCAUCUGAAAGUACUGGACCAAUUACUGCUCAGGAUGAGAUUGAAGCUCCAUCUGUCUCCAUGGAUUCAAGAUUUAAAGAUGUUAUUAUUGUAAAGGCUGGUGACUCCUUUAGUAUUGACUCUGACAUUGCUGGCAAACCUCUACCUGAUAUUGUGUGGCUUAAGGAUGGAAAGGAAAUUGAUAGUGCUACACCCAGAAUGGAGAUUAAAUCCACCAUUACCCGAACAGUUUUGACUGUUAAAGACUGCAUCAGAGUAGAUGGUGGUCAUUUUGUCUUAAGUCUCAGUAACGUUGGUGGAACAAAGCAGGUACCCAUUAAUGUCAAGGUUCUUGAUAGACCUGGUCCGCCUGAUGGCCCUCUAAAAGUAACUGGUGUCGCUGCAGAAAAAUGUUAUUUGCACUGGAGCCACCCUUCACAUGAUGGUGGAGCUAGUAUUUCACAUUACAUUAUUGAAAAAAGAGAAACUAGCAGGCUGUCUUGGACAGUAGUGGAACCUAAAAUUCAAGCAAUCAGUUACAAAGUUACUAAACUCCUACCUGGUAAUGAGUAUAUUUUCAGAGUAAUGGCAGUGAACAAGUAUGGUAUUGGUGAACCACUUGAAUCUGAACCCGUUCUUGCAAAAAAUCCUUUUAAUAAACCGGGACCCCCUUCAACUCCAGAAGCAAGUGCAAUCACCAGAGACUCCAUAGUCCUCACAUGGGAACGACCAGAGGAUGAUGGUGGAUCACAAAUUGAUGGCUUUGUUCUUGAAAAACGUGAUAAAGAGGGUAUUCGAUGGACAAAGUGUAACAAGAAAAGACUAAAUGACCUGAGAUUCAGAGCCACUGGGCUUACAGAGGGACACUUCUAUGAAUUCAGAGUAUCUGCUGAAAAUGCUGCUGGUGUGGGCACACCAAGUGAACCAUCUGAAUAUUACAAAGCUUGUGAUGCAACCUAUCCUCCUGGUCCUCCUAAUAAUCCUAAAGUGACAGAUCAUUCCAGCACAACUGUUUCUUUGGCAUGGAGUAGACCAAUUUAUGAUGGUGGAGCACCUGUCUCAGGAUACAUUGUUGAGGCAAAGGACAUUAACGAAGAUGAAUGGACUGUGUGUACACCUCCAACUGGUGUCCAAGCAACUCACUUCACCGUUAAAAAAUUAAAGGAAAAUGCAGAAUACAACUUCCGUAUUUGUGCAGUUAAUAUAGAGGGGGCUGGAGAACAUGUUGAUGUUCCAGGAUCUGUAAUUGCAGCUGAAAAACUUGAAGCUCCUGAAAUAGAACUUGAUGCAGAUCUUAGAAAAUGUGUUACUGUGCGUGCCAGUGCAACACUUCGGUUAUUUGUCACAAUAAGGGGUAGACCAGAGCCUGAGGUAAAGUGGAAAAAGGCAGAUGGCACCUUACCAGAGCGUGCUCAAAUUGAGGUUACAGGCUCUUACACUGGGCUUGUUAUUGACAAUGUUAACCGGUUUGACACUGGCAAGUAUGUUUUAACACUUGAAAACAAUAUUGGCUCAAAAUCUGCAUUUGUUAAUGUCAAAGUUCUUGACUCUCCAAGUGCUCCAGUCAACUUUGAAGUUAAGGAUGUAAAGAGAGAUUCUGUCCAGCUACAAUGGGAGCCUCCACAAAUUGAUGGUGGAGCCAAGAUAACCCAUUACAUUGUAGAAAAGCGUGAAUCCAAGAGACUAGCAUUCACAUCUAUAACAAACAACUGUGUCAGAAAUUCAAUCAGGGUUGAUGAUCUCCAAGAAGGAGGUCUUUACCACUUCCGUGUAUUGGCUGUCAAUGAACUUGGUGUUGGUUUGCCUGCAGAGACUACAGAGGCUGUCAAAAUUUCCCAAGCACCCUUACCACCUGGUAAAAUUACAGUUAUUGAUGUAACUCGACACACUGUUACUUUGUCAUGGGAAAAGCCAGAUCAUGAUGGUGGCAGCAAAAUCACAGGCUAUAUGGUGGAAAUGAUGACUAAGGGAUCAGAUAAAUGGACUGCAUGUGUCACAAUAAAGGCACUGGAAGCCACAAUUGAAGGACUUACAACAGGAGAGGAAUACAGCUUCAGAAUUACAGCAAUUAAUGACAAAGGAAAGAGCGAUCCUAAACCACUGGGAGCACCUGUUGUGGCAAGAGAUAUUACUAUUGAACCCAUUAUUGAUUUGAUGUUCAAUACCUACAGUGUAAAAGCUGGAGAUGAUCUCAAAAUAGAUGUUCCGUUCAGAGGCAGACCUUCUCCAGAGGUUACAUGGAAGAAGGAUGGUCACUCGCUAAAGCAAACAACCAGAGUUAAUGUUUUGACAUCAAAGACAUUAUCCAAGAUCACCAUCAAGGAUGCUACACGAGAAGAUGCUGGAAAAUAUGAAAUUACUUUAACCAAUACAUUUGGGGUCAAGUCUGCAGAAAUAUCGGUCAUCGUUCUUGAUAAACCAGGCCCACCAGGUGCAAUCAAGGUAGAGGAAAUAAGCGCUGAUUUUAUUUCACUUUCAUGGGACCCUCCGAUAUAUGAUGGUGGCUGUCAAAUUAAUAAUUAUGUAGUUGAAAAAAGAGAUACGACUACUACAGCAUGGCAAAUUGUUUCAGCAACAGUUGCAAGAACAUCAAUCAAAGUAUCUCGUUUGACACAAGGAACAGAAUAUCAGUUCCGUAUUGCAGCAGAGAAUCGUUAUGGUAAAAGCCAUGCUAUUGACUCAGCCCCAAUUGUAGCACAAUACCCCUUUACACCUCCAGGCCCUCCAACCAGUCUUCAGGUUUCUCAUGCCACUAAAUCAGGAAUGUUAGUUACAUGGAACAGACCAGCAAGUGAUGGUGGGAGUCCUAUUGUUGGAUAUCACAUAGAGUGCAAAGAUCAGAGCAGCAUUCUUUGGACAAAGAUGAACAGAGGACUUAUAACAGAAACUCAGUUCAAAGUAACUGGCUUGGAAGAAGGCCUACAGUAUCAGUAUAGAGUAUAUGCAGAAAAUAUAGCUGGCAUUGGACCAUGCACAAAGGCAUGUGAUCCUGUUUCUGCCCGAGAUCCAUGUGCACCACCCAGUCAGCCACGCGUUAUGAACAUCACAAGAACAUCUGUUUCUCUUUCUUGGACAAAACCGGAGUUUGACGGUGGAGCUAAGGUUACUGGCUAUAUUGUUGAGCGUAGUGAACUUCCAGAUGGACGUUGGUUAAAGUGUAAUUUCACCAAUCUUCAAGAAACAUAUUUUGAUGUGACUGGUCUGAUUGAAGAUCAAAGAUAUGAUUUCCGAAUCAUUGCUAAAAAUGCAGCUGGCUUAUUCAGUGAACCAUCAGAAAGCACUGGACCUGUAACAGUAAAAGAUGAUGUUGAUCCACCACGCAUAACAAUUGAGGACAAGCUAAGACAACUUGUUGUAAUAAAAGCUGGUGAAAUACUGAGAAUUGAUGCUGAAAUAUCAGGACGUCCAAUUCCUGUGAUUUCAUGGGCAAAGGAUGGAAAAGAAAUUGAAGCCAAGGCCAGAUUUGAGAUUUCUUCAACACUUACUAGUACAACGCUAAUUGUGAGAGAUGCCAUUAGACGUGAUUCAGGACAGUAUGUUCUAACGUUACAGAAUGUUGCAGGCACCAGAUCUUUGGCAGUAAAUUGUAAGGUCCUGGACAGGCCUGGUCCAUCAUCUGGACCAUUGGAUAUAACUGGUUUGACUGCAGAAAAAUGUACAUUGACCUGGGGACCACCUCAGGAAAAUGGAGGCGCUGAAAUUCAACACUACAUUGUUGAGAAACGUGAGACUAGCCGGCUUGCCUGGACUCUGGUCUAUGCAGACAUGAAGGCCACAACAUGUAAAGUAACAAAAUUGCUCAAAGGUAAUGAGUAUAUAUUUAGAGUUCGAGGAGUUAAUAAGUAUGGAACUGGUGAAGCUCUGGAGAGUGAUCCAGCAAAGGCAAUGGAUCCGUUCACAGUCCCUGCUGCACCAACAGAUGUUGAAGUCACAAGUGUUACAAGUGAAGCAAUGACAAUUUGCUGGGAAAGACCCAUCUCUGAUGGAGGCAGUAGUAUUUCUGGUUAUGUAAUUGAGAAACGUGAGAAAUCUGGUCUUCGUUGGGUACGUGUGAACAAAAAGCCUGUGUAUGACCUAAGAGUAAAAGCUUCUAAUCUCCGUGAAGGCUGUGAGUAUGAAUACAGAGUAUUUGCUGAAAAUGCUGCUGGUUUGAGUGCACCAAGUGUGCCUUGCCCACUGACAAAGGCAGAGGAUCCAUUGUUCCUGCCAUCACCUCCAGCUAAACCUAAAAUAAUUGAUUCUACUAAAACAUCAGUAACACUGUCUUGGAACAAGCCAUUAUUUGAUGGUGGUUCACCAGUAACUGGAUACAUGGUGGAAUACAGAAAUACCAAUGAUGAUGAUUGGACAGUUGGUGUCAAUAACACCAAGAGCACAGAGUUCACUGUUGUGGGACUCACAUCAGGAACAGAGUAUGUCUUUGUAGUCAGAUCAAUUAACAAAAUUGGCCCAAGUGAGCCAAGCCCUGAAACUGAUCCACAGGUAGCAAAGGAAAGAGAAGAUGAGCCAGUUUUCUUAAUCAGUAAUGAAAUGAGGAAGACACUGGUUGUGAAAGACGGAAGCUCAUUUACCCUUAGAGUCCCAUUCAAAGGGAAGCCUGUCCCACAUGUAAUGUGGAACAAACCAGAUGUUGAUCUGAGAGUGAGGGCAUCUAUUGACACAACUGAUACCUGCACAUCGGUCACAAUUGAGCAAGCUACAAGAGAUGACUCUGGGAAAUACACUGUAACUCUCCAAAAUGUUGCUGGAACUGCUACACUGACGCUGAGUGUAAAGGUCCUUGAUUCUCCAGGCCCACCAGCUCACAUUGAAGUAAAAGAAGUCACCAAGAGUUCAGCAACUAUUACAUGGGAUACUCCUGACAACGAAGGUGGUGCUCCAGUCAAAAACUACCUUGUUGAUCUCCGCGAGGCAACUAAGAUGGGCUGGAGCAGGAUUUCAAACAGUUGUCCCAGAUUGACUUAUAAAGUGACUAAUCUACAAGAGGGGGGUGUAUAUUAUUUCAGAGUUACUGGUGAGAAUGAGUAUGGCGUAGGAGUGCCACUUGAGACCAAGGAAGGAACAAAGAUUACAGAAAAACCAAGCCCACCACCCAAGCUUGGGGUAACUGAUGUCACAAAAGAAAGUGUCUCACUAGCAUGGCUUAAACCAGAACAUGAUGGAGGAAGCAGAAUAACAAACUACCUGGUUGAGGCCCUUGAAAAAGGACAACAAAAGUGGAUAAAGUGUGGUUCCACCAAAUCCACUCAUUUCGUUGUUGAUGGUUUGAGAGAAAAUGCUGAAUACUACUUCAGAGUUCGUGCUGAAAACCAUGCUGGGCUAAGCGACCCCAAAGACAUGGUUUUACCUGUGCUUGUUAAAGACCAGCUGGAGGCGCCAGAAAUUAAUAUGAAGGACUUCCAACACAAUACUGCCUAUGUUAAGGCAGGUUCAAAUCUCAAGAUUGAGAUCCCCCUUACUGGUAAACCUUUACCAAAAGUUUCCCUGUCUAAAGAUGGACAGGUUCUAAAGUCUACCAUGAGAUUCAACUUUGAUGUGACAACUGACUCCCUUAUAAUUUAUUUGCGUGAGAGUGUUGCUUCAGAUGCAGGCAGAUAUGAUAUCACAGCCUCUAACUCUAAUGGAACCACAAAAUCUUUUGUGAAUGUUGUGGUUCUUGAUAGACCAGGUCCAGCGGUUGGGCCUGUUGAAAUGUGUGAUAUCACAGAGGACAGUGUGAGUCUGAAGUGGUUGCCUCCUGCAUAUGAUGGUGGAAGCCCAAUCACCAACUACAUUGUUCUCAAACGUGAGACCACUACUGCCAACUGGAUAGAAGUUUCAUCUGCUGUUGCAAGGUGCACAAUCAAGAUCAUGAAGCUGAAUACUGGCGUUGAGUACCAGUUCAGAAUCAAGGCUGAGAAUCGCUUUGGCAUCAGUGAGCACAUUGAUUCACAAACUGUGACAGUCAGUCUUCCAUACACACUUCCUGUGGCACCUUCACAACCAUGGGUGUCAGCUGUAACAAAGGAAAGUAUCGUUGUAAACUGGAAGGAGCCAUCCUCAGAUGGUGGAAGCCAUGUCUUCGGAUAUCACCUUCAAAUGAAAGACAGAAACAGUAUUCUUUGGCAGAAAGUUAACACAACUGUUAUUCGUGCUACACACUUUAAAGUAACAAAUGUGAAUGCUGGUUUGAUCUACGAGUUCAAGGUUGCAGCUGAAAAUGCUGCUGGUAUUGGUCCAAUUAGCAAGUCCUCAGAUCCUGUGCUUGCAAUCGAUGCUUGUGAACCUCCCAACAGUGUUAGAGUCACUGAUAUCACAAAGAACUCUAUUAGUCUAGCCUGGCAGAAACCUUCAUAUGAUGGUGGAAGUAAAAUUACUGGAUAUUUAAUUGAAAUGAAAGAUGGUCCAAAAGGCAGAUGGUCAAAAGCUAAUUUGACAAAUGUUACUGACACCAAGUUUACUGUAUCAGGCUUGACUCAGAAUGAAUCUUAUGAAUUCCGAGUCAUGGCUAAAAAUGCAGUUGGUUCAGUCAGUAACCCAUCUGAAAUUGUUGGACCAGUCACAUGUGUGGACACUUAUGGUGCCCCUGAGGUUGAUCUUCCUCAGGAAUAUCUCGAUGUUGUGAAAUACAAAGCUGGUGCUACGGUUCAGCUUAAAAUUGGUAUUGUUGCUAAACCUCAACCAACAAUUGAAUGGUACAAGGACGGAAAAGAACUUGAGUCUGGAGCACAGAUUUCUAUUUCCAACACCACUGAGUUUACAUGCAUUUCAGUCAGGGAAGCCACUCGUCUGAAUACUGGAACAUACGAACUCAAGAUCAAGAACUCUUUAGGCUCUGCAUAUGCUGCGGUUAGAGUACUUGUUCAAGACAAACCUGGACCCCCUGCUGGAGAGAUACAGUUUAAGAAAAUCACAGCUGAUACUAUGACCAUCAUGUGGGAUCCUCCAGCUGAUGAAGGUGGCGCAAUGGUCACCCACUACAUUGUGGAGAAACGUGAGACAAGCAGAAUUAUGUGGUCCAUAAUCUCAGAAAAAUUACAAGACUGCAUUGUCACAGUCCCAAGGCUAAUUAAGGGCAAUGAAUACAUCUUCCGUGUUCGUGGCGUAAACAAACAUGGAGUUGGUGAUCCUUUGGAAUCUAGACCAGUAAUUGCACAGAAUUCCUUUGUUCAUCCUAGUCAGCCUUCUAAACCUCAAGUCACCAUGAUUACAAGGUCAACAAUGACUGUGGUGUGGGAAAGACCAAGUUUGGAUGGUGGCAGUGACAUUGAUGGAUAUUACUUAGAGAAACGAGAGAAGAAAAGUCUACAGUGGUUCAAGGUUAUAAAAGAUCCAAUCCGUGAUACCAGACAAAAAGUCCACAACCUCACAGAAGGAAAUGAAUAUCAGUAUCGUGUCUGUGCAAUCAACAAAGCUGGUGCAGGUCCAUAUUCUGAUGUCUCCAUCUUCUACAAAGCUUAUGACCCAAUUGAUCCACCAAGUGAGCCUACCAAGCUCAGAGUUGUUGAUUCAACAAAGACAUCAAUUACUCUUGGAUGGGUGAAGCCUGUUUAUGAUGGUGGGAGCGAAAUCACAAGCUACGUUAUUGAACAAAGAAUAGCUGAUGAGACAGAAUGGGUCACUAUAAGUUCUAAAGGAGAAGUAAGAACUACUGAGUUUGUUGUGUCCCAUUUAAAACCUGGAGUUUACUACUACUACCGUGUCUCUGCUGUGAAUUGUGUUGGAACUGGACGUUCGAUUGAGAUUGUGCAGCCAGUGCAGGCCAAAGAUAUUCUGGAGGAAGCUGAUGUGGAUCUUGACAUCUCAAUGUCAACUCAGUACAUAGCUAAGGCUGGUAGAGAUGUUGAAAUUGUAAUUCCUCUUAAGGGUAGACCUGCCCCAAAUGUUACAUGGCGAAAGGGAGACAAAAACAUUAGUGGUGAUGCAAGAUAUGCCAUCAGAAACACAGAAUACUCAACUACACUGAUCAUUCCAAAAGUCACAAGGGAUGACACUGGCAAAUAUCUUCUUGAAAUUGAAAAUGGAGUUGGGGAGCCAAAAACCAUCACAGUUUCUGUUAAAGUAUUGGACACACCAUCUGCCUGUAACAGGUUGAUAGUGAAGAAUGUGACAAGAGGUAAACUUACUCUAAGCUGGGAACCACCUUAUAUUGAUGGUGGCUCUCCAAUCACAAAUUACGUUGUUGAAAAGAAGGAUGCUAAAAUGAAGGCAUUCACUAUUGUGACAAAUGAAUGUGCCAAUACAACCUAUAAAGUUGAUGGACUGUCUGAAGAAAUUUCUUAUUUCUUCCGUGUUUCUGCUGAAAAUGAAUAUGGUGUUGGCGAUCCUUGUGAGACUGAGCAGCCUGUGAGAGCAACAGAGAUGCCUGGUGCUAUAAAAGAUCUUGUACUGGUGGACUCAACUAAUACAUCUGUAUCACUGGCAUGGACAAAGCCAGAUCAUGAUGGUGGAAGUCACAUUAAUGAGUACAUUAUUGAGAAAAAAACAAAGGAUGAAGAAACAUGGAGCUCUGGUGGCACAUGCAGACGUUGCCAGUGUGAAGUAACUGAACUUAAAGAGCUUUCUGAAGUUUACUUUAGAGUUUUUGCAAAAAAUGAGAAGGGUCGCAGUGACUUCUCUCAAAUCGGGCCAAUCACUGUAAAGGAAUUCCUUAUACCUCCUGAGGCAAACCUUAUUGAUUAUCCUAAUGGAGAAUUAAGUGUUCGCAUUGGACAAAAUGUGAAUAUUGACUUACCCUACAAAGGUAAACCCAAACCAAUUAUUCAGUGGAUGAAAGACGAUGUUAUACUCAAGGAAAGUGAACAAGUUCGUUUCAGGCAAACAGAGAACAAGGCAAGUCUCAUUGUAAGAAAUGCAAGAAAGGAAAAUGCAGGAAAAUACACCUUGGUACUUGAUAACAAACUUGUCAAGAACUUCUUUGACAUCAAAGUCAUUACACUUGGGCCACCAUCUCAGCCCAUAGGCCCAAUCCGUUUUGAUGAAAUUAAAGCCCAGAGUAUUAUUAUCUCAUGGGAUGUACCCCAAGAAGAUGGCGGAGGAGAGAUCACCUGCUACAGUGUAGAAAAGCGAGAGACAUCUCAAGCAGCAUGGAAGAUAGUUUGCUCUAGUGUGGUCAGGACAACAUUCAAGAUACCAAAUUUAGUUAAGGGUACAGAAUACCAAUUUAGGGUGCGUGCAGAGAACAAAUAUGGAGUAAGUGAUCCUCUAACCUCACCAGAUGUGGUCGCUCAACACCAAUAUAAGCCACCAGGUCCACCAGGAAAACCUGUAGUAUUCAAUGUUACAAGUGAUGGCAUGACUGUUCAGUGGGAUGCCCCAGGUUUUGAUGGUGGUUCUCCAAUCACUGGAUACCACCUUGAGAAGAAAGACAGGAACAGCUUAUUGUGGAUGAAAGUGAAUACCAGUGUUAUUUCUGGAAGAGAAUACAGAGUCAUUGGACUUAUUGAAGGUCUGGAAUAUUCAUUCAGAGUGUAUGCACAAAACAAUGCUGGAAUGAGUCCAGUCAGUGAACAGAGCAAACACAAACUGGCAAUUUCUCCUGUUGAUCCUCCUGGCACACCUAACUGCAUUGAUGUUACAAGAGACUCUGUAACACUUCAAUGGGAACCACCAAAACGUGAUGGAGGCAGUAGGAUUGUAGCAUACAGUGUUGAAAGACGUCAAGGAAGAGCACGUUGGUUGAGAUGCAAUUUCAUUGAUGUUAGCGAAUGUCAGUUUACAGUAACAGGCCUUGCUGCUGGAGAUCGCUUCGAAUUCAGGGUAAUUGCCAGAAAUGCUGUUGGAACAGUUAGUCCACCAUCCCAGUCCUCUGGCUACAUCAUGACCAAGGAUGAAAGUGUCAUCCCUCAGAUUGAAUUUGAAGCUGAGAAAUCCCUCACCAUCAAGGCAGGAGAAAAUAUUAAACUCAGCUGCAGUAUAAGUGGACGUCCUGUACCUCAAGUUACUUGGUAUAAAGAUGGAAAGGAAGUUGACAAAAUGCUUGUUGACAUCACAACUGUUAUUGGAUCAAGCUCACUGUUCAUCAGAGAUGCUGACCGUAACCAUCGUGGUAUCUACACAGUUGAGGCCAAGAACAGUUCCGGCACAACAAAAGUGGAUGUUCUUGUUAGAGUACAAGAUACUCCUGGACCACCCGAAGGCCCACUUCGCUUUACAAAUAUUUCUGCAGAGAAAGCAACUCUUUGGUGGAGCCCACCUGAAAAUGAUGGCUGUGCAGCCAUCAGUAAUUAUGUGAUUGAGAAGCGUGAGACUUCCAGAAUUUCAUGGGCACUUGUAACAUCCAAGUGUGAAGCCUGCUCCUUCAAUGCCACAAAACUGAUUAAAGGAAAUGAAUAUCAGUUCCGUGUAUCCGCUGUCAAUAAAUUUGGAGUUGGCAAGCCACUAGAGUCUGAUCCAAUCAUUGCUCAGAUGCAGUACACUGUGCCAGAUGCACCUGGAACACCUGACUGUACUCAUGUGACAGGAAACAGUAUUACUCUGUGCUGGACAAGACCAAGACAUGAUGGUGGAAAUGAAAUUAAACAAUACAUCCUUGAAAGACGGGAAAAGAAGAGUUUAAGAUGGGUGAAGGUUUCAGCUAAAAGACCAAUAACUGAGCUUAGGCACAGAGUAACAAACCUUACAGAAGGGAAUGAAUAUGAAUUCCGUGUUAUGGCUGAAAAUGGUGCUGGAAUUGGACCUGCAAGUGGUAUAUCCAGAUUGUUCAAGUGCAGAGAGCCAACAAGUGCACCCAGUGCACCAACUUUGGUGAAGGUCAUUGAUUCCACCAAGACGUCUGUUACCCUGGCAUGGACCAAACCAGUGUUUGACGGUGGUUUGGAAAUCAUUGGUUACAUUAUAGAGAUGUGCAAGGCAAGCCUUGAGGAAUGGCACCGAGUCAACAAUCAGACGUGCAUCCAGACACAUUACAGAGUAACAGAGUUAGAAUCAGGUGAAGAAUAUAAAUUCCGUGUUUGUGCUGUCAAUGGUGCUGGCAAGGGAGAAUUCUCUGAGACUCCACAUAUAGUACAAGCAGUUGACAGACUGACCUCGCCAGAAAUUGAUAUAGAUGCAGACUUCAAGCAAACACAUAUUGUAAAGAAUGGUGGAACUGUCAAACUUCAUAUUCCUUUCCGUGGAAAACCAGUUCCACUUGCCACAUGGACAAAGGCAGAUGGAGAUCUUGGUGUAAUGGUGGAUAUAAAUACAACCGAUACAUUCAGCACCUUGACAAUUGAAAAUUGCACUAGAUAUGAUGCUGGCAAAUAUACACUCUCUCUUGAAAACAACAGUGGCCGUAAAACCAUUACACUAACAGUCAAAGUGUUGGACACACCUGGACCUCCAGGACCUCUUUCAUUCAAGGAUGUGACAAGGGGUGCUCUGACACUUAUGUGGGAUGCACCAUCAAAUGAUGGAGGGGCACGUGUUCAUCACUACAUUGUUGAAAAGCGAGAGGCAAGUCGAUUAAGUUGGCAGGAGGUCAGUGAAAGGUGCACACGUCAAAUCCUGCGAGUCAUCAACCUUGAUAUUGGUGUGGCAUACUUUUUUAGAGUUACAGCUGAAAAUCAAUACGGCAAAGGUGAGCCAUAUGAAAUGACAGAGCCUAUUAUAGCCACAGAAGAGCCUGCAUCUCCCAAGCGACUGGAUGUCAUUGAUACAACAUCCACAACAGCUAGCCUAGUGUGGAUGAAACCUGAGCAUGAUGGCGGAAGCCGAAUUACUGGAUACAUUGUUGAGACUAGAAAGAAGGGCUCUGCUAACUGGGUUUUUGGAGGUCAAACUAAAUCUCUGAAAAUGGUUCUUGAAGGCCUGGUUGAGAACACUGAAUAUGAGUUCCGUGUAAAGGCUCAGAAUGAUGCUGGCAUAAGUCAACCACGAGAUGCACUAGCCUCUGUCAUUAUAAAGGAGCCACGUAUAGAGCCAACCGCAGAUCUGAGUAGUAUAGAUAAACAACUCAUUACUUGCAAAACUGGAAAUUCUUUUGCCAUUGAUAUUCCAAUAAGUGGCAGACCAGCCCCCAAGGUAACAUGGAAGCUUGAAGAAAUGAAACUUAAAGAAACAGACAGAGUCUCGAUUAAGAUCUCUAAAGACAGAACCACUCUGCUGGUUAAGGAUGCCAAGAGGGGCGACAGUGGAAAGUAUUAUCUCACGCUUGAAAAUGCAGCUGGAUCAAAGACAUUCACUGUUACGGUUAUUGUCAUUGGUAGACCAACCCCACCAACUGGACCUGUUGAAAUUUCAGGAGUAUCAUCAGAAUCCUGUGUGUUGACUUGGGGAGAACCUAGUGAUGAUGGUGGAACAGACAUAACCAACUAUAUUGUUGAGAAACGUGAGUCUGGCUCCACAACAUGGCAGGUUGUGAAUUCAAGUGUGAAACGGACCACCAUCAAAGUAACUCAUCUCACCAAGUACAUGGAGUACACUUUCAGAGUCUCUGCUGAGAACAAGUUUGGUGUUAGCAAGUCCAUUGAAUCUCAAGCUAUUGUUGCUGAACAUCCAUUCAUCUCACCAAGCCCACCAACUCGUCCUGAUGUAGUUUCUGUGUGUGCUAAUGCAAUUUCUAUUCGUUGGGAUGUGCCAUAUCAUGAUGGUGGAAGCCAAGUAACUGGAUACUGGAUUGAAAAGAAAGAGCGUAAUACCAUUCUUUGGGUGAGGGAGAACAAGAUUCCUUGUGUUGAGUGCCAUUACAAGGUCUCCACCCUUAUUGAGGGUCUUGAGUAUCAGUUCAGAGUAUAUGCAAUGAAUAUUGCUGGUUUGAGUAAAGCAAGUGAACCAUCAAGACCAGUAUUGGCUCUAAAUCCAGUUGAUCCACCUGGCACACCAGAAGUUUAUGAUGUAACCAAGACCUCAGUGUCUAUUAGAUGGUCUGUGCCAUUUAAUGAUGGUGGCAGCAAGAUUGUUGGAUAUGUGGUUGAACGCAAGGCAUCCAGUGAUGACGAAGAAGCUCGCUGGUUGAAGUGCAACUACACCACAAUCACAGAAAACUUCUUCACUGUUACAUCGCUCGUCGAGGGAGAGCAGUAUGAAUUCCGUGUUAUUGCCAGAAAUGGUGCUGGAGUUCACAGUAUGCCAUCUGCAUCAUCAGGACUUAUAACAUGCAAAGAUGAAUAUACACCACCAAAGGCCGAGCUGGACAGUAAACUUGUGGGUGAGACAAUCUCCAUUAGAGCUGGAUCAGACCUUGUUCUUGAUGCUGCUGUUGGUGGAAAACCAGAACCUAAAGUCUUUUGGGCUAAGGGCGACAAGGAGCUGGAUCCUGGAGAGAAAUACUCUCUGACAUACACAAGCACAAGAGCGAUGGCAAUCAUUAAAUCAUGUGACAGAAACGAUACUGGAAGAUACAUCCUUACUGUAAAGAAUGCAAGUGGAAUCAAAACAUCUGCUGUCAAUGUUAAAGUACUUGAUACACCUGGUCCACCUGCGGGUACAAUAACAAUCAGCAGGGUCACAGACGAGAAAUGCACAGUUUCCUGGAAGAUUCCUUUAGAGGAUGGUGGAGAUCAUGUCAGUCACUAUAUUGUUGAAAGACGCGAGACAAGCAGACUCAACUGGGUCAUUAUGGAAACUGAAUGCAAGACUCUGUCUUGUGUCAGCACAAAACUGAUCAAGAACAAUGAGUACAUUUUCCGUGUCAGAGGUGUAAAUAAAUAUGGGCCUGGUGUACCCCUGGAGUCUGAACCAGUUAUUGCAAGAAAUGCAUACACUGUUCCAACACCUCCGGGAACUCCAGAUAUUACUGCUAUUGGAAAAGAACACGUUAUUAUUGAGUGGUUUAAGCCAGAGAAUGAUGGUGGAAGUGAAAUCAAAAACUACCUUGUGGAUAAACGUGAGAAGAGCAGUGUUAGAUGGACAAGAGUAAACAAAACCUACACCAUUUAUGAUACACGCCUGAAAAUCACUGGUCUCCUUGAGGGUAGUGAUUAUCAGUUCCGCGUUUCAGCCGUCAAUGCUGCUGGCACCAGUGCUCCAAGUGACGCAUCUCAGUAUGCUCACUGUAAAGACCCAACAUAUACCCCAGCACCACCAUCAGUUCCUCGUAUUACAGAUACCACAAAGCACAGUAUUAGUAUGACAUGGACCCGACCAAUGUAUGAUGGUGGAUCUGAUGUCACAGGCUAUAUUGUUGAGAUUCUGGAGGAGGGAACAGAGCAGUGGUAUAGAGCCACACAGAAGACAUUGACCAGUACUCAGUACACAGUAACUGGUCUGGCAAGUAAUAAAAAAUACAGCUUUAGAGUGGCUGCUGUCAAUGCUAUGGGUACUGGGGAAUUCAGUGAAGGCAGUAUGGAAACUGCACCUUCUGAAAGAGUUGAAAUCCCUGAUAUUGAGCUACCUGAUGAACUUAAGAAGACUGUUUGCAUCAGAGCUGGCAACACUUUACGUCUUAAUGUAACUGUAUCUGGAAGACCUGCACCAGUUAUAACCUGGAGAAAGACUGGAAUUGACCUACAGUCCCGUGGUUUCAUAGAUACCACAGAAAACUCUACAUCAUUAAUAGUGGAGAAGGUACAUCGCUAUGAUGCUGGAAAAUACACAAUUGAGGCAGAAAAUCCCUCUGGCAAGAAAACUAUUACCAUUCUCGUCAAGAUUUAUGAUACUCCUGGACCAUGUGGUGCAGUAAAUGUUAAAGAUUACACUAAAGAGUCAGUUGUCAUCACAUGGGAUGUGCCUACUAUUGAUGGUGGUGCUCACAUCAACAACUACAUAAUUGAGAAGCGUGAAGCUUCAAUGAAAUCUUACAAAACAGUGACAACAGAGUGCAAAAAGACAUUAUACAGAAUCACUGGACUAGAAGAGGGAACACAGUACUUCUUUAGAGUGUUGCCUGAGAAUAUAUAUGGUGUCGGAGAACCUUGUGAAACACCUGAACCAGUACUGGUUUGUGAAGUUCCAUCUGUUCCUCAAGAUCUAUAUCUCAUUGAUACAACAAAGUCUACUGUCAUUCUUGGAUGGGAAAAACCACUUCAUGAUGGUGGUAGCAGACUUUCAGGCUUUGUCAUUGAAGCUUGCAAAACUGGAACUGAUCGAUGGAUGAAUGUUGCACAUGUGAAAUCAUCUGUGCUGCAACACACAAUUGUCUCACUGACUGAAAAUGAGCAAUAUCUCUUCAGAAUCAGAGCUGAAAAUAGCAGAGGUGUCAGUGAGCCCAGAGAUCUCAUGACACCUGUAACAAUUCAAGAACAGAGAGAAAUGCCAAAGAUUGACUUGACUGGUAUCCCACAAAAGAUUGUCAAUGUGCCAGCUGGUAAGCCAAUUGUGCUCAACAUUCCCAUUAAAGGAAGACCUGCACCAGUCUGUUCAUGGUCAUUUGGUGGAGUUAAAAUGAAAGACAAGCUUGACCGCAUUAAGAUUGAAACAACUGCGAAAUUCACCAAACUGACAGUCCGUGAAACCACAAUUGAUGAUACUGGUGACUACACUCUUAAUGUGAAAAAUGUGUCCGGAACAGCAACGGAGGUCAUCAGAGUUAUCAUUCUUGAUAAACCUGGAGUACCUGUUGGGCCUAUGAAAAUUGAAGAGGUUGAUGCCACAUCUGUGACAUGCAGCUGGGAACCACCACAAAAAGACGGAGGUGCAAAUGUCAGUGGCUACAUUGUUGAGCAACGUGACGCACAUCGACCAGGAUGGAUGUCUGUUUCUGAAUCGGUCACAAGACCCGUGUUCAAAUUUACAAGACUUGUGGAGGGAACUGAAUAUGUAUUCCGUGUUGCAGCAACAAAUCGCUUUGGUAUCGGCGGGUUCUUGCAAUCUGAGGUCGUUGAGUGCAAGAGUGUCAAAACUGUACCUGGAGCACCCAGCACACCUGAAAUACUUGAUGUGUCUCAUGAUGGCAUGACUCUUACUUGGACACCACCCGAGGAUAAUGGUGGUUCUACUAUUGCUGGCUAUAUUAUUGAACGCAAAGAGGCUGGAUCUGACAGGUGGCUUAGCAUCAAUAAGAAUCCAGUGACUAUGACAAGAUACAGAGCCACAGGACUUAUCGAGGGUCUUGAAUAUGAGUAUAGAGUGACAGCUAUAAACUCUAGAGGCACUGGAAAACCAAGUGCAAAUUCUAAACCAACUAUUGCAAUGGAUCCUAUUGAGCCUCCUGGUAUUCCACUAAAUCCGAGAGUUACAGAUACCACAAGAACAUCAGUUUCUCUUGCUUGGUCUCCUCCAGAAGAGGAGGGAGGUGCUGCUGUAACUGGUUAUCUCAUUGAGAUGCAAAAAGUUGACCAGGUUGAAUGGACAAAAUGCAAUACAACCCCAACAAAGAUUUGUGAAUACACUUUGACACAUAUGCCCCAAGGAGCUGAAUACAAGUUCCGUGUUAUGGCUUGCAAUGCUGGUGGAGCUGGUGAGCCAGCUGAGAUUCCAGGAGUGGUAAAAGUUACAGAAAUGCUUGAAUACCCUGACUAUGAGCUGGAAAAAAUCUACCAGGAAGGCUAUGUUGUCAGACAAGGUGGCGUCAUCAGGCUAUCAGUGCCCAUCAAAGGCAAACCCUUACCAACAUGCAAGUGGACAAAAGAAGGUCGUGACAUUUCUCACAGAGCUAUGAUUGCAACCAGUGAAGAACGUACUGAGCUUGUAAUCAAGGAAGCCCAUAGAGAUGACACCGGUACCUACGAUCUUGUGUUGGAAAAUAAAUGUGGAAGGAAGGCUGUCUAUAUUAAAGUAAAAGUUAUAGGUCGCCCAGAUCCACCUGAGGGUCCUCUUGAAUUUGAUGAUAUUCAGGCACGUUCAGUCAGAGUAAGCUGGAGACCCCCAUCAGAUGAUGGUGGCUCUGAUAUAUUUGGUUACAUUGUGGAGAGGCGUGAAGUACCUAAAGCAGCUUGGUACACUGUGGACUCACGUGUGGUUGAUACAUCACUUGUGGUGAAGGGACUGAAGGAAAAUGUUGAAUAUCACUUCAAGAUCACAGCAGAGAACCAGUUCGGCAUUAGCAAAUCUCUCAAAUCUGAUGAAUCUGUCACACCAAAGACACCUCUUUGUCCACCAGAACCUCCUAGUUUCCCUCCAGAAAUUAUGGAUGUUACAAAGACAACGAUUGGUCUGUCCUGGUCAAGACCAAAGGAUGAUGGAGGCUCUCGUGUCACUGGAUACUAUGUUGAAAGAAGAGAGAUUUCCACUGAAAAGUGGGUGCGUCAUAAUAAGACUCAUAUCACAACAACAAUGUAUACUCUCACUGGCCUAAUCCCAGAUGCAGAGUACCAGUUCCGUGUGGUUGCUCAAAACGAUAUUGGUCAAAGUGAGCCUGGUCCUGUGUCCGAGUCAGUUGUUUGCAAAGAUCCAUUUGAUAAACCAGGGCAGCCUGGUGAGUUUGAUAUUAUCUCUAUAACCAAGGACAGCAUAACCAUUCACUGGUUGCGUCCUGAAUCUGAUGGUGGAAAAGAGAUCCUUGGGUACUGGAUUGAAUUCAGGCAAGCAGGUGAAAGUGCCUGGAAAAAGUGCAAUAAAGAACGUUCAAAGGACAGGCAGUUUACCAUAGGUGGACUCAUGGAAGCAACAGAGUAUGAGUUCAGAGUGUUUGCUGAGAAUGAAACUGGACUGAGUAGACCAAGAAGAACAGCAAUGGGCAUUAAAACCAAACUGAGUGUUGGAGAGGCUCCAUGCCUGAAGGAGGAUAUCAAAGAUACUACCACUAAAUUAGGAGAGUCUGGAAUAUUAACAUGCCAGAUUAUUGGAAGACCUCUUCCUGAAAUUAAGUGGUAUAGGUAUGGAAAGGAGUUGAUCCAGAGCCGAAAAUACAAGAUGAGCUCUGAUGGCCGAAACCACUCUUUAUCAGUAAUGACAGAUGAACAAGAGGAUGAAGGCUUGUAUACUUGUAGAGCCGUCAAUGAGGCAGGUGAAAUUGAGACCAGUGGAAAACUUUUAUUGCAGGCUGCACCACAAUUCCAUCCAGGAUUCCCAUUGAAAGAAAAAUACUAUGCAGGCUGUGGAACUAGCCUACGUCUUCAUGUUGUUUACAUUGGUCGCCCUAUUCCACAAAUCAUGUGGUUCUAUGGCAAGAAGCCCCUCAAUCCAUCAGAGAAUGUUAUCAUUGAAAACACGGAAAGUUACACUCACUUAGUUAUCAGAAAUGUCCAGCGUAAAACAAAUGCUGGAAGAUAUAAGGUGCAACUCAGCAACAAAUUUGGCACAGUUGACACUGUCCUCCGUGUUGAAAUCCAAGAUAAACCUCUCUUGCCUGAAGGACCAGUCGUUGUUGAUGCUCUAUUGAAGAGUUCUGUGAUCAUUAGUUGGAAACCACCAAAGGAUGAUGGUGGAUCAAUGAUCACAAAUUACAUUGUAGAGAAACGUGAAGCGAAAGAGGGUGAGCAAUGGCAUCUUGUAUCAUCGGCUGUCUCAGGAACCACAUGUCGUGUUCCAAACCUCAUUGAAAGCUCUGGAUAUUACUUCCGGGUUUCUGCACAGAAUCAGUACGGAAUUAGUGAAUCUCUUGAGAUUCCAUCUGUUGUCAUUAUCAAGAGUCCAUUCGAGAAACCUGGAGUCCCACAACGGCCAUUUGUUUCAUCUGUAACCAAGGAUUCAUGUGUUGUUUCUUGGAAACCACCAACAAGUGAUGGAGGUGCCAAAAUUAAGAACUAUUUCCUUGAAAAAAGAGAGAAGAAACAGAACAAAUGGAUUGCAGUUACUACAGGAGAAAUCCAUGAGACAUCUUAUACUGCUAAAGGUCUUCUUGAAGGAUUUGAAUAUGAAUUCCGUGUCAAGUGUGAAAAUAUUGGCGGAGAGAGUGACUGGAGUGAGAUUUCAGAACCAGUCAUUCCAAAAUCAGAUACAGCUCUCCGUGCCCCAUUCUUCAAGGAUGAAUUGAGAGACAUGUGUGUAAAAUACAAGGCAAACGCAACCUUUGUCACAAAGGUUGUCGGGCAUCCCAAGCCAGUGGUUAAAUGGUACAAAAAUGGCAAAGAAAUUUUAGCUGAUGGAGCGAAAAUAAAGGUCCAAGAAUUCAAAGGAGGUUACUUCCAACUAGUUAUCAGCAACGCUGAUGAAAAUGAUGCAGCUGCUUACCAAAUUAGAGCUACUAACCAGCUUGGAUCAAUCUCGACAAGUAUGAACCUAGAUGUUGAAGUUCCUGCCAAGAUUUACUUACCAUUACACCUCCAAGGCAUGGGAGCUGUUCAUGCCAUUCGUGGUGAAGUGGUUACCAUCAAGAUUCCAAUUAGUGGCAAACCUGAUCCGGUAGUCACGUGGCAAAAGGGACAAGAGAUUAUUAACAACACAGCUUACCAUCAGGUUAUUAUCACAAGGUCAUUCACCUCCCUGGUGUUCCUAAAGGGAGUACAAAGGAAGGAUUCUGGCUACUACAUUAUUUGUGCCAAAAAUCGCUUUGGCAUGGAUAAGCAGACAGUUGAACUCGAUGUUGCAGAUGUGCCUGAUCCACCAAAAGAUGUUAAAGUCAGUGAUAUUGGCAGAGAUACACUCACUCUCACUUGGAGUCCUGGCAAUGAUGGUGGAAGUGAAAUUAUUAAUUACAUUAUUGAAAAGUGUCCUACCACUGGAGACCGAUGGAUUCGUGUUGCACAGACAUCUGAAUCCCAAUAUACCGUCAUGAGUCUCUUUGGCAAAACAAAGUACCAGUUUAGAGUGAUUGCAGAAAACAGGUUUGGGGUGAGUGAUCCAUCUGCACCAACUGACCCUGUGACUACCAAAGAAGACAAGUUAGCAAUUCGAAACUAUGAUGAAGAAGUGGACGAAACAAGAGAAGUUACAAAGGAAGAGGCACCACAUUCAAAAGUCAAACACGUACCAUCACUGUACACAGUUUCUGAGGAACUUGCACGUAAUGGACAGUUUGGCAUUGUCCAUCGCAGUAUUGAAAUUAGCUCUAAGAAAACAUUCUUGGCAAAAUUCAUCAAAGUUAAAGGUGCUGAUCGAGAGCUGGUUGCAAGAGAAAUUGAGACACUCAAUAUUGCAAGACAUAAAAACUUUCUGUAUCUUCAUGAAUCCUUUGAUAGCUUGGAAGAAUACGUUCUUAUUUAUGAAUUCCUUUCUGGUAUGGACAUCUUUGAGCGUCUUGGUAUAAACUUUGACCUCACUGAGCAAGAAAUUGUUCAGUAUCUGAGACAAGUCUGUGGAGCCCUGAAGUUCUUGCAUAGCAAAAACUAUUGUCAUUUUGAUAUCAGACCUGACAACAUUAUUUAUUCCACAAGGAAAAGCAAUACAAUCAAGAUCAUUGAAAUGGGCCAGGCUCGGUUGCUUACACCUGGAGAAAACAUUAGGAUUCAGUUUACUGCCCCAGAGUACUAUGCACCUGAAAUCCACACCAGUGAUUUUGUAACAACUGCCACUGACAUGUGGUCUGUAGGUGUUCUUGCUUACGUCCUCUUAAGUGGACUUAAUCCGUUUGCUUCUGAAUCAAACCAGAAAAUGAUUGAGCACAUUUCAAAUGCAGAGUAUAUGUUUGAUAGUGAAGCCUUUAAAGAGACCAGCCUUGAGGCUAUGGACUUUGUUGACAGACUGUUAACUAAAGACUCCAAGCUACGUAUGACUGCCUCAGAAGCUUUGGAGCACCCUUGGCUCAGGAUGAAAUUGGAACAUGUUAGUUCAAAAGUCAUCAAGACUUUGAGACACAAAAGAUACUACCAGUCACUUGUGAAAAAGGAAUGGAGCACUGUUGUUUCAUCAGCACGUGUUGCCUAUGGUGGUGGCUACAGAAACCAGAAAAAUGUUUCCAUUGGAAGAGUGAAAAUUGGACAUCCUCAACAAGGCUUGAGAGCAGGACCUAUCAUGCAUGGAUCUGCUGAAGAGGGAGGACAUGUCAGGUUUGUGUGCUGCAUUGAAAACUAUGAUCGAAACACUGAAGUGACCUGGUACUUUGGUUCCCGCAAAUUAACUGCAAGCCACAAAUAUGAAAUUACAUAUGCUAAUGGUGUUGCUAGCAUCUAUGUUAAAGACAUUGAAGAAUGUGAUGAUGGAUUAUAUAGAUGCAAGGUUGUCAGUGAAGACAGGGAGGACAAUGCAUAUGCUGAGUUAUUUGUUGAGACUGUCAGGUCCUUCCGUGAGUACUACCUUGGACGCUCGCUGAAGAAACCCAGGCGUAGAAUUGACAAAAGCAAAAUUUUGCAGAGGCCACCAGAGUUUACUUUGCCUUUAUUCAAUCGUUCAGCAUACAUUGGUGAAGAUGUGCGCUUUGGUGUGACCAUAACUGUCCAUCCAGAGCCAAGUGUUACAUGGUUAAAGGCUGGGCACAGAAUCAAGCCAGAUCCUAAAAAAUACACAUUCACAAGUGACAAGGGUCUUUAUCAGCUCAUGAUACACAAUGUUGACCUCAGUGAUGAUGCUGAAUACACUGUUGUAGCAAACAACAAGUUUGGCGAAGACAGUUGCAAAGCCCGUCUCAAUGUAGCACCACAUGCUGUUGCUGAGGAUACUAUGAGACCAAUGUUUAAACGUCUCUUAGCCAAUAUUGAUUGUGUUGAGGGGCAGAGCGUCCGCUUUGACUUGAGAGUAUCAGGAACCCCAGCACCAACUUUGAAAUGGGAGAAAAAUGGCAAACCUCUUGAGUUCAGACCACAAGUUGAAGUUGUUCAAGAGGAUGUAGACUAUUUCAUUCUACAUAUUAGAGAAACUCUCAUAGAGGAUUCAGGAACAUACAGAGUCACUGCAACAAAUACAGCUGGAUCAGCAAGCUGUCAAGCUACUCUCAAAGUUGAACGACUAACAUACACAAGGAGGGAGUUCAAGAGCGAGGAAGAAAGACAUAUAUAUGUAAGAAACCAAAUAGAAAAGACACUGAAAAUGGCACAAGAGUUCUCAAAAGCUGAAGUUGUUGCACUCAAUCCUGUAGCACAAGAGGCUUUGAAAGAAGCUGCGGAAUUAUAUAAACCGGCAGUUAGCACCAAGCAUGUGCAGGGUGAGUUUGAUAUCUCUGAUAAAGAGGAUCAAGAAAUAAAGAAAAUUAUAGAGGAAGAGAAGAAGAUACGUAUGCCUUAUGAAAUCCCUGAAGCCCGUGCACAUGAUCCAACAGUUCUUGAUGAAGAUAAAAUGAUUAAACACUUUGUGCCCCUAUCUGACAUGAAAUGGUAUAAAAAGUUGCGUGACCAGUAUGAAAUUCCUGAGAGAAUGGAAAGAAUAGUUCAGAAGAGACAAAGGCGGAUUCGUCUUUCCAGAUGGGAGCAAUUUUAUGUUAUGCCACUGCCUAGAAUAACUGAUCAGUACAGACCGAAAUGGCGCAUUCCAAAACUUACACAAGAUGAUUUGGAGACUGUUCGACCAGCCAGGCGUUCACCAUCCCCUGAAUCAGAGGCAUCAUUCAGACUGAGAAGACGCUCACUUGGUGAUAUUUCAGAUGAGGAGCUGCUUAAGGAAGAGGAGUAUCUGGCAACAAAAUUAUCAGAAAAAGAAAGACGAGAGCUUGAAGAAGAACUAGAACUGGGCUUCUCUGCCUCCCCACCUAGUGGAAGCCCUGUGCGCUUUGAGUUGUCUGCACUGCGACGUGCCUCACCAAGACCUGUUCACAGAGCUGAAGUGAGACGUGUAGAAGAGACAAAACAUGUAACAACGGAGCAAGCUCGAGGCUCUCCUCCUCCUAUAUCACAUUUCUUGAGAAGGAGAAGAUCCUUGUCUCCAACAUACAUUGAACUGAUGCGCCCUGUCUCUGAACUCAUCAGGCAACCUCGUGCACGCAUCCCAACAGAGGCUGAAGUUGAAAUAAUUGAAAGAAGAUCACCCACCCCUGAGAGAACUCGUCCUCGAUCACCAAGUCCUGUAUCCCCAGAAAGAAGAUCCUCCAGAUCCUCUUCUAGAUUUGAAAGGUCUGCAAGAUUUGACAUCAUGUCUAGAUAUGAAGCAAGGAAAGCUGCUCUUAAAUCUGAGCGCAAAUACCAGGUUGUAACACAGCAACCAUUCAGUCUUGACCAUGCUCCACGUAUCACUGUAAGAAUGCGCUCUCACCGUGUACCAUGUGGUCAAAACACUAAAUUCACUUUGAAUGUUCAGUCCAAGCCUGAUGCCAAUAUCCAGUGGUUCCACAAUGGACAACAAAUACAAGAGAGCCACAAAUACCAGUUUACAAAUAUGAGUGGAGUCCUAUCUCUCCAGAUUAAUGACUGUCAGGCUGAGGACACUGGCACAUACCGUGCUCUUUGCACAAAUUCAAAGGGUGAGGCAUCAGACUAUGCAACUCUUGAUGUUUCAGGUGGAGCAUUUACUACAUACUCUUCAAGACGUCGAGAUGAGGAGGCCCCGACACAAAUUGUACCUGAUAUAACAAAAACAGAUUAUUAUCAUUCAACAACAAUCAGAGCUUCCUCUGCCUCAAGAACUCACUUGGAGAUUCAAGAAUUCAAAACAAAGUUAACCGAGAGACAUGAAGUUUCUUCCUUUGAAAAGUAUGAAUCUCAGAGGCUUGCAUCAUCUCCAAUUAGAUAUGCAUCAACUGAAUACCUAUCAUCAGCUUCAUAUUCAUCCUCUGAGAGACAUACAACAUCAGAAAAGCAUGUGUCAUCUGAAUCAAAGUUAAAAGAAUCAGAAACAUCUGCUGAAGUAUCGGUAAAGAAAAUUAAAGCUACCCUUUCAGCCAAAAUACUCACAAAACCACAUUCUCUGAUUGUGUCUGAGGGUGACUCUGCACGAUUCGUGUGUGAUAUUGAUGGAGAGCCAGCACCAACUGUCACAUGGAUGCAUGAGGGAAGAACAGUUGUCUCUUCACAUCGUAUUCAUGUGUCUACCACACAGUAUAAGUCUACUUUGGAAAUUUCAUCAGUUGAAUAUUCAGAUGAGGGCAACUAUACUGUAGUUGUGGAAAAUUCAGAAGGAAAGCAAGAGGCAAGAUGUACCUUGGCUAUUAAUAAACCAAUACUUAAAGAGGAAGUAACACCAACACAAGUGAAGUCACCAGAGCCCUCAGUGGCAUCUCCGGUGCCACCAAUUAAAUCUCCAGAGUCAUCAGUUACUUCUCCAGUGCCAUCUGUAAAGUCCCCAGAGCCCUCUGUGAAAUCUCCAGUGCCAUCGGUAAAGUCUCCAGAACCUUUGGUAAAAUCCCCUGUACCAUCACUGAAAUCUCCAGAGCCUUCAGUCAAAUCCCCUGUGCCUUCCGUAAAGUCUCCAGAACCCCAAAUUAAAUCACCAGAACCCACUGGCAUUAAGUCUCCUGAACCUCGAAUUAAAUCUCCAGAGGGCAUCAAGUCACCAUUCAGAGUAAAAUCACCAGAGCCAGCCACCUCUCUUCAGAGAGUUAAAUCUCCACCUCCUCUUAAAUCUCCAGAACCAACCACACCUCAAGGAGUGAAGUCUCCAAUAGCUUCACCUCCCAGGGUAAAAUCUCCUCCUCCUAUUAAGUCUCCUGAGCCAAUUGCUUCGCCUCUGAGAGUAAAAUCCCCUACAGGACUUAAGUCUCCUGAACCUCAAAGAGCCAAAUCCCCACCAACAGUCAAAUCUCCUGAACCAAUUAUGUCACCUAAAAGAAUGAAAUCACCACUUACAGUGAAGUCCCCAACCCCAUCAAAGGAAGCACCACCAAAGAUCAUUCAGCAACUCAAAGCUGAGGCUUUUGAAGACAAAAUUAGGAUGAUCUUUGUUGCUGAGAGCUCACUGAGAGAAGUUGUGUGGUACAAAGACAGCAGAAAACUAAGCCAAAGCAGUCACUACCAGAUUCAUUCAUCUGCAGAUGGAACUUGCUGUCUCUAUAUAUCCGAUGUUUCAGAGGACGAUCAAGGUGAAUAUUCAUGUGAAAUCAUAAGUGAGGGAGGAGCAGUGUCAAGAACAUCAUUCUCUUUUGUUGGGCAAGUGUUUCAAGCAAUUUACACAAAAGUUACUGCAUUCGUCGCUGCACAUAAGGCUGUUCAAGAAUCCGUGUCUUCCAAAAUCCAAGGAGGAAGUGAAAUGGUUAUUAAGAGGGAAAGUGCUGCAGUUAGCAGCAUGCAUGAAAGUUUUACCUCAAAAUCCAUCCACAUGGAGAGCACAAUGCAAGAGGCAUCAUUCAGCAGUUCAGCAAUGGCUGAGAUGAAAUUUGAAACUAUGUCAAUGUCUAGCAUGUCAUCCAUGACAUCAGAGUCAGUGUAUGCAAUGAGCUCAAGCAGUAUAAUGUCAAGUCAUUCACAUGCUGAAGAAACUUCAGUCAGAGCAGCCCUUCACAGUGCUCAAGGCUUAGCUCCGAGAAUUGAAGCUCUUCCUGAAGAUAUCAGCGUUGAAACUGGAAAGGUUCUUACCGUGGCUUGUGCCUUCUCCGGAGAACCAGCACCUCAUAUUGAGUGGUCUCGAGGUGGAAAGAAACUGCCUGGAGAAGAAGAUAGCAGUAGGUUCCAUAUUGAGACAACCGAGGACCUCACCACACUCAUUAUCACUGGUGUGAAAGAGACCGAUGCUGGGGCAUACACACUCAAACUUUCUAAUGAGCAUGGAUCUGACUUGGCAACUGUUACCAUCAGUAUUCGAUCAAAGUAAAGCCAUAAUUUAUACCCCACCCCUUCCUACGUUAAGCAACUUUGUUUUUAUUAAAUGA
This is a messenger RNA of Danio rerio (zebrafish), 94704 nucleotides long. Lineage: Eukaryota; Metazoa; Chordata; Actinopteri; Cypriniformes; Danionidae. The record is from RefSeq and is a predicted model, not a curated record.